CAGCCGUUCGCGUCUCUUGUUUGUAUGUCGUCCGUCCGUUCGCGUACCCGACGGCAGCAGUCGUCCGCGUUCUUUGUCCGAUGCGAAUAUCAUUUUUGUCGAUAAUAUAAUAAUAAUUAUCGUUGUCGCUGUCGUAGGUUCGCAACCGAUUCUCGCGCCGCCGAAAUUCUCCCCGGUUAAGAGGACCGCGGUUCGUACUCGUUCCGAUACGAUAAUUCGAGCGAUGAUCGUCGCGGACCGUACCGACGACGACGACACGAUUCGGCGUGUCCGAAAAACGUAAACGCCGGAAACACCUGGAAAACCGAAAAAAAAAUUUAAAAAAAAACAGAAAAAUCAUUGACGUUCGUCGUUGAGCCUGCGCUCGUUCGUCCGCGGCUUCCUCAAAAAUUAAUAAAAAAAACAAUUUAAAAAAUAUAUAGUAACAGUAAAAAGGGGAAUACGACGCAAACAAACCAUCGUACACCACGGCACGGCGGGCGGCGUGUGCUGCACACCGGACAUGGCAUUUUUCUUUUGCGGUAUUGUUGAACAUUUACUACGCUUAUAUUAAUUACUCUGCCGGGCCAAAACCGUAAUAUUAUAAUCCGGUCGGCGGUACGCGCGGGUAAUAACAACGGUUACGACUAAUAUCCAUGCGAAUGUUUCCGCGUGUAACUGGUCCGGCGACUCGCUAAUUAUUCGUCGCCGUCGCCGCGACACGACCGCGGCCGCGCGUAAUAGCCGACCGGCCGACCGUUGCCGUGCUCGCGCGUAUUGCGUAAACGACACACCGCUUUGCGAACCGGUGUCUUGCGAAAAUACGACGCGCAGAAAACAAACGCAAACGCGAAAAAUAAUGUAAAACCCGAGCGAUAAAACCGUCGGCGGAAAACGACGAGCGCGAAAUCCCGCGGGUCUCCGCGUACCUACGGCCGCCUCGGAAUGCGAGCGGUCGGUCCGGCCGAAAAGUCGUGGUCUGGCGGGGGGGAGGUGUUGGGCGGCCCGGCAAAAUGUAUGCGCCGCCGUCGGGGUCGGGGAGGAGAAAAACGGUUUCCCCCUCGGAAAAUCUGCCCCUCGCGCUGAUAAUUUAUCUCCUCUUCGGGGCCCGCACGCGGAAACGCGCAGGUAAUAAUAUUAUGUAAAUAACGCCGUCGAAAACGCCACGCACGCGUUUCGGUUUUUUCUUGCGUUCCGCGAUAACGUGCGGUCACUAUUGGUGAACGGCCGCGGCGUUCGGUCGGCCGACGACGAGUCUUUUCGCCGCGAUAUUUCGGUAAAACGAAACAUUUUUAAUGUAAAAAUAACGUGGGUACAAAAUAUUAUUGCGCGACGUAUUUAUUAUUGUCUCUCUCUCUCUCUCUCUCUUUCACCGUCUCUCCGACAGCUGGCGGGUUACCCGGGUGGGUAUUUUUUACCGUCGUCGUCAUUAUAAUAAUACCCAAUAAUAAUACUAAUAAUAAUAAUAAUAAUAAUAUUAUUUCGUUAUCGCGUUCGGUUUUUUACUCGCUCGCCUUAUCGGUGCUUCCUCCCUUCCCCCCCCCGUCGCCGUCACCGCCGUUAUCAGCGAGACGAGCCUCGGCUCACGAAACAUUUGGCGUUUUUAUUAUUGUUUUUUUGUACCGCGCCGCGCCGCGCCUCCCCGGAGGAGAGUUUUAAACCCAAACACCGGUCGACUGUUGAGCCCGUCGUCGUCCGCGCGGAGCCGCAGUGCUGCGCGGCAGUUAUCGCGCGCGCCGCACCACACACACGGCCGUCGCCGCGGCUCUCCGCGCGUCGUCCCCUCCCGCCCGUCCGACGGACCGACCGACUCUUCCUCGCCCCUCGCCCACCUCGCCCCUCUGUCGCACGACACUUGUACCGCGCGCGCCGUUACCGUCCGGCCGCCACCGCCGCCGUUCCUCCGGCGGCACGUUCGCACGCACUCGCACGCUUCGUCACUCACGCGCACGCACACACCAGCCCCACGGAAUAAUAAUAAUAACUCGUACGACACACACAUACACGGUGUCGUAUUUUCUUCAUAGUUUUCUAAUAUUAUUAUUUUGCUUGGGAUUUUUUUUUUUUUCUAGAAAUUUUUUCGCCACGAAAUUCGACUCCCAGCUGUAUUACGUUUAAUGUAUAAUAAUAAUAAUAAUAACAAUAAUAAUAAUAAUAAUAAUUAUUAUUAUCAACAACAACAUAACCGUACAGCACUUCCUAUACGGCGCUGCAGCUGCGCGUAUAUAAUACCAAUAAUAUACCUACCGAUAAUACGUACGCAUUUUCGAGCGUUUUGCGCGUUUUCCUUUGAAUAACCCCGGAACGGAAAAUGUAAAACCGACCGUUUCUCCGUCAUGAGAUCAGAAUAAUAAUGUUGUUCACGGGUACGCGCGUUUCCCGUUUUCCGCGUUGCGUGCAAACUCCGUGCCGUCAGUUUUAAUGUACGCGCGGCCGAAUUAUUGUGACCCGUCGCUAAAACUUAUUGGCGAGAACUCGUCGGCCGUACGUUUGAUGAACGGCCGUCGGGUUUUUUUUUUUUCUCUCGACAAUUUAAUUUCUUUUUAGCGACGCGCAAGCGUGUUUCCGAACGCGGCGGACCGCCGCGGGUAUCUCACUCGUAUGCUGGAACAGCGAACUGGGAAAAUAACCAACGCACAAACGCCGAUAGCAUUCGCCCCUUCGUGUUCGACAUAUAAGGUCAAUCCGCCGUAAUUGAUUAAAACCAACAAACGGAAAAAUCGAUUCGGUUUAACGCGAAUCUGCCGCGUCUUCGUGCCCGCCACGUUCGCGUAAGACGGAAACGACAAAAUGCCGCGCGCGUCCUCGGGAACCGUUCGGCACGAUCGAAUAACAAUAUUAAACAAUAAUGAUAAUAACAAACAAUAUUGCAUUAUUAUUGUAAGGUUUCCGAGCGGUUUUUUUUUUUAUCGUCGCCGUUGUUUAUGCGACGCCCGCGAGAAGUUUUCGCUCGUCGUUUUCGUCUUGUAAGCACAAAAACCGACGGUGAAUGUCGACAUUGAGGUUUCCAGAUAAAUGCCCGAUAACAUUGUAAAAAACGAUGAUGAUGAUGACGUAAUCAUAUACGUCGCGAAUCCGCGCGUUCGAAAAUUUUAGCCAAACACCUCGUGUGUGCGUGCGUGUGUGCGAUUAUGACGAAAUGAGAAGCUGUAGAAAGAAAAAUACGAAAAUACUGUAACUAUUCGUGCCCCCGAAGAAAUACCGACACAAAUCAACAUAAUAUGCAAAUGUCGGGAAUUAGAUUUUUACGGUUCCAUAAUGUCCAUAAUGAUUUUUCCCGCGUAAAACUUUUACUUUUGAGACACGACUUCAUUCUGGCUAAACAGAUAUCGUGUAAUCAGUCGGCUAACAAAUAGAGUCACGUCUCACAAAAAAGCCAAUAUUCAGGCUGAAAAUUCGUUUUGAACAGACAUAGGGACGUUCGAGUCCACACUGUCUUGAAUAUUAAAUAAACGAAAAAUGUCGAGUUCGCCAAGUUAUAAAGGACGAGCUACUGCGUAAUUUGAUAGCAUCUUAUCGUAACACCAUCAUUAAUGAUGGUGAAAUGGCGCCGGCAUUCCUUCCGGAGUGCGAUAUACCCGCGCGUUUUGGUCGAAACAAAAACAAACAAACACACAAAUUGUUGCCGUUUUUCCGUUGGCAAGAUUGUCGGCCCCGCGGACGAAACCCCGUCCGUUUUUUCCUGUCGGUUUUUACCGAAAAUCAAUCGGUAACUUGUCGGUUUUUCGCCGCGACCACACGGUUUACGGACACCGGGAAUCGAACGGCGUGUACGGACGUAUCGGUUUGUACGGGCAGUGUCCAAACCCGGCAAUUGCGAACGGAGAUGAAACGGUCCGACGAACGGAAAAAAAAAACACCGUGAAAAACGUCGGAUUCGCGUUUUAUUAUCGGCGGCCGUCGUCGCGACUGGCGCUGGGCGGUGUGCAUCGUCGCGACCCGACGCUUUCAUAUCGCAUUGGCCGUACGGAUACGAUUUGCCCGGCGUUCAUUCGGGCCCGGAUAAAACGGCCGUUCGCCCCGUACGCACGUGUCCCCUCCACGUACGCGCCGCACGGGCGCGCGUAACGCGGUGAACGCGCGCGCAGGGGACGCGGUUUCCUCGCGGUAACGCACCAAGGUACGCGUGCGGAAAACGUUUGGAAUUAACGUCGCGAACGUGUUCCGAACGGGACGAACCGACCCGCAAUGUACGCGCGACGAGUAGACGCGUAGAUGAUCGGCGUGCCGUACCGUGUCGUCGAUUGUUUUUUUUUUUUGGCCUUUCUCUCUUUCGUUUAUUGUUUUGCGUAAACGAAUUGGUCGGGUCGCCUUUACAUCGCGAACGGACGGCAAUCGUUCGCGUGGGUCGCUUUUUACACCGGGCCGCGCGAAAACGCACAGCACUCGGUCGCGUAAACGGCGCGUUGCGGCGCCCGAGCAGUUUGUCGCAAAAUCCGCUCGUUCGACCGUACGCCGUGCGCGCAUAACGUCAACGCCCACGCGGCCAGUACAGGCGAAACGAAAAAAAAAAAAAAAAUGAUAAAAAUCGCGCGCGCUCGCUCGCUCACAACGGAUUGUCGUUUGUGCAUUUUUUUUCUUUUUUUUUCUACCGCGAGACUACACGCCGGGUAUAUUAUUGUUAUCGUCGUUGUUAUUUUCAUUGCGCGCGGGCCGAACGCCUACCGACCAUUGCGUUUAUUGCGAUUAAAAAUGUAUUUUGUCGUUUUUCGAUUUUGUCGCCAUUGCACGGCGUUACCCCGUGAGCACUGUACAGAUCGCCGUGUUUGCAGUGUAAAACGUUGCACCGGGCUACGGGAAUUUCGUCGUUUUAAUGUGCACGUGCACGCAAUUCGGUAUAAUGUAUACGUAUGGGUAAUAACAGUAUAAUAAUUUAUCAACGUUAAUCGUUACGACAAUACGUAUAAUAUUGAUAACCUAAACACACGGAUGGGACGGAACGGCUUAUCGGCGAAGGCUGCAGUAGCGACCCGUGUAAUAGUAACGGUGUUUAUGUUGUACUCCUGCACAUUACGGCCUCGCGUAGAACGGACUCAAUUCUCGCCUCGCUUUUCAGUUUUAGACCGCGAAAAUAAAAAUCGGCCCCGGUUCGGCGGUGUCUCGUCCCCGUGGUAUUACUACUGCUGUCAGUACGGCGCUGCACUAGUACACACCGGUGGAACCCACAGUGAAUCGGAACAAAAUCGAUUCGGACGAACGAUGUUACCGUAAGUUCUGAUAACAAUGCGAUAAGCAAUGUGAUAACAUUGUUAUCAAAUGACCGCUCAAGUCGUCCGUGAUAAUUAACAAAUAUUAUUUUAUACUGUGUAGUACACGAAUUAAGGUGUAUUGGAUACGCAACGAGAACCUGUUAUCGACAAAACUAUUGUUGCCGAAAGUUCUUCUUCGUCGCAUAUUUGAUUACCGAUUUUAUGUUAUAAUACCUGUAUACAUUUUACGAUAUCCAUCCAGUGUACAACAUAUAACAAUAGUGACAAUUAAGAAUUUGCAUUAGACGUGACCAACACAUAAAAAAAAAUCCAAAGAAAAGUACAUUUUAAAUCGAACAGAAACGAAAUCGAUUCAAUGAUAAAACCGUCCAUGCAGAAUCGAUAAAGCAAUUCAAAUCGCCCAUCACUAUUAUAGUACAUGGUACCUAUAUUUAUGUUUAUUAUUUUAUCAGACACCGAUUUACUUGUCAAAAACAUCAUCGAUAGCGUUUUCCGUCCUACUACAUAUCGUUAAAAUCGACGGUAUCGGCUUUUUACACUCGCGUAGAUAAUAUCGCACUACACCGUCACGAGGAAUUGGCAUUAUCUGCUGCACUGGUGAUGGCAGGUGGCGAAAAGUUUACACGAGUGCAGUCAGAUGGAAAAGGCUUUAAAGGAAUUCGAAACGGAACGGGGGUGCCUUAAUCUUUCAUUGUCUAAAACAUACACGCAACAUAGAAAUAACAGUAGGCCAAUUUUCUAAAAACUGACUUCAGCUUGAAGUGUACGCGUGAUUGACCCGGUCAUUUUUUCGGAUUUAUUCCUUAAUUUGAUUUAAUAAUAAAAAAUUGAUUUGAAAAUGUAUAAAAACAAAAAACAUCUUGAUUAAACAAUGUGGCCUCCUGGCCUCUUGAUUCGUUAAAAAUAAGUAUACGAUAUUUUUUUAAAAAAAAGCUAUAGAAUUAUUUAGUUUCACAUCACUUAUUUUUUAACAAAAUUGUUAACUCGAUUUUCAACCCAAUCGAAUCUAUUUAAAAACAUUUACGAUCAAGGAUUCUGAUUAUCGUUUAAAACAAAACUUAUUAUUUUGUCGAAUAUUAUUUUUAUAGUGCAAACAAUUAUAUAUACCGAAUACCUAUAAUAACAUCACUUAUUUUAAUCAUAUACCAAUGUUUGGUAUUUUAGAUGUAGAUAUCUAAAGCGAAUAGACAAUUAAAAAUAUUAAUUUGUAUUGAAAUAAUAUUAUUAUCCUUGAACUUUUGUGUUAUCAAAAGUCUUGAAAUCAAAUAGUAUUUACGCUGUGUCUAGACACACGGACGGUCGUGUUUCUAAUGGAGACACUAACGUAGAUUAAAAAACGCGUGUUACUCGUAUUAAGAUAAAAAAAAAAAAAAAAACGCAAAAAAUGCCCAUGAAGGUCGGAGCAAUGUCGAUCCUAGCCCGAUAAUAAUCCUUGGAAGUUAGCGUCUUAAGUGUAAAUCUAAAACCUAUUACUGUUUAGUCGUCGAAAAGCCGAUACUACUAUGUCACCACGGGCGCAAGAAAAAAACUAUUAACUAAAAAAUUGAUUUGUAUUGAGGGUCGAACCCGAACAACCUCGAUUGGGAAACACCGCGUUUGUGCGUUAUUGGAUAAAAUUAGAUUGCAUGUCGACUUUUAUGAUAAGGUACCCUUAUCUUAAGGUACACCUUAUACGGUCGUACGUGAUUGCAUUGUAAACACGACAGCCCGCGGGCGCAUAUCUAUACACGGACGUCCGUGUAACGCAACGCAAUAUUUAUGUAACCGUAUAAUCGUCGUUAUCGUUUCAAUACGAUUUUAAUCCAUAUAUUUUUUUUUCUAUAUAUAUAUAUAUAUGUAUAUUUAUCAAUAUUCGUUCCAUUUCAAAGAAUAUAAUUAGUUCAAAAAAAAUAUCAAUUUACGUAUAACAUUUAUUAUGUGUUAUAUAACGUACCUACGUUAUUUAGGUACGCGAUGUAGUAUAGCAAUGAAUAUUUUAAGGUUAUUGUGUUCUAUAUUAUAAUAGUGUAGGUACGUAUUAGACAUUCGGUUCGUGUUUUACAACAAUAAUGAUACAGGCAUGUGUGCAUUAUAAUAUAGUUUACUAAUAAAUUAGUUGUGCGUCGAAAUAUUAAUGGAAGUCUAGGAGCACUUAAUAUUAUUUUACGGAACACUCUACUUGUAUGCGACGUAUAUUACGUAUACCUAUAGGUUUCGUCGGUGAAUUAACGGCGCGACUGUUAAAAGCGUUCAAAUCUACCGUCGCCGAGUUUUUAAAAGAAGGGUAGACCGACCCGCGAUCUUUGAAGGGCGAAACGCACUAAAACUCCGCCGCCGCGGCCGUCUUCCACUCUCUCGUUCGGCGGUUAUAAUUUAAUAUGUACGUACACGGGUAUUUAUUGUAUACGAAGGUAUAAUAUGUAGUCGAGAGGGAGCGAAAUGUUUGUUAUACGACCCCGUGCCUAUAUAUUAUAUUAUAUAUAUAUUAUUACUUGGGAGGCACCUAUUAUACGGCGACAUUUUCUUGAGUAUACUAGGGUAUACAUAUAUAUAUAUAUGUAUAACCGUUUCAGUUAAAACGGUUAAUACCCUGCAGUGUACAGGACGUAUCGUAUACACGGGGGCGCCCGUGAGGUGAUUUCCAGGGGAGGGACAAACCGAAUUCGGGUUUCCGAACACGCGUUAUUUAAAGACUAGCGUUGUAUUAUAUACACUGCAGAACGCUAGACCUGUAAACAAAUGUUGGUUACGAGCUGUAUAAACCGUUACGAGACGACGAGUCAACAGAAUCAUCCGUGCGGUCCGUGCGUCAAUAAACGUCCUAAACGAUGUUUUGUAGGUUUUCGUGUUUUCCGAAAGGGGAGGAACGUGUCCCCCAAUAACGUGUGCCCGCGGUAUCGUAUAACACGUUAUGUUAUUCGGACUCGGAGAUUAAAAUACAAACAGUUUUUCUUUACUCUUAAUGUAUUUAUUAUUUUUUUUUUUUAAAUAUUUUCCGUAGCGCCCGGUAGUACGGCCGAACAACUGAUUGCCCAGAGUGCGUUCAAAAUACGGACGUCCGGACAACAAAUCGGCACCACUAUGAUUCAAAACGGCGGCGGAGGCGGGAGCGUUCAUCCCGACCCUAAUCGUAAGUGUGCAUCAUACACGAAUAUUCAUAUUAUUAAGUACCCGUUAUAUUAUUUUAUAUUAGGUGUAUACCUAUAUGCGUAUUUGAGUAUUUAAGAGAACCGAACUCCGGUUCGGUUCGGUUAUAGGAGAGGGAGUGAGGUAGUCAUUAUUUGCUAGCUGGAAGUAAGAAACUAAAAAUUGCUUUAAGUCGGCUGUUUAGAAAAUAAAUCUCGAAUGAAUCGCUACGUAUUAUUGAAAUUUGCCGAAAUUUAAAUUAUUUGCUGUCGUUAGGCACCUGUUUAGUAUAUGUCAUCAUGAUGUUUGUUGGGUUUGUAUAUUAUUACCACAGAUUAUAUGGUAAUGUGUGUUAUAUAUCAGGGUUGUAUAGUCAGAAGGAAAUAAAACAAAUACAGGAGGUUCCCCGCAACACUGAUCUCGAAUAUUAUUCUUUGUAUCAAGUAUAAUAUAUUAUGAUUUGAUAAUGUGUUAUUAGAAUGCGAUUUAUUAUUAUAACCGUUAUUUUUUUUUUUUUGUGGAUUUUUAUAAAAAAAAAAAAAAAAAUUCGAAUUAAUUAAAUUUUAUUCAGAGAUACAAAAAAAAUAAUAGUUUAAUAACUUUUAUUUUUCAAGUUUUUUGAAACGUAUUUUACUUGGUCAUUCUUACUAUUAAACUCAGUCGUUUAGUUAGUUUUUUUAAAAAAAAAUUAUUUUACUAAACCACUUACAGCUCUGGAUUUGGUAUAUACAGUCGAAUUUCAUAUCCCAUCCGAUAAACAAUAUUAUAUUUUCGCAGCGCACACUAUUGAAGUAAUAGGACAAACAAUAAUAUUAAUAGUAAUAAUUAUCGUCACUUUCCGUCCGUAUUUCCUGGCACGUACAUAUAAUGCGGGCUCAAAAGCGUCAUAUUAUACCAGAGCGCUGUGGUGCUGUACAGGGUGUGGUCCAUUUACAAUAAUAAUAUAUAAGCUCGCCCGCGUGAGUCAUAUGACGUAUUAUACGUACAAAAACACACGGCGCUCGCAUAAUAAACGCCAUUAACUCGUUCACCCUCCUAUAUACACAUACAGGGUGUUUCUUUAACCGUGCACCGGAGAUUUCGAGCGAAUUCGAUCUGGUUCUUUUCGGGCACUAUAUAAUGUGGAAAAUUAGAACCGUCGUUUAAGAGAGCAUAUUAUAUAGAGCCAUAAUAUUAUAACGAAAUGGAAUGCGCGUACGCACGCAGAAUACGAACAUCGACAUAUAUCGUGUAGAGGCAGUGAGAGGAUAUAGCUAUAGUCAUCCUGCAGGAAUAAAAGAUAUAAAAUAACUGUUUAUUCCGUAGUUUUAUAGGGUAGCGAUAAAUCCCUCGACCGGUUUAUCAUUGUAAUGUUUAGUCUGUCUUGCUCGAAAUACACACGCAAAGGAUAGAAAAGGUGCAGUUCGUCUGUUUAUAAUAUGUUUAUGUUUAAUAGGCCGUCACAUUUGCCGUUUCUGCCUUUCUAACGAGCAAUAUAGACAAGAAUGCGUUUGAAAUCGGUUUUAAACAUGGAACACCUGUAAUCAAAUUUACCGACGGCAACAUUUUGAAAUCCACUUUAUUUUUCAAAAUAUCAAGUUACAGUUAUUUUAAAAAAAUAAAUGAAAAAUGUAAAAUACGCUUCUUUGUACCCUCGAUAAUUAGUUUGGUAUUUAUAGCAUUGUAUAACACCGACAAAAUUCUCUUCGUUAAAAUGUUGUCAGCUAGAUAUUUUAUAUAAUAAGUGUUCUAUUUCUACUACUGAUUUUAAAUACCUUUUCUUAUGUUUAUCUCCAUAUUUUGCGUCGUUAAAAAGACAGAGACGAAAAAUUCAACUAUGACGAUUUUAUUUACAAUAUUUUCAUAAUUUGAUACGUUUAUUCUGUAGUAUCGAUCACUCGCGCACAUUAUAUCAGCUUUUACAUUUUUUUUUUUUUUUAAACUCGGAUUCGAAAAAAGAACAUUUUUUUUUGGACAAUUUUGUUGUGCGCAUUAUAUUAAUAUGGUACUUUUUAAUGAAUUAUUAUAGUUUAAAAUGUAGACCGGAAUAAGAAAAAACGAUGGGUAUCCAAAUAUGGAUGUGAAAUGUUUACCCUUUACUCGGUUACUCCUCCCGCUUUAGUUAUAAACCUUUACGACUCAUAACGGUAUACAUUUAAUAGGUAUUAUAUAAAUAUAUUAUAUACCAACAUUUUUAAAAUUAUUUUCUCAUACCUAUAUCGAAUCUGAGGCUGAAAAUGUGGGCCGGUAAUUGUAAAUCACAGUAUUGUUCCUUUUAAAAAGGAACCGUUCCUCAUUUCUGUAAGCGUUCCUUUUUUUUUCUAUGGAUACCUAACGCACAUUAAAAAAUUGUUUUUAUAUAUUUAAUUUGAAAAUAAUAAUAUCACUAAUGAUUUUGCUUUGAAAGUAUUCAAAUAUAUACAAUUAAUUUUACAUGGAGAGUUUUUAUUUGUCACUUGUGUAAAAACUUAGUUUUCAUAAAAAAAUAAGUGUACUGUGAGUUGAUCAAGUCAAUUAAAAUUGGAAAUUAUUCCUACUUCUUAGAAUUUACAUGUUUAAAAUCCUAAUUAAAUCAAAUUAAAUUAAUUUUUUUGUUAAAAACAAAAAAGAUACAAUAGUUUCGUUCCUAUUUCUAUAAAUAAGGAAUUAAAUCACGUUCCUAUUCCUUCAAAAAAUAAUUAAAUUAAUUCCUUCAUUUGUUCCUCUAAAAAGGAUUCAGUCCCAGGAAUCUGGAAAAUCGAUAGUGCCUUUCCUUUAUAUAGAUAACAACAUGCGUUUAUGACUAUAGUGUACGAAAUAUGGGACGGUAAAACGUUCGAAAUAUUUAAAAUACGUUUAUUAAUUUACCAAAAAUCGUCGUACUACGAUCGUCGCUCUGAUUCGUAAUAAAAUAAACACUCUGUAUAGUCCGGCUGCAACGAGUGUUGGCACUCGUGCGUGCGUGUGACCGCGGUCUCGGCAGAAAUAUUUGAUUUAACCCCCCUCCCCCAGUCCCUAUAUAACUAUACGCGUAUAUUAUUAUUGUUAUUAUAAUAAUACGUACUUAUAUGAUAUGCGACAUUUAUAAUAAUAAUAUAUUUCUCUGGCCAGGACAGGUGGAGUGGCCAUUAGUUUUGCGUUAAAUUUCAUUUAUAUAUAAAUAUAUAUAGACACUAACAUAAUAAUUUCUCGGCUCGUAUACAGUCCGCCACGAAACCCUCGUCUUUCCGCUCAAAAAUUCGUCGUUAUCGUUCGUUUCGUUUUUUUUUUUCUGGUGGUUUCUUUCUUUUUUUUAUCAUCGCCUUGCGAUUGCAAAGUAAAUAUUUACGUAUUGUUUGUAUAUUUAUACACGAGAGUGGCAUCGUACGUGUUUAUAUUUAGCGUAAUAUUUUCUUUACGAUUCUCAAACGAACCCUGUAUAAGUGGACGUCACACUCGCUGCACCUGCGGCUAAGUCUGACUAACGGGCAACAUUGCAAAAUUACGUAAAUCGUUUCGUUUAAGUUGAAACUAGAGUUUGAACACAAAUAACUAAACUCAAACGGGGGCGGAAGGGGAUGUUUUCAAGGGCUGGACGUAGUUUUUUUUUUUUUAAAAAAAAAAAAUUGUUAUGCAGCAAAGUUAUAGCCAUGUUUUUGUUUAGUAACGGAUGUUGCUUUUUUGUUAGACAGUUUUUUAAGAAAAGGCUACGUGCAGCCCUCAAAAAUAUCGCUCUCUUUACAUUUUGUUAUUUUUGUUGAAGCUCUAAAUUCAACCUAAACGUCACAAUUUAUGUACCAAAUAACGUUGUUUUUCUAUAUUGUCCGUUAGUUAGAUUGAGAUAGUGAAUGCGCGGGUAUGGCAGAUUUCUUGAGAGGACGUGCCAUAUUCUAGUAUUUAAAGGGUUUUGCAUAGACGAAAAAAAACAUUUGAUCAACUUGAAAAUAUUCAAAUUCACUAAAAAAUGUCCCGUGCCCCAUUACGACAAGUAUUUAUUGUGUAAUUGUGAAAAUAACACAAAUGUUUUACGGAGGAUAUGGACUUAAUUAAGAAACUAAAUUUUCACCAAAAAAAAAACUUCACGGUGCAACGUUAGUUUUAAUUUUUGAUAUCAUUACUAUAUCUGAAAAUAAUUAUUCAAAUAUUGAAAACAUCAUAUUAUUUCGCUUGAUUUUAAAACAAUAAUAACUUUUUUAUUAUUUGUUGAACUGAAAAUUUAAAACCAAUGCUCCAUAGUGCUAGUUCUUAUUUUCUUUUUUUUUGUGGUGGACAUUUCGUUUCUUAAUUAGGUCUAUUAUAGCCCGAGUAGUUUUUGCUCGCGUAAAACCGUUUUUACAGUCCAAUUGCGGCUGGUUGCACGCCCUCCCGUAAAUAUCGUACACAGUAUGUGUCAAAAGGGCUGCAAAUGGCACGCGGAGAUGCCGGACGGGAAGACCUACACGACCCGACGAUGGUGAGGAGAGGUAUGAGGCGAAUUCGUAUGCACGAGUAUACAUGAAAACAUAUAACGGGAACAAUUAUUAUUAUUAAAAUUACGAUCCACUGCACGAAUCAUAUACAUUUCCCCAGCCCCACCCUUUUUAAGCAACCUUUUGGCUGCUAAAUGAUGGCGUAAAAAAAAUUUGAAAAAAUUUAAAUUGUGGUGCUAGAAAAAUGCACGUGUACGAAUCGACAAAAAAAACUAGAAAAAUUGCAAAUGCCUAUCAUUAUUUCACGGUUAUAAUUAUAUUAGGUCUUAUCACUAUUACUUUUUGGAUUUUCAUUUCUGUCUGCGAACAAGUUUUCGACCAGUCGGGUAAUUUUUUUAAUGAAGUGGUCUGUGUUCAACAUCGGGGUGUCAUUCUAACGCUCAGUAGAGUAGGAUUUUGCUUACACCGUGGUACAUUAGAAAAUGAACUAUUACAAUAUAAUUAAGAUAGAUUUUGUGACGAAAUAUUGUAUUCUACAUAAGAAACACUGGCGGAAAGACCAAAAGUUAAGGGAAAGAUAUUUCGUCUAUUUAUCUGCCCGCGGAGUUAUUUUUACAUUCGAUGGAUUUUCAUUAAAGCAAUACCCCGUGACCCGUAGAAGACUUGCCCGAUCGGAGACUUUAUAGAGGAGCUUUCGUGUUGCAUUUACAUGUUAUUAUAGUCGGGGUACGUCGGGGAGGUCUUUCGGUCGACCCGCCCGGUAUACACCGCGAAUGACGGUCACCGAACGUUUUCGACGACAGAACUCUACUGUGUUAUGCGUGUUAUCAUCAUAUUGUUCUCGACUAAAUAAAAACGAAUACGUUUUUACUUAUUUACAAAAAAAAAUACAAUGAUACCAAAACGAACUACACGUACACAUAGUAAAAAUAUAACAAUGCUUAUAUUGGUCAUAAAUUCAUAAUAUCGAAUAAGGUAAAUUUUCAAUAGAGGUAUGUUAUUACUCGUUUCACAUAUGAAACAACACGCCGUUCCUUAAACGAUUUUGUAUAAUUGUAUGUUAUCGUACCCCAUUGAAGGGGUGUGUAUAGUACGCUGUUAUACUAUAUACACCGUGGUCGUCGUACGUCGCAUAGGUAUUUAUGUAUGUAUACGUAUGUUAUACAGAUAUGUGCGAACCGAAAUUGUUUCGCGCGUAUAAUCUAUGCCGUAGGCGCCACAGAAUUCCGGCUCGUGAAUCGAUGUUUAUUGUUAACCGAUGAUAUAAUAACGUGUGAUAAACGGUUUCCACUGUAUCCGUUGCUUUCUGUUCUUGUUUUCUUUUGAACGUAUAAAGUCAAUAUCGAUAAGCGCGUCGACCGCGCGGCGGUUUAAUUAAAAUAAAAAUUCCGCUAAACCGUACGUAUUUUUUAACGUUAUAAUUUAUAAUUUUCAUACAAUUGGUUUUCGGUGUAAUAUCAUGAUAUGCAUUAUGCACGGUUCCCCGCACAACCGAACGUCUGUUAAAACGGAAGACUGUCUUUUUACGCAUAAUGGGUAUAUACUUCAAAAAUAAUAUUAUAGUCUGUAUAAUAUGAUAAAAAAUCUCGUUUUAUGAAAAUAAUUGGCCUUUUUUUUUUUAAAAAAAAAUUUCCUAAUAAUAUAUAUUGUACACUCCGUGAAUACACGCUAAAAUAGUUUAUAGUAGUAUUAGAUAUAGUUAUAUACAAAACAUCCGUAUUCCACAUGUAAUAAUAUAAUAUAAUAUAAAUUACAUUUUGCAAUCUACUAUAUAUAUAUAUUAUAUUCCAACCCUCCCACAAUAAGGUCCCCGAGGGCAUUAGCUACAUGAAACGGGAAAAAAAAAACUCGAUAGGGAAGGGAAUGACGUACGUCGUAUUACAUCCCAUCUGGCUAAACUCUUAUUGGUACCGCCUAUGGCUUACGCGCUCUGACAUUCUUUUGAACACGUUACUCAGCGAACGAGCUGAAAAAUUGAUAUAUUAUCGUAUUAUAUUAAACAUUUAAAACAUUUAUCAUGCGUAAACGCUGAAGAAAUGUUUAAUAUAAAUAAUGACAAAAAUAGUAUAUAAUAUACUAGAGACGGGCUCUUCGGAAUAUAAUUUUAUACUAUCCAUAGAUUCCCAUAGUUUAUGUAGAUAAACAUAAUAUAAUUAAUAAUUAUGUUCGGAAAAAUUUUCGAAAUAAACUACUGGAAUAGUUUUCAAUUUACCGAAUAGUCGGACAUAAUACGUUCGGUUGUAAUGUAUUCUGAAAUUUAUCGUUAUCCGUCUUUAAUUAAAACGUAAUUCAUUGCAUUCGAGGUUAUUCGUCGUAUUAUUGUAAUUUAUUUCGAAAAACGCGCAAAAAUUCCAACAUUUUUACGGGCAAUUUUUUUUGUGUAUUUUACGUUUCAAAUUUACUUUCGUCCGUGUGAACUUAAAUAGGUUUUUUUUAUUUAUAAUAAUAAUACAGUGUUAGGUACCUACUCGAAAACAAUUGCGUCGUCAGUCGAACCGUGCGUUUGGUACGUCGUGGCCCCGUUACUGUGUCGGACCGACCGACGACGACGACGACGACGACGUUGUUGCAGUGAUGUAUACAAGGCUCUGUUAACAUUCCUUUUCCUAUAAUACUCUAAUCUAAUUCAAAUAUGUAAAGGUCGUUCGUAGGAGCUGGCAAACAAUCGAAUCGCCGUCGUUAUCGGGCAAACAAAUGACCUAAAGGAAACAGAAAAAAAAAAAACAAAAAGAAGAAUACAAAAAAAAAUGUAUAAACCCUCGUCAAACAUAUCCGAGAUAUUAUCUAAUAUAUGUAUAUACGCACAGGUACUCAGCCCUAUACUAGCAAACAGGUUUUGGUUCCAUAAAACAGAAACGUUUUCGGAGAAAUAAGUCGUUUAUAUAUUUUUAUUCCACACAAAUUGAAACGCGAGUAUAUAAUAUUGAAAACGAUCCGUCUCGUAUACAAAAAUAAUUGGUAUUUUUUUAAGGAAAAAUCGUUAUUUCCGUGAAUUAUAAUAGCGGCGGCGAUGGCGAUCAUUAAUUAAUGUAAUAAUAUGUACAAACCUAUAGUGUUACAGUAUAACAUUAUCGUAGUAUUGUUAUUAUAGUGGCGCGGGAUAAUUAUAUUAUUCUGGUGAAAAUGUCUUAUUUUCGAGUGUAAUUUAAAUAGCGUACAUACCUAAUUGUAUAUAUUAUAAUAUAUUACAGUUAUUACAUAAAAUUAUAAUUUUAUAAAUUACGAAACAAAAAAAAUCUCAUCAAUUCAUUUUGUCGUCUCAUUACAAACAUUAAUAUCUAUACAUACACGUAUAGUUAAACGUUUACUAUAGUGAUACUUGUAUGGUUUUCGGAAAUAUCAUCUGGAAAACGAUAUUAUCGCUCCUCACUUCGUCCCAUCGAAGGAACGUGCUAUUCGAACCAUUAUCAUUAUCGGUUUUAAUAACGUAAACUCUGGAGGGGGGGGGGUAUUAGGUUGACGGAGUUGAAACUAUACUGGUUAUCGUCUGGUUCGUCACCUUUGCGCGGACCUUUGAAAAUAAAGCAUGACGCGUGGCAUUUAUUUAUACAUAGCGCGUAAUAAGUAAUUUUGUGUUAUUUUCACGACAUAUUUCUAUUUAUUACGAAUAUUGUUGGUUACGAUUAGUUAUAUUUGAUUUUCAAUUACAAUAUGACUCGUCACGCGUAUACGUAUGUUUACGUAUAGCAUUUUAAGAACAAUUCAUUUUGCAAAGUGUAUUCAAUAAAAGUACUCUGGCUUAAUUAAAAAAAAAAAAAAAAACCAACAACAAAAUUAUAUCAAUUAUAUUUAAAUUUUUGACUUUUGUGUAAAACGAUCAGGUGGGAGGUCAUUACAAUAUUAUUAUUGAUGCGAUUGUUAUUAUUCAUAUGUUCGUAUGUAUUAAAUUAUUAUCGCCCGGAUUGAAAAUAUAAUAAUGUUGUUUAGGUACUGGAGUAUGGUGCAUACAGAUGUUCGGAAACUAAAUGUGUAACAUUUAUUAUACGAUAACAUGUAACGAUUAAAGAUAGCAAUAAAUGAUAACAAUAAUAUGCGUAGUGUGAUACCGUAUACUCGUACACGUAAAUUAAAGAUAAAAACCAAUCGGAUUAUAUUGUCAGCGUAAUAAUAUGUACGAUGCGAUCCCAAUUACAAAUUUAGUAUUUCUGGGCAUAUCGCGGUUAAUGUAUAAUAAUAACAUGAUAAUAUUACUGAUUAUACAAUUAUCUGUGUCGGUAAUGGAACAUAUCGCCUGUCGUAACGAAAAAAGUCGUUGUUUAAUUUUUCCAACUUGUAAUCUAAUCUUUUUGGAACCUGUAGACAUUUUUUCGUUGAAAACGUUUAAAUUUUUGGAGAGCGAUGUUUGAAAAAAAAUCACGACCUUGAAAAUAAAACCUGAAUCGAGACGAGAUCAUUUUGUUUGCGUUACUUUGAUAGUUACUAUCCCGAGAUUGAGUCCAUCACCGUGUGAACAUAGGCAUAGGCAUACUAUCACGACGAAUUUUACUGUUGCUAAAUGUAAAUAGACUAAUAUAGACGAUAUUGUAAUUACUAUUUCGUCAUAUGGACGAUUUCUCACGACGCUGAUAGUUACCGCGUGGAAUAUGACGAUAGAAGACACACAUGUACGAUAGCAGCUUCCGCGAUAAUUACUAAACACUUGCGAGGGCCCGGGCUCUUUCAAAUUUCAAUUUGUGCCGGGCUUAUAGAUUAUAAAUAUAUUACCGGCCGGACCGGGUGAAUAACACUGCAGAUACGAAUAGUGGCCGUCAAUAGAUUGUACGCAUGUUGUAGAUUGUAGUGUGUAAUUUCCCAUUAAACUAAAUUAUUUUCGUUUUCUAACACAAAUUGCUGUCCGACCAAAUGCUAAGUAGUGUGCACUUAAUUACGGCCACUAAUAUUCAUUACUUCGUACGAUUCGUCGUUAUAGUUUUAUUAUUUCAACAUGCGGGGUUACCGGUCGAUUUUUUUGUUGUUAGUGGUGUGCAGCUAUACAGAUAUACGCGUUCCGUGAAAGGCGAAUGAAAACAAAUCCAUGUUUGAGGAAGAACGUCUCAAUAUUGAAACUAUGGGUAUUUAACACGAUGCGCUACCUGCUGCGCGGUCACGGCGAACGUUUUUUUCGAGAAAUGAAAAUCGUUGGUCGGGUAUUGAAAAAAUUAAAAAUUCCGAGCGGGAUUUCGAUGCGUGUGUAUGUUCGGCGGCCGGUUUUUAUGCACCGGUCGGGCAUAGUUUUGAGAAAAAAAAAAAAAAAAAACAUACUAUUUAAAUCGGACCGGGGUCGGGCUUUGAAAAAAAAUACGUGUACACCCGGUCCGGGCCGGCGACCGUCCGACCGCAGUGGUUACUAAAUCGCCCGGCGGUUCGAAAUCAUAUCACCGCCCGGAGUCGCGGGGCUGUCGCGACGGCGACGGAACUGUCGCCGUGCGAGCCGCGUGGGGUUCGGGCGCCUUUCGCAGCGGCUACUCUCGUUCGGGCAUCGCGUCGUUCCCGCUGGCCAUUGAGCGCGCGGCCCGAACCGCGCCGUCUAAUUAGCGUCGCGGGCUGGACGGCCAACGGCUACUCACCGCGAUGUUACAGCGCGCGGGCGUGUGUGGUGACGGGACGCGCGCGGAUGUGUGCGUGCGAUGAAGUAACGUUACGAUUGGGUGGUGCACGCUGUUGGUCGGGAACGCUAGUGAAAACAAUUCGGACGCGCGACGGAACCGUAUAGUAUAGCGCAUAACGGACUUGCCAACGAUGCGUACCGGAUUGUUAUUUCUUUCUAAUCGAAAACGAUUACGAAAAACAUAAUUAUUAACACCAUGAUAUUAUACUCGCGGGGCAUUACAGUGUUAUUACGCACGCGCGUGUAGAUACUUUACGGAAACGACGACGACGACAACGACGACGACGACGACGACGACGACGACGACGAUAAUAACGAUAAUAAUAAUAAUAAUGAUAAUAAUAAUAAUAACAAUGAUAAUAAUAAUAAUAAUAAUAAUAAUAAUAAUAAUAAUAAUAAUAAUAAUGAUAAUAAUAAUGAUAAUAAUAAUAAUAAUAAUAUUAUAUUAGAUAUUGUGUAUUGUAUGUGUUAUGGUAUUAUUAUUAUAUACGGAGAGUGAAACAAGUAGCUCGGCCUGUUAUUUAGCCAGUUAUAUUGUGCGCUCUGCGCGCGCCGUGCCCACCCCCGCCGAUCUCGUGCUGCGCCUCGGUAAUUUACAACAGAUAUAAUAUUAUAUACAGGGUGUCGCAUCGCGGAAAUCCCGACGACGAACGCAAUCGAUUUCGAUGUCUACGAGUGCUGUUGUUGUUUUUUUUUUUGUUUUGUUUCUUUCCGUAAUAAUUUUACGAGAGUAUUACGCGCGCGUUGUUUCUCAUAAUUUUGUGUGGCCUACGUUUUUUUUUUUUUUUCGGAACGAACAAAUUUCGCACGCGAAUAAGCGAUGGCGGUUUAGAAAAAAAAAAAAAAAAAAAAAAAAAAAAACGAUUUCGAAUAUAUGUUUCGCCGUUACAAAAUGUUUACCGUACCUUAUUAUGACGACGAAUCGGUUAAUAUUGUCCACGAUUUUCCGAAGUUUACGACGAUUUCAACGUUCGUUUGCGCCGUCAGUGUAUAGAGGAAGUACCAAGUAUCAAAAUAUCGAUUGACCAAUAAUAAACUGCUCGUAUCGCAAUACGAUAGUGUUAUGUUAUUAUACACGAUCAGUUGUAUAUUAAAUAUUAUUAUUUUAGUAGACCAGCGGCGACACGGGAAAAUCGCGCGUCUGUCUACGUUAUUACAAACGAAUUUUUACGAAAACCAACGGCUCGUCGUCGUUGUAUAAUAUUGAGACGUGUACCAUAACAGUCGGACGUUCUGUUCCGAAAUAACACGAGCGCGUACAAUAUCUCACGGGUAUCUUGGAUUUUUUUUUAAAAAUAUGCGCGAGAAUCGUUGAUACGCGCGGCCUUUGCGACUAUUCGCGUAAUUAUUAUACGGGCGGCGGGUUUAACCGAAACGGCAAAAAAAAAAAAAAAAACUUUACGAAUACCGAACGGAACAAAUGCCAAAUACUACAAUGUCCACCGCGCAUUUGUCAGAUAUUUUCCGUCGUCGGUCACCCUGUAUACGUACGUAUAUACAUAAUAAUAUAAUAUAUAAACAUUUUAUACGUAUACAUAUAUAUAUAUAUAUAUUUUUUCAUCCCGCGAGUAUACUCCUCGUCGUCCGCGGUGGGAGUCGGGGUCUGCUCGUCAUCGUGGUCGCCGCCGCCCGGGCGCGUGCAUGUGUGUGCGACCGCGUGUGUAUAUUUUAUAAUAAAAUAUCGUGGGCUCACCGCGUGUUCUUGCGCGUGCGCGCGCGCCCGCGUGCGCGCGUGUGUGUGUGUGCGUGUGUGUGUGCGUGCGUGCGAUUGCGCGUUUGUAUACACACUUUUGACGCGUUCCUAUACAUUAUUAUAAGAUCUCCCGUUGUUUUAAUAACAUAUGGUUUUUUUUUUUAUAUUGCGUAUUAAAAUAUUAUAUCGUAUACGGCGCAUACGCGCCGCACUAUUACCAAUUAUUAUAUAAGACCCCGGUAUAUUAUUAUAGUGUUUUUUUUUUUUUUUUUUUUUUUUUUUUAUUUUUUCUUCUGUUCACGGUCUUUCCGUGCCGUCAAUCCCUAAUAAUAUUAUGUUACGGGUUGUUUGGCGGACGCGUUUUAGUUUCUGACCGCGGCGACGAAAUAUACCUACCUACAUUAUAACCCGCGACAACGUAUUGGCGUCGUUUCACUAUAUAAUACACGGUGUUUUUUUAUUUAUUUAUUUAUUUAUUUUUAUUUUCGCCAACGACUUUUCCACCGGACGUAUUCCAGUCGAACGUCCGUGUUUAGCGUCGAAAUCAAAUUUCGUCUGGUGGUCGGUCCGCCGAGGCGGUCGUUUUUUUUUUUUUUAGAUUCCGAGCGUAGCGAGGGAGCUAUUUGUUUUACAAUGCUGUUUAUUUUUUCAUUUUCUUCUGCUUUGUUCUAGUCUGUAGACGCGUUUUUUCCUAGUAAACUUGCUCCGAUUUUUACGCGUAGCAACUUUUCUGAAAGCCCGAGUUGUCUAUAUGGCACGUUAGAGACGUCUUUUUGAUUUUCCUUGUAAUUUUAUUGACGAUUGCAGGGAAAAACUGGAAAAUUGACGGCAAUAACGGUCGCGUUGUUUUCGAAUUAUAUUUUUGUUUUGUUGUUCGAAUAGCGAUUCGGUUGAAAAUAAUCGUAUAUAUUUAUAUAUAUAUAUACAUGUAUAGACAACCCAAAUGUUCACAGAGUACUUUUCCCAUCGAACUUUAUACGACUAUCUAUUAUGUCGAUAAAUAAUGUAUUCGUCGGGGAUUUAUUGUACUUUCAUAAUAUAUUAAGUCAACGGAAACGUCGUCUCUGGCCCUCUAAUAUUAAGAGGACUGCUUUACGUGCGUUAUCUGGUGUCCGUCUUACACCACAUAAACACGCGCUUAGCGGGGAUAACUCUGCGCCGUUAUUGUUUUAAUAUCGAACUUAAAAGUAUAGUAGAACAUGUUAUCCUUGAAAAUCAAUUAUCGAUAUUUUAAUUUUUAAACUGCGUAUUUCACUUAAAAAUCAAAAUAUCGAAAAAUGUUUUCGAAUGGUUGCGCAGAUUAUGUUUUGCUUUUGAGUUUUCGGUAAAUUCGCUCGGGUAUUAAAUUACUCUAUAAUAGCGCAAUUUUGUUUGACGGCAACAGCAAAUGCACGUACGUAGCGUCAUCUUAACCGAAAUAUACAAACGCCCAAACUUACGUAUAUGCAUACCCAGAUACCUAUUAUUUUUUUUCAUAAAACGAGUCGGAAAAAUGUUACAAGUAUGUUGUAAAUAAUAAAUUGACUAUAGUAAUUAUUAAUUUCCGCGUUUUCACUGAUUAUCGUACGAAAUAAAUAAUAAUGAGGUAUUAUUAUUAAUGCCACAUAGCUAUACGUAUAUAAAUUUAUUAUAGUAUUAUUUUAGUACACGUAUGAUAAUAAUAACGUUAUGUUUAUACGCGAAUACGACGUCCAAUUAUGUUAAUUUUUCCUUAUCUAGUAUUAAAAUUACGUUUUUCAUUAUGCAAUAUUUUAGUUUUUUGGGUGAAAACAUCCGCCGGGACUUAAUACGAUCAUUUUAAGAAUUAAAUUAAUUUUACUGUGGGUAUACGAUAAACGUGGAUAUCGAAUAAUUACGCAUACACACGUUUUCUGUCUUUUUUUUUUUUUUACAAAAUAAAUUCAAACUUUCUUAUUAAUUACCUAAAAUACAAUAAUUAUUAUUAUAUGCAUUUCAUAGAUCAGUUGCGAUUAAUAUAAUUAAAUCGAGAAUCGUCACUUGCGGGGCGAGAGAAAAUAAAACGGGGUCAAGGGUUCUCGCAAGAUCCGCGUGUCGAAAAAUAUUUGUAUAGAAAACCGAUUUUUUUACAAGUAUUCCCAUAAAUUUACCUCUCAAAAAAAAAAAAUAAUACAAUAUAAUUGUAUAAAACACGCCGUCAGUAAAUUUAUCGAGUUCGUUUGGAUAUAAUAUUUUGUUUGGUCCCGGGGAAGAAGGGCUUAAGUUAAUUUUCGAAAUUUUUUUUUUAAAUAAUUUUAUCUGAUGUACAUAUAAUUCUGUUUCCUUUGUGUAUGGGCAUUUUAAAAAAUUAGCGUAUUUAGUGUAUUAGUUUUUGUGCAUGGGCGAGUAUUUUUAAAUUCAAUUUACUCGUGUUGAAAACUAUACGAAAUUGACAUGAGCCCUUCUUCCCUGGGAUCAAAGAAUUUCAUCGCGAUAAUAAUGCUAAAAAUAUUGAUUUCAAAAAUAACGCCUUUGUUAGCUGAUCGAAUGGUGAUAUUGACGUACAGUAUAUUUUCGUUCCGGUAAUUAUUGCGUAUUGUAUUAAUAAAUGCACUUUUAACAUCGAGACAACAAUAUAAAAACGUGUUCACCGCCGUCGCGGAAUUAUUUAUGUUUUGGCAUCGCAUCGGAAACUCCUCUAUACUUGUGGUACACUAAUUUGCUAACUAAUUUCGCUCGGCGAACGGAUGCAGUGGACGCAUUUUAUGUUAUUGCGGUGCAGCGAAUGCUCUCCGUCUAAUUACCGCGCAAUACCACUUAACUAAUUUGUACUCUAUAGGAAAAAAAAAAAAAUCCUCCUUCAGAGUUUAUUGCGAUAUUUAUUUUUCAUUGGAAUUCGUGUGUACAGGUAUACGUGUGUAUUUUUUUUUUUUUGUAUACCUGUGUGUGUGUGUGUGCGUGUGUGUGUGUGUGUGUGUCGGUAUAUACACCCGGAGGAAUAAUAAUAAAGAAAGAAAAAAAAAAAAUGAAAAAAAGGCGAUGAAUAUAAAGUGUGUAAAAACAAUAUCGCACCUGCUGCCAGCCACGGUCUUAUAAAAAAUACGAUACCGGACGAUUUUUUUGUUUUUUAAUGAACCGCAUAUAAUACAUAUAUUACGUAUAUAUGUAUACAAUCCUAAUAUUUAUUGAUACGAAUCCCUAAAAAUGAGUUGUUGUUAUUUCUUCGAUAUUGUUUAAUGUAAAUUGAUAUUGACGAUAACAAGAAUAAAAACAGCGUAUAAAGUUUUAUAACAUAAUAUUAUAUUUUACCGAUUCGAACGCAAUUUUAAUAAUAGUAAUAAUAUAUACUUUAUGUAAUAAAGUUAUUGAUUUCGGAACGAUCUCUUAAACUCGAUAGUUUUCGUUUUAUUUGUUUAGCUAAAAGAGCGCAUACACAGGUCGUAAAUAAAUUCUCGGGGAAAUCGAUCGAAUUCGCUUUUGACGAUUCAUUUUAUUUUUAUAAACUUUUCGUUAAAUUAAAGUUCCGAAGAUACUGUGUGCGCUGCGGCACUGAACAAUAUAUUAUAUUAUCUUAUUUUUAAGAGUCUUUAAACUAUCCGCAGUUUAUUGUAUAUAUUAUUGCGCGUUCGUAAUUUUGUCGUUCCCGACAGUGAAAAAAAUGCGCCGUCGUUUUACUGUGAAAAAAAAAAAACCGUUGCGAGUCGGGGCGGUGAGAAUAAAAUAUCACGUUGAAUUCAAUUGUCACGGUGGUGUGCGGAUGCGACGCCUAAACACCCCCUCCCAAAGCCGCGUGUAAUUUCUUCAAAACGUCGCUUGUAUACAUUAUUUACGAUUUUAACACAAUAUCAUUUUUUUUACCAUUAAUUAUUACUAUUUGUUAGUAUCUAUAUAAACGAGUAUUAUGUAGACUAAUGUAUUGUACAGGUUGAAUAUAUAUUAUUAAUGCUCGCAAAGUAUAACGCCUAUAAUAGUGAUUACGAUAUUUUUUUUUAUAUUACCUACAAUAUUUUUAAUAGCAUACCGCGUCGUUUUCGUUCAACGGAUAUAGUUAAUACCCUAUUAUAAUUAUUAGAAAAAAAAAAAAAAACAUUGGUAUUUUUAUACUAUAGCUAUAGUGCGUGGAUAAUAAUUUUCCGAGGUAUUUCGGGAACUCCGAGUAAUAAUUUCCAAUAUUGGCUGCUGAAACGAAUUCAGCUGAGCAAACAUCGGGGCAUUGUUGUAAUUCUAGUAGGACGCGGUUAUAAUAUAUAUUAUAAGGGGUGGGUUGAUGGAGAUAUCCCCUAUAUUCUACAACGAGAGGGGUCCGCCGCUUGAUGAAUGGCCUCAGAUGCACUUCAAAAGCUGCUGUGCACUCAACAAAUAGUUUUUUCCCCGAAGUAAUUAAAGGUGUUCCGUUUACGUAAAAAAAUUACAAGUGUUAGUUAAAGGUUGCUAAGGGUGUACUAACUACGAAUAAUUUCAACAACAGAAUAAUAACGGUACCUCGGUAUGCCUAUAGGCAAUUGAUUAACGUAAGACCCGCGUUAUUAUUUUCCAUCCAUAUAUUAUAUUAAUUGUUAAAUACGUAUAACUUUUAUUUUCAGUAGUUUUUUGGAAAAUUUAACGUCAUUUUAAUUUUUCAAAUAUAUAUAUAUAAAAAAAAAAAGAAACAUAAAUAAAAUCAAAUAAUAUUUAUACAUAUGGAUGUAAUAUAAUAUAUAAAUAUUAGACAUGUACGAAUAUUUAUAUCUUAAGCUUUCUAAUACGCAAUGUUUUGUUUUGUUAUUUUUCUAGAUUUAUUCAUAUGUUUUACAUUAUACAUGGAUAAUAUUUAAAUUUGAAUUUCUUUAUUACGUACUAAUACGGCACCAGCAAAUGUUCUCUACUGUAACCUCUUGAAUUUUAAAGGAGCUAAAAACAAAUUCUAUUGUUUCGCUUACGAAUUAUGUAUCGUGCGAAGAACAACAUUCAGGGUAUGCCUACUUCAUAGUCUGCUGCUUCAUGCAUGCAAUAGAGGGUCCUAGAAUUUUUCAGUGUAUCCAUUACUUAAACUCGGGUCAUUUUUACAUUUGCUAUUGAUUUAAUUCCAACUGCAGUACGUGUAUUAUAUGUAUUAUGAUCUACCGUGAUUAAACUUUAUGUGAUUUUAAAUUCCGAGCGUAUCGAGAAAUAUAUUGUCUAGGCAAUGGUUUUACUAUAAUGUGUACUUGUUUUUUUGUUUUUCCGUCCGUGAACAUUUUUACUACCAGAAUGCUUGCCGUAACAGAAUGAAAAGUCGUGUGUAUAUUUGUAUAGUUUUUUAUUAUAAUAAUGAUUUAAGAUCAAAUUUUGAUGAAAAUCGUAUAAAUGACGGCAUUUCAAAACAUGUAUAACCGUACUUUGCUCAGAAUCGAUUUUCGUUAGCAGUGGUUUAUCGUUGCGGACUGGUAUAAAUUAAAUAAUUGUUUGUACUCUGCCAACUUCCCACCUACAACAGUGGCACACUCGUCUCGUGUAUCAGUUCUUUCUCUUAAUUAUUUUUAAUCUUAAUUUUUUAAUAAGUGGCAUAAUUAUAUGAAUAUUCUAACACACGUUAUUCAGAAUACUAAAAUAUUUUAAGUCAUUAUAUAAUGUACUUUUUGUUUAUAAAAAAAAAGGCACAAGUUUUUAUAUUAUGUAAGCAAUAGCAAAUUAGCCAACUAGCUCUUACUUACCCUGGAACCAAAGAAUUAUUACAAUCGUUACAAACGACUUAUAGAAAAUAAUAUCGGCAUCAGUACGGUUUAUUAUAUAAUUUCGUAGUGCCAUCACGCCGCGUGUGUCGUAACGUGUACGAAAAUAGACCCUGGUAAAUAGGAAAUGGGAUUAAGAAAACGAGAAGAAACAAACGCGCGUCACGGGUACAUUAUUAAUAUAACGUUGGGAAAAAGACCUUUGAAAAACUCUCGUCGCCGGAUACUAUUUGAAAUAGUAUUGCGUAAGCCGUAGCUAUAAUCGGGGGAGAACUAGGAAAAAAAAAUUGGCCCCGGCAAAACAGAAAAUCCGGCUCAAAAUCUCAUAACUAUCGAGGCGUUAAAAACGACAUUAUUGCAAUAAUAUUAUUAUAAUUUGUAUUUAUAUUAUUAUAAUUUUAAACAGAAAGUAUCGUUUCGCUCUAUUUGAAAAAUAAAUAAAUACAACUUUUUCGUUUAUUAAAUUAUCGGUAUAAUAUCCAAUGGGUAAAUCGUUGGUUAAUAUUAUGUACACCAGAUUCCAGAAUACCAUGAUUUUUCCAAUAAUUACUAAAGUUUCGUAUAGGAUUUUCUGAAAAAUGAUCAAAAAUUUUCAUGGUUAUUAAAAAUGUGUACAUGGAUUUUUGUUAGUGAUUUACCUUCUGGGCAUAAAUCGGUUCGAAAUAAUUCGAGCUACUCAAAUUUUCAUGGAUUCUGGCGCCCGUCCCAGCCUUCAAUCCGCUUCUGCCUAUAAUAUCGACACGGUAUUUUUAGCAUAAUAUUUGUACCUAACGAAAUAAAAAUGCGGAUAUUCGCUACGUGUUUUUUUUUUAAAAAGCUAAACCGUUCUUUUUCUCGCUAAAACGAGAAGCUUGAUUAUUUUAAUAUGUAUAGAAUGCUGUUUUUGUAUUUUCGUUAAAGGGGUUCGGAACGGACCGUUUUUUUCGACUAAAACAUCGUCAACUAUCGUCAGUCCUAAUGAACCUAGAUGGACAUAGUGAUGCGACAAGACUUUUAAAAACCUAUUUGAAUUCAUUAUUGUAUAUACCUGAUACUGAGAUCGGUCACUUUUUCGAAUUUCGACUACUAAUUUUUUCAAUCUCGAUUCAACAAUCAUAAAAUUUAAAAUACCGCAAAUUUCGUUUUUAAUACGGAAUUAAAAUUCUUAAAAAAGUGACGCGGCCGACAUAAUAAUGAAUCCGAACCGAGUUUUUAAAGUCUUAUCGCGUCACUGAGUCUAUCGGAUUUUUGUUGGUUUUUUUUAGGUUCGGAACGUAGCAAGGAAUGUAUUGGUUUUACGAUGAUGUUUUUUUUUUCCUAUGAUGCGUAACUUUUCUACCAGAAAUUUCGCUCCAAUGUAUCGAGCAUAAAUAGCACUGUUUCUGAAAGGAAAUUUCGUCUAGUUGGCACAGAGGUCGAUUUUCCGAGCGGUUUUCAGAGUAAUCGGGGGAAAAACGGGAAAAUCUACGCGCACGCGUAAAAGAAACUUCGCUCUGAAUCGUUUUCGCAGUAGCAACGACAGCUGUUUAUUUUGUAUUAAAUUCGAUUCGCUUCUAUUUCCAAGCUCGCCAACAUCUCGUCUACAAUAAUAUGUAAUACAGUGCGAGCCGCCCGUCGUGCAAAGUAUGUUUUUUUUUUUUUUUCUAGAUUUUCUCUCUAAAAACCGGGGUUCGACAACGUCCGCCGAUCGCUCGGUAUAAAAUAUUAAAACGAAUUUCUCGGCGCGCGGCUGAGAACCCCUGCGCGGCAACGGCAGCGGCGUAGGGUUGUCCGUCCGAGGCGAUCCGAGGAGCCCCGCCGACCGCCGGCGAACUACGCGGUUGGGGCCCGUCGUCGUGCGUUUUUUUCUUCACUCGUUUCCCCAGUGCGCGCCUGGCCGUUGUCGUUCCGCGUAGUGGCCACCGUGUCGUGUGUCGGAACCGAUAAUAAUAAUGUAACGUCGUCGUCGCGGGGUUUUUUUUUUUUUUUUUUUUCAUGGUCUCAUGAAAAUGUCUGUACUUUGAACGUGUCCGUGUAUACAGUAUUUGUACGCGCGAACAAAAAACAAUACGACAAUCGACGACUCGUCUGCAGCAGCAGCAGGACGCUGUCGCGACUGUAACGCCGCGUUUCGUAAACCGUGUGGUUUUACGGCCCGAAAACACGCGACAGCGGAUUGGGACGGUUGACAUUUGAAAAACGCGAAAUAGCGUCGAGAAAAAAACCGGAAAAAAAAAAAAAAUAAACAAAAACAAAAAUCGAAGGGCGGGCUGUAACCGCUUUUAUUACAGUGCGAUCGCGAGGCGUUCUCCGGGUCAUCGCGAACCGAGUGUACGGCACCGCCGAAGACGCGUCCGUCAAAUUGUUUUUCACCGCGGACGAAUAUUAUUUCGACGGUCCCGGGGAGUUUUCAACACGCGCGCGGUUCAAAAUCAACAGGUCUUUUAUUAUUAUUAUUGUUUUUUUUUUUUUCUGUCCCGUCCGUAAAUUAAUAUUAUUUUGUUAUUAUUUCAUUUUUUUUUUUUUUAUUUUUCCCCGUCACCACAUCGCGCGAUCAUCAUCGCGGGUAUACCCACCUCUAUUUACUGCGUACUGCGCAACGUUGCGCGCGCGUAUAAAUGUAAACAAAAUAAUAUCCGAGGGCGUUUCAAAUAAUACACACACACACACACACACACACACACACGCUUGCGCGCGCACACACACACACGCACGCACGCACGCACACUCGGGUAAACCGAAAUGUUCUCGUGCGAUUCCAAAGCGUGUCGUCUAUUUUAUAAUAAUAAUAAUAAUACGUGUAUUAUAUUAUUACGCCACCUAUAACCACCGAUACCAGUGUUAUUAAACUAUCCGGUAUAAUAUCAUACCGCGUCAAACACGUUUUUCAAUGGGAUUCCGUCUAUUCCGUAGAAGAAAAAAAAAAAUUAGAUAAACUCCAAUUUUGUUUUCGCGUAUAAUAUAUUAUAAUAAGAGUACCGUUAAGUGCACACUGUCGCAUAAUAUUUUUAGGGCAUAGUCUUGAUUGAUACGCCCGUUUAUAGGAGGAGGGGGUGAGGGGGUUUCUGGGAUGUUUUUUCUCACUCCUUCUUUUCGACGUUCACGGCCCGGUGUCUGUUUUUAAUUUUUCCGUAAUAAUCUUGUAAACUAUGCACGUGGAAAACGUGGUUUUCGUUGCGAGGCUUUUGUUUAUCGUGCGCAGCACUAUAUUAUAAUAUUAUUACAGCCGAUAUUAUCUAAAUAUACCUACAUACGCAUUUCGCUAUUAUAAAUUAGGUGUAUUUAUACAGUGUACCGUAAUCGAGUAUUAUUUUAUAAUAUUUAUUAUACCUGUACAUAUUGAAAUACCGUAUUUUAUCUGCAAACACCUAUACUUAUAUAUUCUCGUGUCCUAUAUACUUUUUAUAUAUAUAUGUAUACAUUUUUUUUUUUAAACGAAAUAAAACAAAGCAUCAAAUAUUCUUUAUUAUUAAUAAAUAUAUCGCGUGUAAAUAUUUAUUUUACGAAUUGUGUUUUAAUUGGAAACCGAUACGCAACGUUCGAAUUCGAACUAUAUUGUCGUUAAUACAACAUUAAGUGGAGCACCGCGUAUUUUACAUUUCGAUAGUAGUUUUAUGCUCGAAAUCCGUUCUAUAGCCAGGGAUACACUGCGGGGAGUAGUUCUGGUACUCUCGUUUUGUCGUGCACGAAUUAACCGGAAUUAAGGUACAGGUAAUUCGUAAAGUAUGUUAUGUUGAACGUUUGGCGGUUUUACAAUAUUCAUUUUGAAACAUAAAUAUUCGUUUACUUUCCGAAUGCAAGUGUGUUUAAAAAGCCAUAAUCUCUUUAGAAUUCAACGCGACUAUAGUAUUAUUUUCGUUAUAAUGAUAUAUGAAAUCGAAUAAAAACACACGGCGGGUAAAUCGUUUUAUAUUAAACAGGCAAAACAAGCGUUCACGUUGAAAAAAAACCUAUUAACGACAAACACGGUUAGUCUAAAGACCGGGAAAAUAUACUUAUAAAGCGUUUUGUCCAUAUGAAACACAAAACAUGCUGGAACUCUAUAGUUAUAGCACUUUACGAAGUAGAAAAAAUGAUUGAAGCAUUUGAAACAAAUAGUGCUGGAAUAAAGAACGCAGACAAUUUCUCGGACAGAGAAAGUUAAAAAUUAAGACGUGUAUUAUACUUAAGAAUGAAUUGAAAACAAUCGGGGAAAGGAAGAAAAACCGGAUCGGACGCGUCAUAAUUAGAAACAAUAAACGGAUAAUGAUAAUAACGGAAGGAAAGAUAUCGGGAAAAGCUGCGGGAAGAGAGGAUUACACCAAAAACGCCGUUUAUAACGUGGACCGUAUAAUAUAGAAGACAUAGGGAAAUCCGUUUAACAAUGAGAACCGGAGGUCCGUCGAAAUCACCGAACCAAUCGCAGGAUCGAAAAAACGCAACAAAUAUGUCAAACAGGUAUACCGCCUACUUAUUUUAUGAAGUACCUACAUAAUAUUGCGAGUCGGGUUCGGUACCUCUGUAAAACGGAUCACGGGGACGCAGUGACGCAGUUAUAUAAUUUAACAAUAAACUAGUUGCAAUGUAGUUUUAUAACAAUUUUUUUUUUUUUGUUACGUCCUUUUCAAGAUCAGAUCACUCUGAGUAAAAUUGUGUUCGGGUCUUGGUUUUUAAUGACAUCACGGCGGCACGACCACCUAUAAUAAUAUUAUUAACGUUACCGGACUGCUUUGUCCGGUAAUGCAGUUUGGACGCAUAUUUCCUAUCUAUAGAAUUUUUUACAGGAGGUGACCCGCGCAGUGAUGGUCCGAAAUAAAUUUUCUGUUAAAUUAUUUUUGCGCAACAACAAACAGUGUUUAAAGAAGUUUAGAAUUGAGAUUUCGAGUUGUUUUUCGAAGAUCUUCGUCGCUAUGCUCGUUUUGUUACGAAUUCGUUUCGCGUAUUUUCGGUUGAGAAUUUAGGACAUUAUAGGUUUUAGUGGUUUUUUUUUUUGUUUUUACAUUUUUUCGUGCAUUUUUGAAUUUCGAUGAGGCAUUACGUACUCAGUAUUAUUUUAUAUUGCCCAUAGUUAAGAAUAACGCAUUUAUUUUACCCUUCGGUAUACUCAAUGAUUUUACGUGACAUACUAAAUAAUAUGAGUCGGUAUUAACUGUUGGUAUAAUAUUAUAUUAUUAGGUAAAUCGUGCAUUCUUUUAAUAUCGCCAUGAUAAUAAUAUUAAUUAUAAUACACACAAAAUUAUUUAUCUCGUCGAGUAAUAAUUUCACGAGUGCCGUCGAUUGAUAAUAAAUGCAUUAUGCCGUACAGGUAUAUUUGCCUAUAUUAGCUACUAGCUAUUGAUAAUUAGAAAAAAUGAAACAAAAGUAAAAAUUACAAAGUUUAAUUACAAUAAAUAUAAACGAUUGUAGAUGCGUAUUUUUCUUAAUUUUUUUUUUGUACACAACACGAUCCUCAUAGCUCUUAAGCUACGGCUUCACUCACGGGCUAUUAUUGCGAAUGCGCGCGAUCUUUUAUUUCAUUCCGACCCGACCGUAAUCAUAAAAUAAUAAUUUCGCUGCUGUAGUGAUACGGCGGUGCAUGUAUGUUAGGUUCGUGAUUUAUUUAAUCGCUCAAAGGAAACCCUUUUGGGCGGAAUACGAUGACUUUUGUUUGAGAAAACCCGACGACCGCGUUUAUUCUUGUCGAUAGGUUACGCGAUGUUAUUAUUAUAUAGGUGGCCCAUAUUUUAGAUAUUGUAUGCUCGGUUCGAAUAACAAUUUCAGAUAUUUUAUCAAGGACAAAAUAAUAUAUUAUUAACCGUUCGCACGCGAUUCGAUAUAAUUUAAUAUGUUAUAUAGCUAAGUAGAUACAUAAAUUACAAAUUAAAAAGAAAAAUUAUAAAAUCCAGUCUGUAUAAUUUGUUUAUUGAAUUAUAUUCCGAGUAAUAUUUUAGGAACCCAGUAGAUAUACACCGGUGUGUGUGCGCGUGUGUGUGUUCUUCAUUAUGAAUUUAUAAUACAUAAAAUAUUAUAUACGUAUUAUAAUGCAGUGUAUAAUAUUAUAUUUUAUGUUGUAUUGGACAACCUCCGUUUUAGAAUUGUAAUUCUGUUAUUGACUUUCACAUAAUUACUCGCAGUAGCAGUACUUACUAUUGUAUACAUAUUGUGUUUAAAGAAACAGUUAUAAUCACACGAUUACUCAUUUACGUGACGAUAACUUACUAUUUUCGUUUACACGUUUAUAAUAAUAUUUUAAUAUAGAACAAAUAAAUUGUAUGGAACUUUAUACAACUGUUAUGUUUUAAUAAAGGCUAAAAGGUUUGUAUUUUAACUGAUGGGUGUGCUAUUGUUAUAAGAGGGAAAUUGGAAGGGGGAAUACAAAUAGAGUAUAGCAUUUUAAGUACACAACGAUAAAUAUGGUUUAUAAACAAAAAACGAUUUUAAGCGAAGUUCUUUCCCAGAAAUCAACAAAAAUUAUACAAAAAAUUGCAAGUUGCUCCGAUUUACUAUAAAAACUACCAGGAAAACCAAAAAAAUAACCUAACGCAAAAUUUAUAGAUCAAAAAUUCUAUAAGAAAUUUCGAUUGAGGCGAGAAUUCUGAUAGAAAAGUUGUUUACAGACAAACAUAAAAAAAAAAAACGGACAUACUUCUUACAAUGGGUGGGCCACUGUUGUAGGUGAGAAGUUGGCAAGGUAGAGAGGAAAUGUAUAUCUGUACGCAACGAUUAACCAUUGCUAACAAAAAACGAUUCUGAGCGGAGUUCGGUUAUACAGGUUUUGAAAGGCCGAGAUAUUUACGAUUUGAAAAUAAUACAAUUUGUAAAUUUUCUAGUUUUUUCUAUUUUUCCCAAUUUAUUAUGGAAAAUCAAAUAAAUGGCCGUCCUAAAGUAUUACUCCGGUCAAAUUUUCUUUCAGAGAAAGUUUACACUUGAAAAUUAGAGCAAAAUAUCUGGUAGAAAAGUUGUUUUCAGAAAAAACAAAAUAAACACCAUUGUAAAAACCAAUACAUUCCUAGCUCUGCUCAGAAUAAAAAAAAACCCCAAUAGUAAAACCAAUACAUUUCUCAUCGUUCGGAAUCUAAAAUACAAGUAUUUACCGGUGUCCAUAAGUUGUUUUUCUAUGUUUGUAAUAAUAUUAUAAUUCCCUUAAUACGUUAAUUUCAAUAAGAAAAAAACUGAUUAAAAAAAAAAAAAAAAAAAAAAAAAAAAAAAAAAAAAAACGAAUAAUAUAGUAAAUUAAUUAUACUGUAGUAUAUUAAUUUUUUUUUAAGUAGUAUAAACACACUAACGGCUGACACACAGUCAUUGACUAUAUCUUGUUUAAUUGUCAUAUAGAUAAAAUAUUAAUUAAAAUUUAACUUUUAAAAUCGCUAUUAAAGUAAUGAGAGAAACGUAAUAUGCUAUACCUAUUAUGUGUGUUCACUUGAACAGAAUAUCUGAACAUUGUUAUAAUUUUAUAAAAAUAUAAUAGACUUCCGCUAGCCCGAAAUACGAUUACGAACAAUAGAAUUCAAGAUCAGUCAUCUAAACCAGUUUUGUGAAAAAAAAAAAAAAAUUGCUCGAGUUAUCUAUAAUAUGACGUAGGCAAAUUGUCAAAUUAAUUUCUAGUGUAUUUAUUUACUAUACGUAGGUGCACAAAAUUUAAAUUUGAACGCAUACAGAUAAUCUACUAGCCCAUAGGAUUCUGUGCAAUUUAUGUAAAUAUAUUUAGCCUGCGAGUAAUUUGUUUGUUAAUUAUUUUUCAACUUUUUGAAUAUUAGAAUCUCUUUUCGACGGGUAAUAUGGUUUCGUAUGAAUACAUUAGGUAUUAAGUAAGUGCAUUAUUCGGUGUGAGCUAUCGCGGUCGGAAAAUUUAUAAUUUACGAAUGCCUAUAUAUUAUAUACUAUUAUAUGAUACAUAUAUAGCUGCAGCUUAUUGCAGUCGGAGCCUGCGGGACAUUUAGCAUUUGAAAUUCUUAUUGAAAGGAGGGUAGAAAUGCGUAUAUAAAGCCUACAAACAACCCUUCAUGCAUUAUGCGCAUAGAGUUUUUUUUUUUUGCUUUUUACUGUUGAUUCUUUCCCGUCGAAGUGAAAUCGAUUUUAUUUUUCGAUUAUAAUAAUAUAUAGUGUUCGCGCUAACUGCACACGUAUGCACCAUCAUAUUAUGUAGGCAGGCGCGUCUUUUGAAGUCUCGUCAUCGCGGUUAUUCGGUAACGUUCAAAUAUCAUAUUAUAAUAUAAUAUCGUGUACGUUUUAGGCGUAACUCGUAUACAUAUCAAAAAAUAUGCGCCAUAGAGAUACGUUUGAAAAACAAAAAAACAAAUAUUUAACAGGAAAAGAAAUGACAUAUUUAUACGACGAAGUGCUCCUAUAUACCAUUAUACCUAUAUACUAUUAUAUAUAGGGACAAGGUUUUUUUUUCCUACAGGAGAAUACGACAAAGUUAAUAAAGUUAAAGAAGUGCUAGAAUAUUCCGCCCACCAUAUAUAAUAUUAUAAUAUAGUAUAUGGUAGUCCAGACACAUAAUAUUAUAAUAUCGCCCUUAUAUUAUUAUAUACAUCACGAUAGACGGGUUUUCAUGUUGAAAUCGGAUGAUAUAAUCUCACCGAUGGCGCAAGCAUAUUAUUGUAUUUUAUUCUUUUAAUAUCGGAUACGUUAUAUUGUAUAAGUAUAUAGGUAGGUACUCUUUCAAUAUUUAUAAUGUUUAAUAUUAACCAUUUGAAAGUAACCGUACAAAGUCGCAUAAUAUGUUUUUAAAUCUAGCGAUCCCUCACUUGUUUCUAACUGCAGGCCCAUUUCCAACCUUCCCCAUAUUUCAAAAUUGUUUGAGUCCAUAAUAUAUUCUUCAAUUAUAAAUUCAAGAAGUCUUAACCAUUUUUAGUGGAUGACCAACAUGGUUUCCGUCCUAGAAAAUCUUCUAUAACUUGUAGCCUAGUUCUCACAUUCUACAUUUCAGAAAGCUUUAAGUCUGAUCGUCAAGUUGAUGCUGUUCACAGACUUUAAUAAAGCUUUCGACACAGUUAUCUUUAGUCGUCUUAUCUCUGAACUAGAAUCACUCUGUAUUGGUAAUCCUUUACUCUCCUGCUUCCAGUCAUAUCUUAGUCCAAGAAUUUAAUUUGUAAAAGUUCAUGGCACUUCUUCGGAGCUAUCCAUAACUUUCUCUGAAGUCCCCCAAGGAAGACAUCUAAGUCUUCUUCUGUUCAUUCUUUUGAUUAACUCAAUUACCUUUCAUUUUCUAAAGCUCUUCUAUUGACCUAUGGCAUUAAAAUUUAUUCUAAAAAAUUACUUCCUUUUCUGACUGCCUCCAACUUCAAUCAGAUUUUGACUGUUUCCAUCUCUGGACCCAGCGUAUUGGCCUUACGCUCAAUCUAAACAAGUGCAUCUUUGUAUCCUCUACAUCGUGUAUCCUCUGUCAAAGAUCUUGGGUUCUGUACCUAAUUCCUUCUCUUUCUUUUGAACACCACAUUAAUAUUGCAGUUGAUAGUGCCCUAAAAGUUCUGGGUUUCAUAAAGCGCAACAUUAGCCUUUUCACGUCUUACGCUUUGUUCCCUCUACAUUUCUCUUGUACGCUCUAUUCUGGAAUAUGAUAUAGUUGUAUGGCACCCGUAUUUGGCUAAGGACCAAUUAAAAACAGAUCGAGUUCAAAACCGCUUCCUAUCCUAUGUUUCUUAUCUACUUAAAAUUGAUCACCCCCCCCCUCAUAAUUAUUCUACCAUUAGAUUUUCCUUAAAUACCUUUGCCUCUCGCCGUGUAGAUGCUGACCUUUUAAUUAUAUCUUCUCUUCUUAAUGAUACAGUUGAUGCCCCUGACCUUCUGUCUUCUAUCUCUUUCUGCGUAACAGUCCAUUAUACUAGAAAUUACUCUUUUUUUCAUGUUCCAUCUCACCGUACCAACUAUUCCCACAACCAUUCUUUACAUAGAAUGCUUCGUCUCCUCAAUAAUUCCUAGAUCCGUAAUCGAUUUGAACAUUUAUUUAUUUUAGCUUGUAGUUUUUAGUUUUUAAUUUCGUAGCCUAUUGCAUAUGCUAAUUCCUAUUUGUAAUUAUACUUGUUGUUUAGUUUAGGUUAAAUCAUAUACUACUGUGUUUUACAUAUUGUUUUAAUUGUAAGAUCUUUACCACUAUUAAUAACCGUUCGUUUUACUAUAUCUCCGACCUUUUAUAAUAUAUCUUUGAGUUGUGGUUUGGCGUUAAAUGAAUAAAUAAAUAAUUCAAUAUUAUAUAAAUUAUAUAGUUUGGUACGCCAGUGUCGUUAUUUGAAAAUUGAUAUUAUGAUAUUUGUUCGCAGUCGAAUAACUUGAGUUUCAAAAAUUAUUCGGUACCUAAACGUUAUAAAUACAUUAUUAAUUUUUCAACCACUAAGUAAUUUAUUUAUUUUUUUUGUAUUUUUAAAUAAUUUCCAAAAUGUUUUUUUCCCCGCUCGAACAUAAUGGAAUUCGAGUUAUUAUACGAGUAUAAAAACGGGUAAGUAUUCAACAAAUUUAACAAUUUAGUUUACAACGUAGCAAAUUUAAUAAGAUAUGUAUUUAUAACGGUAUGUUUUACGUCAAAUCAUUCGAUAAUAAUUUAAAUUGUAAAAUAAAUUUAGUAAUUUAACUGCGUAUUUAACAAUAAAUGUUUUGAACUCUAUGAUAGUAUAUUACACAUUAAUGUUAUUGAAUAACGGUAGCGGGUUUUGAGAAACCUACAUAAUUUUGUAAAAAAAAAAAAAAAAAAAAAUGCUCCAUACAAACUGAAAACCCGCCGUGAAAACGGAAAAAAAAUCCCAUUCGACUAAAAACAUUAAUUCUUUUAAACCGCGCAUAAGUCACUUCCGUUAGGUUUUAGGCAUUCGAACGUGGAAAUUAAUAAUGUUGUAUAAAUGUGAAAUAUGAAUCAUGUACGACCGGUGGCAUCGUUUGCUGCGGGAUGCAAGGGUAUACGAAUGCGUCUCCCGUGAAUAUUUUUUUUUUUCAACUCGUUCGAAAUGUGUAGACGUAGAUAGUUUCAUAGAAUUUAUAGUAUAGAAAAAUCAUUAUGUAAUUUUGCAAAAAUGUUUUUUUGUUGCUUUAUCACAAUAUUUUAGCGAUUAGAAUAUUAGUCAUGUAUUAUAGUGCAGUACGAAAUAGAGAUAUAGUUAUUGCUAAAUUAUGGCCUAGAAUAUUUUCAUGACUAAUGUGAUCUAAAAUACAUAAAAUUAUACUUGAAAAUGCGUAUGCAUUUUAUGAUGCUUGUGAGUUUUUUUUUUUUUAAAUUAUUUUAAUGUAAAAUGUAUAAUCAAUAUUUUGAAAUUAAUUGAAGUAGGUUUUCGAAUUUUAUUUUAUACAUUUUAAUAUUUUUCGAUUAAACAAUUAUAAUUUUACACGUUGGAAACGUGGAUUCAUUUCGUGCUUAAUAUGGUACGCAAGCAAAGCGAGCGGCUUUGGUAUUGAUUUAAAUUCGCAGUAUGAUUUCGUAUCCAAUGACGUGAAUAAAUUUCAGUGUACGACAUAAACUGUGUAUGCACGAUGAACCCGUAUUAAAUUUUCGAAAAUAUUUGCUUGACCAAAACAAUUUUAUACGUAUAUAAAAUAGUACGCGAAACGUGAUUUUUACGAUUUUCGCAAACAUUUUAAACGGCUGUAUGAUAAAAAAAAAAAAUUACGAUCAACGUAAAAAAGGGGUUUAUCUGAUUUUUAAACUGAGUUUAUGGCUGAUCACCGAUCACAAUUAGUCGAUUAUCUUAUAAACUCCGUUUAAAACUCAACGUUGAUGAGAACGGGCCUAAAACGCGCCUUAUUACGACUUAUUAAUUGUAUAGAGUUUUCGGUCGUUAUAAAAAUUAUAUUCACAUAAAAUCUCGACGAUUUCCAAUAUCUACCAAUGUACCGAAUUCACUACAAGUUAACUAUAAAAUUAAGUUCUCUUAUCAUUUUUCGAUCGGAAUAGGAUUUCUGGUGUAGAAUGGUUGCUGUUAACGGACACACGGAAAAAAACUAUACACGAUCAGUAAAACCAAUGAAUAUAGGAAAGCACCAUAUAAAUAAUAGAUACAAAACAAAUGUGUUCAAAGAGGGAGAGAUACACUCUAAUUCGCCAUUGUUCCCCUAAUAUACCACUUUAAUUAUAAUUCUGGUUUAGAAGCAUACUUUUUCAAAACGUUUUAAACGCUCCGUUUCGAUUUGAAUAUUAUUCGCCCGUUUUUCGAAAGCGAAAUAACCAUGAGUUUUGAAAUAGAAGAAUACGCCGACAUUCCAUGUUCAAAUAUCGUUUGUGCGAUUCUUAUAAUAUAAUAUAAUAUAAUAUUUUACGUACAUUUUUUUUUUCUUAUGUUUUUGCGAUAAACCGCCGUUAUAAUUUCGAACUGCGAUACACUCAAUUUCGGUUCGAGGAAUCGAGUGUAUAUUUUACAAUAUUACGCAUAGCACACCGCGAGUUAUAUUUCAAAAUCUGUGUGCGUAUAGUGUAUCUAUAACAUAAGGCCGACUGUCAACGAGAAAGAAUUGUCGACUAUUGUUUUUGGUUGUUUUUUUUUUUUUUUUUCUGUUUCACGAACGAAACUCGUAUUUGUUUGUUUUAAAUCGUAAUUUAUAACAAAUUACGUUUUACUAGAGAGUAUAAUAUUAUUUUCAUAGUAAAUAAUUAAUUGUAAUUUUAUAUUUUCGUUAGCCGGGGCUGUAGUCGCGGUGAAUUACUCGUCGCCCCGCCAUCUCGUCCGGCCCGGUACCGGAAUGCGGUUCUCUUAUGCUUUAUUUUUUUUUUUUUUUAAUCUCGUUUUCGUGCAAACUUACCGCCGCGAGCCGCGUAGGUAUAGAGUAUCCCGCCGUCACGGGAAAACAAUACGAAUAGUCUUUUUGGGGACGAACGGCGAAUAGUAUAACACUGCAGUAAUAAUGAGUAAAGUAUCCGGUUUUUUUUUUUUCUCAUUUUUUAUACGAGGACAUUGCGUAUUAUUAUUGUACAAGGGAAUUGAUAUUCGAUUGACGGCGCGUACGACUAAAUUUUAGCCCGCGCGUACACACAGACACACGCACACACGCACACACGCGAAAUAUUAUUAAAUCGCGCGAGGGCGGCGGCGCCGUUCGUCCGUCCGCAUAGGACAGACACCGCCGCCGAUGCUGAAGCCGCCGCCGCCGCCGUCGUCGUCGUCGUCGUCGUUCGUCGGCCGUCCGCCGGUAUAUUAUUAUGUAUUAUAUACAGCGCGCUCGACGUGGGCGCGCACGGGGUAAACAGGUACGCGCAGCGGCGUGCACGGCGUUUUAAUAUACGAGAGGAGAUGGCAGUUGGGUGGUGAGGUUCUGAAUACAAUUAUAGUUUUGGUCGUUUCGGAUAUACAAAAUCAUUAAACAUAUUUUCGGGCAGAAAUUGGUACGACACGCGCGGUACUUACAGCCGCCAAACUGCUCCUUCAAACAGUACCGGAUUCACGCGCAUUUGAAAUCCGCGAAAAAAGCGACGGAAAACGUCAAAGAGACCCCGAGAAAAUAUUUGUAAAUAAAUGAAAACGGCAGAGCGGUUUAAAAGUCUCCCCCCUCCCCCUCCCUUCGAUCGGCUCUCAAUUAUAGAAUACAAUUUUCCGUACAACGUUAAACCUUUUUUAUACUACGUAUAAGUACAAUAUUGUAUUUUAAUUAUAUAUAAUUACCGAGUGUUUUUUACGAAGUGUUUUCAAUGUUCGAAAAUCGUAUUUAAUAUUUUAGAAGAGCCAUUAAAGGGGUAGGGGGAACUUUUAAACUCUCUACCGUUUUAGAUUUUUAAAAAUUUUUCAAGCGUUUUUCAGGGCUUUUGCUUGUAGAUUUUAAGUGCAUAUAAAUCCGGUCUCUGAAUUAAUGUCUUAUCAUAUAAUCAGAGCUCGGAUUCAUUAGCAUUUGUGUAUUAUUUUCGGUGACACCUAGUACACCUAAUAGCAAGUGAGAAACAAAUUUAUUUCGUACUUCGCUAAUGUCGUGUACGAAAUUGUUCGGUUCUUUUUUUUUUGCACAUGUUUAGGAUUUAUACAGCUAUUUUGCUGAUCAAGCGAUUUUCAAAUCGUACGACUAAACGCGUCCGAAAAAGACGGUCGUUAUUGUCAGUUAUUGCAGUCACAUCGUACUGUACGUUAUUGUCCCCGGACGAUUAUAUUUCACAUAUUUUCCAUUUCGUAGUGCUUUGAUGAUGUAUAACGCUUAUUUUGGCGAUCUUAAGCGAUAAUAACUGACCCCUUUUUUUUUUUUUUUUUUUUUUUUUUUAUGACAUUACUUCCGAGCCCCGGUCAUAAUAAAGUAUAUAUAAUAAUAAGUAGGUAUAUAAUAUGCUUUAUACUUAUUACUUAGCAAAUGGUUUUGUGUUAAAUUUUGUGUCCUAAUAUCAAUAAUAAUAAUAAUAAUAAUAAAAAAGACGAUAAUUACACGAAAUCCAUAAAGCAUAAAUAAAAGAUUAAUGGUGGUGGGGGUGGGGCACGUGACACUCUCAUUCUCCCACCCGCGAGAACGCCCCUGCCCGCUUCGACGCACAAAAUAUCGUGUUCAAUACGCGCGCUCGAACUCCGGUCAUUUAUUUUACGUCAUUCGAUAUUUGUUUAAUUCAAACUACGCGGUGCAUGUUAUCCAUAAUCGUAUCACGUAAUAAUAAUAACGACAAUAAUGAUAAUAAUAAUACUAGCGUAUGAUACGCCGCGAUUAAAGUAGACAGUUCGGCGCGAUUUAUUAUUUUCUCGAGGGGGGCCCAAUAUUUCGAUAUUUUCGAAUCGGGGCGCUGUUUUUCUACCGAUCGCGCGUAAUCCGCGAACGCCCGUCGCACUAUUUCCUCUCACCACCCUCCCCCCUCUUUUUUUUUUUGUUUUAUCCCGAAAGAAAUUUUGGUUGACGUUUUUUGGAAAUUUUCUAAUUUAAAAAAAAAAAAAAAAAAAAACACACACACACAUUCUUCGUACGGGGCAAUCUAAAUUAAUGACACAGCUCCGCGUACAAAAACCGCGGAGAAUACAUUGGAAACCGAACGUGUCCGGGGGUCGAAAUUUGCAAUAUCCGUCGGCGAUAAUAAAGUUACGGCUAAACGUGCAGUCUCGUCGGUUUCCGUCGGACGCGUAGGUAUAAUGUAGCGAAUGGUUGAUCGAGUAGCUGGGGCGGCUAUAUAUUAUUGUAAUAUUUAUACGCGACACAGAUAUUAUACACUCCGCUUUGUAAUACACUCUCGCCGUAUCAUGUGGCCGGCACCGCGAAAUUAUAGAGGGGGGGGAAAAAGAAGAAAAUUCCGGAAAAAAACCCGACGUGUUUUCCGCGAUAACGAGCGCGUCUUGUCCCGGAAGAUUGAUCACUCUGUAUACGCGUACGUAUGCGCCUGCUGUUAAAGCGGAUUAUACACCGGCGGCGGCGGCGGCGGCGGCAGUCAGUGGUGCCAAUAGCGCGGACGCGCGUGAACCCGCGUUGUUGUUUUCGUUCUUUACGUUUCGUCUCGUUUUUUUUUUUUUUUAAUUUUUUUUUCGUACCGUUUAUUAUUAUUAUUGCCGUCGUCACUUCGUGGUGUCUGUACGUCGUCGUCGUCGACCGCCUAUAUACGUAAUAAUCUCGGUGAUAAUAAUUUACGACAAAUGCACAAUAUACGUUCAUUUUUUCUUUUCUCAAUAAUAAUACCGCGGUAUUUUCGUCGCUCUAUGGACCGAUAAUAUUUUCGUCCGAAACGCCGCCGCCGCCGGUCACCUAUCCCCGCGCGUGUGUUUACUCGACUCGGAAUCGCCGCUCGCCGUGUGUUACCGGUGUAUAAUUUUUCAAUUUUUUUUUUUUUUUUCUAAAGCGAAAUUCGUUUUUCUCCGAGUUCUGCCGCGGUCCACGCGUCCCGGUAGAGAGAGAGAGAGAGAGAGAGAGAGAGAAACGAAAACGUACUCCGACGACGACCUAAAGUCCGCGGAAUAAUAAUUUUUGCUAGUUUAUCGUUGACGUUUCGGUUCGAACGCGCGUAACGUUCGUUUAUAAAUCGCGUUUGACUCAUUUGUUCGCGCGAUCGGUUUUUCACCGUUCGGUAAACGGUUUUGAACGUCCAAAAUGGCCACACCGAGGUCCGCCGACGUAAUUGCACGUCCGUCAUUAGCCGCUGAUAUCAAUCGAACAAAGACCGCGUAAUAAUAUCAUUGUUACGAUACCCCGGGAUCCAGUAUGGUAAUCAUCGUUUUGUAUUUUUAGAUUUCUCGGUUUAUCUCUCGCGAAUCCGUGAUUAUUAUUGUUUGGUUAAGACUCCGGUCGUGACAAAAAGUCAAAGCGGAUUUUAUUUGAAACCGGUCUCGCGUACACCUGAUGAGUACUAUCGUAUUUUUUAUGGCGAAUACGAUUUAUUCGAUUUCGGUGGGUACCUAAAUCGUGCGAAUCUCGCGACUCAAUCGUCGAGCCACCGAAUCGCUUUCGGUUCUCAUUUCUUACCGAGAAAAAAAAAACUAUUACUAAUAGUACUGUUGCCGUAAUCGAAAAUGUCGCCAAAAACAAUAGGUACUAUCGUCACUGUCGUGUCAAAAAAAUUUACAAUUCGGUUUGCACGUGAUGAAUGGGACCCCGCGUUGAUAUUUAAGUGAAUACGUGUUGCGAAAUCGAGUUUUUGGAUCUAAGGAGUUUCAUUAUUUUUGGUCGCGGCGAUUCGCGAUUAUUUCAAAAUGUCAAUAUUUCGUAAAAACGGCCGAACAAAAAUACAAAGGCCACUGUCAUAAUGUAGGUAAACUACAGCUGUUUCGCGUGACAAUUUCCCUCCCCCCCUUGUUUUAUUAAUUAAAAAAUACUGCGCGCAGCCCUCGAAUACACAUUGAAUUAUUGUUGCCGUUAUUCGCGUUCAAAUCCUUAAUAUUUUCAACCCGACAGCCGGAAUAUCUCGGUCGGAGUCGCGCGAUUUCGCUGUGCCGGCGCAAGUUUCGUAAGACCGCGGGUAUGACGUUUUCGGAAAAAUAUUUUAUUAUAAAUUCGCCAUGGUACGCUCGUUUUCAUCGUAUUCGGUGAUAUUGAAAUGCGCGGUGUAUGAAUAAUAGUGUACGAGUACAUGGUAUACGGUCCGCACGUACACCCGGACGUUAAAAAUAAAAUAUCCGCGUAACCGUUUAUUAAUAUUGUUGAAAACGAUUCGAGUACAAAAUAAUACAGGGUGUCCCGCGAUGAAGACCUGAUCGUAUCGCAUAUCGUACCUGUACGAUACGUACUCGUCCUCGGAAAAUUUCGGCCAUUUUUCGACAAUUUAGGAAACGAUAGUUAUAGUUCGACGACGUUACUUUUUAUUCUGUGUCGCCGGUAUUCUUUUCUUUUUUUUUUUGGUGGGGGGGGGGGCUAAAUCGACUAUUCCUGCUUUUGAUUUUCGGUACGGCGACUUAUAUUAAAAAUUCUACAAACAGACGGAGUGUCAGUUGAAAUAAAUUUUAGUGUUGACGUUUUUGAUUCCCGAGAGUGGCGCAGCGUCGUUUAUGCGGCGAAUGUUUGAAUAGUGUUUCGUCUCUCUACCUCUCCCCCCCCACGCGUACUUAAAAGCGGAAUAUCUCGCCGACGGGAUGACGAAAAUCAAAAACGUCGACAUAAAAAUGUAUUAAAAUAAUAAUAAUCAUAUUCCGUCUGUUUUACGGAAUUUCCAAUGUGGGUUGCCGUUCAAAAAACAAACGCAUCUAUACACUGCGGUCGGUUCGCCUCUCCCUCUCCCCCUCCAAAAAAAAAAAAAUAAAUAAAAUAGGAGCGUCGAUAAAACAAAGAUAACGAAAAAUUCCCGAGUUAUGUACUCGUUUGUUGAAUAAUUUUAAAACCAAUACUUUCCGAGACGUCGCAACGAUCGUAUAUGUUCGCGGGGGCACUCUGUAUACGAAUUGAUAAUAAUAUUUAUUUGUCUAAAUAAAGUCGAGUUUAACGACUAUUUAUAAUAAUAUUAUAAUACGCAACGUUAUCGAAAUAAUUGUGUUAUUUUGUUUCGAACGGGCGUAUGAAGAAAAAAAAAAAAAAUAAUACAAAUAUUACAAAACGUUCGCCGAUCAAAUAUUAACUCGGCGAUAUUGAAAACGUAACGAGCGUCGUAUCAUUAUUUCGUUUUACGUGCACAUUACUAGACAACGGGUUCUAAUAAUAAUACUAUCCGUACGACGUUCGUUUGAUCGUGCGAUGUUCCCGGUCAUCACGAGGAUUUACACGGCGCGAUUUUAGCGGUCGUAUUGAACAAUUUGAGGGCGCUGAAAAAAGAAAUGGUUAUCCUUAAUAAUCCGUACAUCCGUAUUUAGAGGACGUUAUCUAAUCGCGUCUAGUGUCUCUCAGUCCACGCGAAAACGGCGUUUACGCAGAAUAAGUAAAACCAGCUUGAUUUUGAUUGUUAGAGGGAAAAUACCGUUUAUGAAAUUUACACAAUAGACAACGGUGUUUCGGAGAGAUAAUGUCACAGGUGUUUUUCCAAUUAUGAACCGCUAAAAAUGUUACAGUUAUAUAAAAAAGACAAUAAAAAAAUUUAAAUAAGAGUUUUUGUUUAUUCUAUAAUAUCGAGCUGUGUAUUUCGAAUACUACAAAAUCCCCUAUGACAUUACCUCCGAAUUAAUGUGCUCUAUGAAUUUCGUAAAAGGUACUUUUACUUUUAAAAUGAAAAUCAAACUAGUUUUAUUUGUUCUGCGUAAGCGUUGUUUUUGCACGUUACCCGGUAAUUGGACUGGGACAGUAGAUGCGGGUAUAACGUCCUCGUAAGUCCCGGAGUUAACGAACUGCAGGUAUUUUGUAUUACGCUGUCGGGGCCUUUACGCGCGAUUUGUUUUCCGUGUCCGUCUCGCGCGUAACGUGACAACAGAUACGCAUCGUACUCCGGCGAUUGCGACUCUUCGGUCGACUUUCGGGACCUGUUGUAUGCAUUUUAUAAACGACAAUAUAUUAUUUACUGGCUGAAUGGGUUUUGUUUUUCGUUUAAUAUUUUGAUUUUUAUCACGGAAAAAAACGCGCGUCAUAGAUAAUAAUUUAACUCGAUUUCUUUUGAGUUUCACCAUUACUAUUCUAUUAACAACAAAACAAAAAAAAAAAAAUAAAAAUAUUAUUGACGAUUCUAUUUGAUGAUAAACAACGAACUUCGAUGUAACGUACGGCAGUUUUUCGUGAGGGCGGGGGGGGGGAAAUAAAAUCCGUACCGAAAAUUAUAUAUUAUUCGGUUUUCAAUAAAGACACGAUGAAUCGCCCACUACGGAACAAACAAAAGAUAUAUUUUUUUUAACUCAUUAAGACAUCAUGAUUUUCCGCAAACAUGUUCGAUUAUUUAGCGACUGUUAAUUAUUUUUAUUAAAACGUCAAUUGGAUAAUAUACGAUUAGGUGACGAGACGAUCGCAAUAAUCGGCUGAAUUCGCCUUCGAAAAGGCCUUUAAAAUCGGUUUCAGAGAUAAACUUCGCGCUAUCGCAGUCUAUGGCUUUUUAAAAACAAUUGAACAUGUGCGGCGUUUUUUGCAAUAUUAAUCCAAAAAAACUUAUAGGUAAUGUUUAAUAAUGGGAAUUUACAUAUUAUAACUUCGACAACAAGUUGACAGUCAAAUAUUUAUUCAAUCAGCUAAUUGUUAAACGCCGCGGUCUUUAAAAGAAUUCCGUCACGAACAUAUUGUAUGAUAUACGCAUUUUAUCUCUGAAACUGAUUUUAAAGGCAUUUUUUUUUUUUUUCAUAUUCGUUAGCUCUUCUUUACUACGUUGCAGAGGGAUAACAAAUGCGACCGUCACGGUUCCCCGGCAAUAUGUCUUCGACGCCGUGAACUUAUAUAAUACAUCUAUAAUAUUGUUUAUAACAGUAUAAUAAUGUAAUGUGUAUAUUACAUGUAGUUUUGGAUAAAAAAAUUAAUGUUAUUUACGAAUUACGAUGAAUUUGCUGUAUCGUGCGGUUAUAUUGUUUACUCAGAAUCGCGUUUGAUUAUGCAUUUCAAAAUUGCAAGCAUUAAUGUUUUGUUUUGGUUUUAUGUAACCGGACCUGUUUUUUCUAUUCUAAACAAACGAUGUGUUUUUAUCGCGAAAUCCGUAUUAUAUUACAACUAAAAGUCGGCUAAAAAAUCAAUCGGUAAGCAUAAUAAUAUGAUCAACAUAAUAAUCUGUUUUCAUCGGAUAGGUAUUGUAAUUUUCGCCCGAAAACCCUACUCUUCGCAUCUCACGCAAUUAUUAUUCAUAUAUUUAAUAUAUAUGUAUAUAAUAUUACUUAGAGUUAAAACAUUUUUAUUUGUAUGAAUUUGUUAAUUUAAUUUGUAUGAAGAUUUGUAUUUAUUAAAACAUUUUUGUAAAUUACCGUAUGUUAAUCCGUCAAAGGAGAUUGGUGUCUGUGUGUAGUAUUUUAGUCGAUUUAGACCUAAAAGCUGUAGCUAGGGAUUGUGUUUGGCGGAUUUCAAUUUUUAGGACGGAUUAAUAUGAUUCUUUAGGGAAUGUAAUCUAAUUAUUUUACUGGAAAUCGUGUAGUAGAUUUGAUUGGAUUUUUGAAAAAUUGUACUUAAAAGUUUUUUAAGUUUUAUAGGUAAUUAUAAUAAAGAAAAUUAAAAUUAAAAAAAAAAAAAAAAAAAAUACCUCCUAUAUAUUCAAAUAAGUAGUAGAACCUAAAUAAUUAUAAUAUAUGUUUACAAAACUGAAACCCGUCAAAUGAAAUUUCCACACAUUUUUGUCCAAAAAGUUUCAAAACGUUAAAUUCGUCCUUAAGAACGAUCGUGUUAUUUUCCUUUAAAUAGAAGUUUAAACAGUAAGUUAGUAUGAAAAUCUUAUCGUUCAUGUGAUUGUUGGAGUGUACAUUUUUGUUUUUCGAAUUUAACAAAAUUGGAGAACAACUGGAAAACCGCCGCUCUAUCCCCUUAAUUCAUAUUAUUUAAUUUCAAAAGUAACAGAGUAUUCAAAUUUGAUUAACUUUGAAAACUUCUGAUGGUUUCACGAUUUAUAAUUGUAGAAAUUGUAGGGAACUUGAAAUUGAUUUGUUUACAAAUUGACUUAAUUGCAUCGCAUAGGUCAACGUUUCUCAACCCAAAAUUGGGUCACGAAAAAAAUGAAAUUUUAAUAUAUUUCCGUUUAGAUAUUAUCUAUAUGAAAUAGUUUCGAAAAUAACAUUUUUUUUAACAAAUAUGGAUGAAUUUAUCAUUUUGGACUUUGGUCUUCAAAAGCUAUAAAUGUACUUUAUCGGUUGACAUUCACGGUAACGAAUACAUUUGAUAAGUUGUUGACCCGCAUUUUCCUGGUAUCAAUUAUCGAUAUUGUGAACUUCACCAGAUGAUCUCGUAUCAUUUGUGUGCUCGCAUUUAUUACAUUAAACAUAAUUAAAGAAGUAAUAGUUUGUUUUAGUAACCGAACAAAUAAAUGAGUCCCCCCUCAUCGAACGUUAUUUUCACAAUAGGUCGCAUAAAUAUCUUGGCCCUUGGAUCGUCAGCACGCUUAAAGGUCAAGACCCGCCGGGUCUAUAUGGACGUCAAAUAAUCGGUUUAAAUGGCUCUGACGGUUUGUUAACAAUAGCUCGUCUGUCUUCAAAUCCGCCAGUUCAAGUCGUACCAUGUUUUUUGAUAGACAUAAUAAUAAUAUUAUUAGGAACGCUUACGAAAAAUAAAUUAUUGACCCGGUCGCUAUACCUAUGUUUGUUGCAAUUCGCUUGGACGUUAUUAUAAACACAAAUGCGUAUAUAAUGUUCGUCAGGCAGCCUCGUAGUAAAGACUUUUGUAUUUUUUUUUUUUUUUUUUAAUCCUAAUAUACAAUUUUGUUUACUUAUGAUAAAUUCCAAAUUCGUACCGUCGAGACUUUUUCCUACAUAUAGGAAUGGUCGUGACGGGUACUCGCGUAUAUAUAAUAUAAUGAACGAGCGGUUAUUUUUCAAAAACAUUAUUUAUAAAUGGGAUUUUGAAAAAAGAAGGGGGGAAAAAACAGUAAUAAUAAAUAACUCCGACAAUAUAUAAAUCUUUAGUUACUGACCAAACGGCGACGGAGAAUUGAAUUGAAAUCGACGUUUUUGCAAUCAAAUACUAUAAUAUAUAUAUAUAUAUAUAUAUUGAACAACGACAAAAACCUCUUUUUUUUUUUCCGAUUCGAACCGUUUAAAUCCGCGAAAUAGAUUAAACCCGAAGUACUGUAAUAAUACGUGUCGCGUUUAAAAUCCACACAAAUAUAAAAUCCGUAAUGUAAUUUUACUUAUAUACAUUACUAAUUUAUAUUUAUAUUUGCAGCAACAACGGAUGCGAUGCAUUUACGUUCGAACAAUCGAAUAUCAUCACAUAUGCACUUCGGUUAAGUAUAUAAUACGAAUACACGCGACAAUAACGUAUUAUAAUAAUAAUUGAUGUUAUAAACAUUCAUUUUUUUUUUUUUUCAUUCUAUUGUACAUACCUACCUACUCGUAAGUAUUUUUUGAACGUUAUUAUAACGAGUGUUUUAUGCAAACCGUUUCUUUUCAGUAUGAAUAUAUUACUAAUUUUUUUUUUUCCGACCGGUAAAUACUCUGUAUACAGAAAUAAUGUUUUUAACCUUGUCAAAUCUACGACUUGAAAAAAAAACAACAAACGGACAUACUUCGCACGACGGGUGGGCCACUGUUGUAGGUGAAAAGUUUGGGAAGGUAUAGGAGGUAAAUUCAAUGUAUAUCAGAUGUACACUAAGAUUAAUAAUUGCUAACGAAAAACGAUUCUGAGCUGAGUUCGGUUAUAGUAUAAAUGUUUUGAAAGGCCGCAAUAUUUACGGUUCGAAAAUAAUACAUUUCGUAAAUUUGCCCGUUUUUCCUACGUUGUUUUCUCGGUUUUUACCAUUUAUUAUGAAACUUUCUGGGUAAAUCAAAACAUUUGUUCACAGAAAAUAAUAAUAAAAUAAACAUUGUAAAAACCAAUACAUUACUCGCUCUGCACAGAAUCUAAAAUAAACCUAAAUUCAUUUUCAUUUUUUUCUUUUUUACAUUAAAAUUAUGUUAAAUUAUUCGUUCUUUUUAUAUCAAUUAAAACGUUGCGUUGUUUAACUUGGUGGCAAUACCAUUUUAAUUAUGUGAUUUUUGUUGAAACAAUUAUUGUUUUUACAGUUAAUGAAAAUAAAUAUAAAAACCAAUAUUUUUAAUUACGAAUGCGUUGUUCAGACAAGAAUACUAAAAUAUAAUAAUAAUUACAUAUUUAUUUAGUUAUCGUUUUCAAAACAAGAACAACAAAAUGGUUUGAUUAUCCGAUAAAUGGCUAUAUUGUCAUUAUUAUUAUUCUAUCAAAUUUCGGUAAUUGUGUAUGUAUCGACGUGUCGUGUUGUGUCGCGUGUCUGUAUAUACGACGUGUGUUUAGUUGGAAAUUGUCCCCAACAUUAUUUAACGAUGUUUUGGGUUAAAUAUUUUGUCCUGACGAUUAGAUUUUUGGAGAUCAAUGGGCGCUAUAAAAAUACGUACUUGUAAAUUAGAAUCGAAUUUUAAUUUUGAAAAUAUUCAUAAAUAAUAUCUUUAUAAUAAUAUGUUUCGCGGGAAAUUAUUAUUUUUUAUUGUUUUGUUCCCCUCUUUUUGAUGGUUCAAACUUCAAUGUACAUGUUUACUUUGGAAAAUAAAUUUAUUUCGUUUAUUACAUUAAUAUUGUUAUCUAACAUGUUAUUAGAAUAGCUAUAAUAUUUAUUAAUAAUCGUUUAUAAAAUAUUAUAAUAUCUAUGCGUUUUAUCAAAAGCACGAUUAAUAAACCACCGUUCUAUUUUAUCAGUGAUGGCAUAAUGUUUUUUUUCCAUAUAAAACAUUUCCAGUAAAAUUUGAUCACGAAGCAGUUGCUUUUGACUUUCAACGGGACCCCUCUCGUGAUUUUUAUAUAUCACAUCCCCAUGUGAUAUAUAAAAAUCACGGUUGGUGAAUAAACCGUAGAUUCUUAUUUUGUUUUACCGAACUCGAAAAUGCGAGUUUGAAAACCGAAUCUAAGAAAAAAAAGCCAAUUUUUAUAUUCAUUAAACCGCACUUUUUUGUCUUUUAAUCCGCAAGCUGAAAUAUAUAAUUUAAAGAUAAAAUCGCUACAUAAAUACUUAUAGUUUUUGAAUUUUUUAACCGAAUCAAAGGUGGGGAUAUAACCCUUAACGUCCCGCGCUCCCCGCAUGCCACCGGCUCCAUAGGAUACCCAUUCAAAUCGCUACUGCAGUAUUUUACUUCACGUAUCGCACUUACACAGACAUUUCGAUAUCGAAAUUCACUUUAUUGUUCCUCGAUCGUGUCCUAUAGCUACUAUCACUCUAUACUAUAUAUAUUAUCAUCGUUCGGACCAGACUUUAUAUAAUUAUAUCGUUAGCUCUAAACAGUAUACAUUAUAAUAUGAUUCGCGUUUACUGAAGUUAAUAAUAAUAAUUAUAAAAUUAUAUUAUUAAUAAAUGUAUAGAAUUGUCGGGAGCGCCGCUGUGUGGUAAUAAUAGUGUACCAUUAUCAAUGUAUAUACAGUGGCAGCGCGUAGUAUGACGCAUCGCGAUGAUGAAUUUUGUGGGUGUUCACUGUUCCUGUAUAUUAUUAUUGUAGGUACACAUAUUAUAGUUUAUAAACGGCGUUAUUGUGGUGCACUAAAAACGUACGAUAACUUGUAUAAAUUAUUAUGGUGAAAAUCAAAAUCGUUUUAUUAUCAUUAUGACUUAUAAAUACUCAUUUAUAAGAGUAUUAGUGACUAAUUUGGUUAAGAGGUCGUUACUACACUAUAAACGGUCAAUGUAUAGCAAAAAUGUGUUUACGUAAAACAAACGCAAAGGUCAUUGACAUAAUUUUUUUUAAAAAAAACCCUUGUGUAUGUAAGAAUAUUAUACGCAUGCAAGAUGUAAACGAAUGAAGUGGUCGAUACACGUGUGGAUAUCGAGUAGGCAUGUUUUAAAGAACGCUAUGAAAGAACAAAUAAACAAGAGGGUAUACCACUUGGUAGACAAUUUGAAAAGAUGGAAAGAUACAGCGGAGAAAAAUACGAGACUGGCAGACAGGAAUGUCACAAUAAAUCGGGAAUAGGAUUGGUAGGGAAAUAUUAAAACUGGAGAGGUUUAUUAGUGAUAGCGCAAGUCCUGUUGUUUUUGUCUUCGGCGUUGUUGAAAUAUUAAUUAUUAAAAAGCCGGACGUAUACUUUGCACUAUAUAUGAUAGGCAUUAAUCCUAUCACUGUAUGAGAAGGGAAGUUUGAAAGGUAUAGGAUAAUAGCAUAAUUUAAUUUAUAUACUAAAAGCAACGAUGCAUUAUUGCAAUCAAACAAUGAUUUUGAGUGAAUUAGAAGUAUUAGUCACGGUCUUUUCCCCCUGCAGGCCGGAAAAAACACAAAUAAAACCUAUAUAUGUAUCGAUAUUUAUUUUUAGUUUUUUAAACUGCAUGGACAAAAUGUCGGAAACAUAAAAAUUGUUUUUUAAUAAACUACCACCGGGCAAAAAGCUUUUAAGAUACGAUACGAAUAAUUUCGGUGUUCGAUAUCGGGCUUUUGAAACUACGUUUUAAACUUGAUAAUAUUUUGUUUUCACUAUUCAAUUUUUGCGAACAAACACUCGGUAAAAUUGUAUUAUUCUAAUGUAUUAUGUACAUUGUUGCAGAUACGAUUUAUCUAUUUACAAAACGUAACUUGCGUCUAUUCUAGCUAUGACAUUUUAUAGUUUUAAAUCACGAUUUAAGGUACUUUGGUUGCCCAAUCAACCGUCAAACACUUUUACCAUCACUGUUUAAUGCAACACAAAUCUAUAAGUCGCCUGAAAUUUUAACUCUAUAAGCGCGAAUAUCAUCGUUAAAAUGAUAACUAAUUACGUAUAACUAUGAUUAUAAUAUUUGAUAUCCGAGUAAGAUGAUAAUCAUGAUCUGUGCUAAUAAUAUAGGUAAUGUGUUAAUGAUGGUAAAAAAAAAAUUGAAUCCUACGGGUGCUAUAGAACCCUAAUAUUUUAUAGCUAGAUUAAUUUCAAUGGUCGUAUCUUAUCAUAGCUCGUUAGAAAACCAUACUGUCCUAAAUCGCUGUUUUACUCGAUAUAUAUUGUUAUAUUUAUUGUAUUUUAGUUACAAAUAAGUCUAGAUGAUUAAAAAAAAUGUAGACUGUACCUCCCGGACAGUACAAUAAAUAUUGGGAUUUUUCUUCAUAGACGUUCAAGGUAAAAGUUUAAGUUUAUUUAUAUAAAAUUAAUAAGGUUUUUUUAAAAAAAAAAAAAAUGUAAUAGUUUUAAUUAGGCGAUUUAUUUUAUCAGCGAUCAGAAUAUAAACUGUAUUUUAUUUCUGGUUUCCAACCAUUAUUGCAUUCUUGACAUACUUCUGUUCAGUUAAGAUGUUUUUAAAAACUCAUUUGAAUAAAACUAUAGUUGUCACAGAAAUUACUUCACCGAGUAAAUGACAACAUAUAUUAUGUUUUCCCAGACGGAUUUUUCGAUGUGUUUGUUAGAAAACCUUGCCAGACAAUCUAUUCGUACUUGAUUUUUUUUUUUCGUUUGUAAUCGUUAGAUACAUAUAGAAAACUUUUUAAUGGAAAUUUAAACAAAUACAAAUUCCGUGUAAAAACAUAGUAAAUGUUUGCGUCUUUAAUUUGGUGACAAAAUUGGGUUAAGUAGGCCAGAGUAGGUAUUGUUGGAACUCAGAAAACUCUUUUUUACUUUAUAUUGCUCGUUAUUACUGGAGAGACGGAAAAUGUUAUUCCGACGUCAUUUCAUCCGUGUUUUUAAUUUUGGUACAAUUUUUAGUAAUAAUUGAUAGUAUAUUUUAUUUUAUAGGCAAAAUUAUAGGAUUUUAAACAUUUAUAUUUUAUAGUAGAUAUCUUAUAUUGAAUUGACAUGUACUAUAGAUGCAAGGGUCUAAGCCCAGGGGAAAACCAUAUUCAGGGGGCAGGAGCGAUGGCUUUUGGUAUAUGCAGUUUGUGCGUCUCGUAAUAAAUUUUAUAAUUUUAUUGAAAUAAUUUCAUUAUUUUAAGAUUUAUAGAAGUAAUACCACGGUAGUUUGUAUUAUUAAUGUACAGGGAGCGUUGUUGUUUUAGCGGCUUUUGAUAAGAACAUUCGUGGGCGAUUUUUCUCAGUAACCUACAUUGGCCGUCACGAAACCAUUUACAUUACCAUAACUGUAAUAUAAAUCUAAAAAUGAUUUGAACGUAAUUUCACAAUACACAUUUAAAUAAAUGGUACCAUCACUAUAGAUUCUAGUCAUUUCAUGUAAUGCCUUGAAAGUGUUAAUAUUUUCGAACAUUGCAGGCCAUCGUCAAUAACAAGUCCAUUACCGGUUACGACUGACAUAUUAUAUAUCGUUUUCUUACAUACACUUUUGAUAUGUGCCACCAUUGAACUCGGGUGAAACGAAAAAACGGUCUCGCAUUUAAAUUUAGCGUGAAAUAGAAACGUUUUUAUGUUUUUUCGUUUUUAAAAUUCCUAGUAUUGUUACGUAUGCGCUUUUUAAAUGUUUUCAAUAAAUAUAUAUUUAAUAUUUAACGAUCGGCAGACCGAACGGUGAGAAUAAUUCAACGAAAAUUGACUGCAUUAUUAUUAUUAUGCAUAUGACAUAUCGGCUUAUAUAUAUGGUAACAAAGUUAAGUAUAUAAUAACAAUGGAUAAAUUAAUAAAAUAGAUAAAUAGAUAGAUAGAUAGAUAACACGAUUAUUAAAAAUGUAUAAUAGAUUANAUAAGUUAAAAGUUAUAAUUGCACAACAAGUUCCUCAAGCCAUUUCGCUGCGGCCGGGCCACACUCGUGCAGUUUUACCAGCCCAUCUUCAAACUUUGUGAACGGGCACGUCUCCACGAUGUGCGUGAUAUUCUGUAUCUCACCACAUUCACACAGUGGUAUUCGGCUUAUACACCGACUGCAUUAUAGUUUAUGAUAUCGUUUAAUAUUUAUAACUAAAAUUACAAUAAGUAUUUAGCAUUUUCGUUUUAUUAUAAUAUGGGUUACAAUUCCGAUCUAUCACUGUUUAUAGUCCCGGGCGUUGAAGUUUAAUAGCGGCCUAGUCGAGCUGGAAUAUGUUUUGCAUAAUGUAUUCGGGCACGAUAUUUCAUUGGACUUGGGGCUCUGCCAUGACUGAGCUUUACAGACUUGCUCUCAUCCGGUCUAAACUAUAUAAACUGUUAUAACACGUAAACGGUAUAGUUGCAUGAUGUUAGUGUAAAACCGAAAUGUCUAGAAAAGUAUUCACCGUUUGAAUCUGUGAUUGAAAGCGAAAAGGCGGGUCGCUAUUUAAAAAUCCCAAGUGGAUACUCGUCGUGGGCACCGAGAGGUUAAAACAAUUGAAAAUAUUGUUAAAAUAAAACUUAAACAAUUCCGUCUUGACAGAAAUCGAAUUCACGUAAAACCCGACGAGAAAAUGUCUAGUUCGCGAUGAAAGAAUCGCUCGAUGUGUUAUCGAAACAACAAAACAGGCACGCUAUCGCCUGUCCGUGCGUGAUAAUCGAUAAGAAAUACACAUAAUGUUAUCGGUAAAUCGAUAGAAUCGAUAAACGUACGGAUAUUCGUAAACCAUUUCCGAUCGCACUUCGCCGGACUUCGGAAUCUUUGUUAUCCCCUUCGACACGGCGACGCGUCAUUGUAACACAACGUGAUAUUUCGCGGGGCAUUCGCACACGGUUUUUAGAUUUUACACGGAUUAUUAUGACGUAAUAAUUGUUAUGUCACGUGGCGCCGAUUGAUUUUAAACCCCCGCAGAGUCCGGUCCGAACCGUAAACGCGUACCGCUCCUAUUGCCGUCUACACCCGCACGUAUGCGCCGCAUCGCCACCGGCGCUAACAAACAUGUCCGUACGCCGCCGUUACGAUAUAAAUAUUGUCGGGUGUCCCGUCCCGGGACACUUCUUGGGAAUCGAUUCGUUCGGGUGUCCGCGCGGGUCCUCGGACGAUAACUCCGAAUAUCGGGCCGCGCGCGCCGAUAAAACGAUAGAUACGACGGACGCGUUUCUGUUCGGACGACGACGACGACUUAUUGACGUUUUGAUUUACGACGGCCCGAUACCCGGAGGGAGGGGCUGCUCGCGUUAGGUUAGGUUAGGUGUGCGCGCGGCAAUGAGGUCCGUGUGUUUUAUCGGCUAUCGUCGCGCGGAAUAAUUAUACGCGCCGCGUGAAAAACGCCUCCCGGAAUACGCGGCGAUAACGCGCGCGCGCGCGGUUUUGUACGCGCUCGGAGCCGCCGACCGUUGUUUUCCACGUCGCGAUCGGGAAUUUGACCGUUGGUGUUUUUUUCGCGUCGUCGGUUAGAAAAAAAAAAAAAAAAACCGGUAGAAAACGGCCGAAAUUUCGUCCGCGAAAUCUAACCGGUACCCGCACUCCCACCAUACCGGGACGCGGCGUUUAGCGGGGGCCACGGGGGUCAUGCUCUCCCCUCCACGCACGUCGAACUACCUGCAAAUAAUAAUAUCUUUCAGAAAUCCGUAUCCGAAGUUCGGAGUGUUAAUGAAUUACAAUCACGGCCUCGGUUAUGUAGACAGUUGUGCUAUCACAUUAACCGGUCAGCGGUCGCGUUAGUUAAAAGUAUAAUUUUUGGACCAAAAGGAUAUUGCCCCCUCCCCCCCAUGCCCCCUAGAAGACGAAUCAAAUCCGUCACCGCCAUGGCAUAGGUCCAUGAUGGACCUGUGUGCGGGUUACGAACCGCUGCUUGGAGUAGCAACUGGAGAAAUACGAUGCCGAAGACCGACGGCAUAAUAGUACAAUAAAAUGAAGGUCGAGAAUAAUAACGGCCGUUAUUUCUUGCGUUUCGAUCGUCGUCGGGACAAAUUACCGCGCGCGAUAUGUCACUCGUGUUUAUUAUUAUUUUUGGCUAUUGCAUUGUAUUAUUUGCUGUACUUGUACGUUAAGCCUCGCGGAGUCACUCGAUAAAUAAAUUAGCGAUGCGACAUAAAUCCGGAUUCUCCGCGUGUAUCGCGUACGUAAAAGAAUCCUAAUUCGAUGUUCGAAAAUCCGUAUUCGGCAUAAGUACGGAUUUUAAAAUCUGGAUUCUCGAACUCCGACCAUCCGGAUUUUUCCCCUCGUUAAAAUAAAUUGAACGUAAUAAUAAUUCGUUUUUUUCUGUCAAACGAUUUAUUGCGACAAAAAAGACAUUAUUUAUUACGAUGAAUACAGUCCACCACCUAUUUAAACAAGCUCGAGUUGGCGAUGGAUGACUACACGCCGAAUAAAUAUUACAUAAUACUAUACCUAAUAUGUAUUACGUUCGAUGCGAUAUAUGGGUAAUUAUUUCGACCCACUCGGAAAGGAAUAUUUCAUCGAUAACUAUAAAUGGCAUUAAUCAGCAUUAAUAGAUGUAGAGGUAUGUGAAUCUACAAAAAUGUACACACGCGUAAUUUUUAGGCGUGCAGUGUAUUAUCAAUGUCUUAUGAUACAGUCGAAAAAAUUAACGAAAACAUACUGCGUAAAAUACGGAUGGUCUUAAUGGUUGGUAAAAUAACUACAAUAGCGAUGGGCAUUUUCGAAUAGAUAAACUAUUCGAUAAACUAUCGAUAGCUGAACCAUCGACUGUUUCGUGGGAAUAUUUUUUUUUUUUUUACCACGACCGAAUAGUUUUGUUCGCGGGCAACUAUAAAAUAUUUCGAAAAACUAUUCCAAUAGUUUUUAAUCUAUCGAAUAGUUCAAAUGCAAUCAACUAUCGAAUAUUUCGGUAGUAACUAUAUUCUGGUGUGGCCUUAAUACUAACUGCGCACCGUUUACGAUAAUAUAAUAUUCCACCUCGUGCAUCACACACGUCAUGUACGUUUGUUAUUCUAACAUUUUUCGCAACGUAUAUAACUAUAAACCAUAUAUUAUUGUGUUAUUUGUGUUUUAGCCAUUGUUUUAAUGGUAUACGAAUACGGAUUUUUUUUUUUUUAAAAAAAAAUUAGUUAAAAAAAAACCAUUUGCAAAAUACUUUUUUGUGGGAAAAAUUUUGAACUAAGUAAUAAAAUACUGAUACGCACGAAUAUUCGCCACUAUAUACGAUUCUCUUUUCUCAUUUGUGAUUCUUAAACGCAGCCGUGGUAUUUACCAUAUUAUAGUUUAAAUAUUCAUUGGUCGCUUUCCAGGAAAUAAUAAGGAUGUCGGUUUGUUGUUUAAAUGCGAAAGAGAAAAAGAAACUUUUAAUUUAAUUGUUAACAUUUUAACGAAGAAUUUCGUUUGAUGAAUACAAUACGUACCUAUAUAUACGUUUUUUUAUUACCUAUGGGAAAUUAUAGAAACGCUUCAAAGCUCAUUUGCCAGGCCACAUUAUUCCAUUUUCGUUUGCUGAUAAUUUAUUUCCAUUAAUGAAUAUUUUUAGACGCUAUACAUACAUGCAUUUUCUGUAUUCGUCUUAAAAAUGCGCAACAUAGAAAACGUUUAUAGCAGUAGUGCUUUUAGUUUUAAUAUUCGAAUGAAUUAUUUUACCUAUUAUCGUAUUUCAAGGUGAGAAUGUUGUUUGCGUGAAAAUAAUUUGGUUUUUCCGCUAAUUAAAUUGUCAAGUCAAUUUUCAAAUUGUGUCGUUUCGCAAUGAAUUGUGUCUCGCUUAAAAAUUUAAAUAACAAUGCAAAACUUGCAUAAAAACAACCAGUUAAUGUUUUUCACUUGAAAAUGUAUAUAUAAUCGGUUAAUUGACUCUCAAUAUUAAAAUUAAUAGCCCGGAAUUUGUUAAAAUGAUCGCAAAUUUUCUACGUCGUACGUUUGUAAAACGAAAACCACCAAUGCAUGAUGCGCAUCAUGCAUUGGUGUAGUAAAAAAUACUACUUGAAUACGUAUUUGUAUAUGUGAGUACAUUAUGUGAAACCCGUUUAAGGAUUUCAGAAUGUUCAAAAGACGGGUUGAGAUUGUGUUAAAAGCUUUUAAAGUUUUAAUGAGGAUUAUUUUUUUUUUUUGUUAUAUUUACAAUACAUGUUUUUUUUCCUUAUUCGAUGGAGUUAAACGUUUUAAAAUAUACAAUUUGAAUGUAUCGUGUCGUGAAAAAUUUUGCUGGACAAUUUAAUUUAAAAAGAUGCCUUUGGAAAAAUGUAUACUGUUAUGUGUCUUAUUUUAAGAAAUUGUAUAAUUCGAUAUAAAUACCAAACAAUGUAUAGGCCAUUAUUAAGUUUAUUCGAACGCGAUAUCUGAUAAUUUGUAGAAACCAUAGGGUUUAACGACUAUACCUACACAAUAAAAGAUAAGUACGUGAGUACACGAAUAUUUUCGGAUCUGGUUGCCAGUUGUUGUUUGACAUUUUUUUCACUACAUCCAAAACAAAGUCUGGUCACGAAAACCCUCUUAUUAAGACAACGACGGUUUAAUUGAUACACAUUUUAGAAAUCUCUUUAUUCUCAUAGUUCGGAAUAUUAUAUACUUUUAAGUGCGAUUUCAUAAAAUUGAAACCGGUCACGAUUCCGUCAACAAGACGAUCUUAAAGUCAUAGUAAUAUCAUAAUAUUACUGUAUAGUAUAAUAAUUUAAAUCUUCUACAGACCUUUUCAAAUUGUUUUAUAAAAUAAUACGCUUGGCUUUUAUUCGACUCGACAGUAUAAAAAAAACCGUACGUCAAUAAAAAAUAAAAAUAAAUAAAUAAAAAUACAUUCAUCGAUAUAAUGCAUAACUGGAGUUUAAACAUCUCGUUAUUCGAGAAACUUUUUUUUACUGUUUGAAAAAUCAGUAAACGGAACAAACUUUAUAAAAAAAUCGGUCGAAUAUAUAGGCGAUAACAUUUAUUUUAAAUUUAAUUGUUCGAGUUUUUAACACGUAAAUAGUUUUUCGUUCAUUCGUGUUGUGUAUGCAUGUAUAGUUUUAUAUAGCUGCCGUAUACAAUAUAAUUUUAAAAUGUUUAAUAAAGAACUCGUAAAUGCCGAGCACGCGUAACGGCAAAUUAUGAAAUCUCGCGCUUUCAAUAUUGUUUAUUUUUUGUAGUCUUUAAACCGCGGUUGUCCACUUUGGUUUUUCAAAUACCGACCGAUGAGGUUUUAAUUUGAACUUCACAUAAAUUUCGGCAUUGACAUUUUUGAACUACGUCAAUCCCGUUAACGAGAUAUUCAACAUUUUGGUUUGGGUAGGGGAAGAGAGUAUAUAUAGUGGGACAUCAUUUGUGUGUGGCAACGGCACGGCGUGCGGCGUUUGUAUACGGGUCACGUGAACCAUAUUCUAAUAUAUUCUCCCCCGAAUCUUAAAAGUGAAAUAUAUCGUCGACGGAUCGACAGUAAUUAGAAAUUUCGACACCGAAAUAUAUUUGAACAGGAAACUUCGUCUAUUUAUGGAAUUUUUAAUAACGGUUGCUAUUCGAAAAUCAAAAGCAGACAUCGGUUCGGGCUCCGAAAAUAAGGGCAACAAAAAAUAACGGAAACGAAAACUUUUAGAACGGCUUGUUUCUUAAAUUACUUAAAAAAAAAAUAAAUAAAAAAAAAAUUGCGAAAAAAAUCAAUACUUUCCGAGAUAGUAAGUGUCUUGUAUCGAGGAUUGAUGAUAGAAAAUUGUAUUACUUAUAAAGUUAUAAAGUUUUAGGUCGUAUAUAUAUAUAUAUAUAUAUAUUAAACCGAACCGUACUUGGCUUAACUUUUAUUGAACAUCAAUACGACUCGCGGUCGUAUUUAUUUUGUCGGAUACUUGAAUUAUAAUUUACCUAUAUUAUUUGUCUACUGCGGACCGCAAACAAAACGUUCAAUAUUUUUAUAGUACCCGUUUCAAUUACGUAUACCGCCGCAGUAUCGUCUACUUGAAAAUAUAUUUUACCGGUGUACAACGACGGGAUACGCGGCCAAUCUAAUUCAUAUUAAAAUAUUGUCUUGUCCGCGGAAAUAUGUAGUCAGUGAAAUCUAUAUUAAUAUCAUGUAUAGGUAUCUUUUUAGCGUACGACUGUACAGUUACCUAUAUGGUUAUAUGGUUGUAAUUUUCCAACUAUAAUACAAUAAUUUAUAUUAUCGUUUAAUUAUAUACCUUAUGUUCUUUAACUCGUAUCGGCGACGGCAUCGGCGAGGACAUUAUUGAUAAAAACCGAAUCUAGUUUCGCCGCAUCUCGGCAACAGACUCGCGGAACAAGGAGAGUGAUAAAACCGUAUUCUUAUAGACGCCGCCGGUGCGCCAACGCGGGCGGUGAAUUAAUGAACACGAGAAUAUUCGCAACAUUUUUAUACUCGGAGUGAUUUCACUUUUAAGUUUAGGUAGGGGGAGAGUAGUGGAACACUAAUGAAACGCCGAGUGUCGUGUCGCCACUGCACAAAUGACACUCCGCUACUCUCCCCCUACCUAAACUUGAAAGUGAAAUAUCUCGUUAACGGAACGACGGAAAUCAAAAAUCUCGACACCAAAAUUAAUUUUAAGUAAUACUACGUUUGUUUAUGGAAUUUUUUUACAUAGGUUCUCGUUUGAAAAACCAAAGUGGGUAUCACCGCAAGUUACUCCUUAAAUGUCGUGAAAAAUCGAAGUAUUUGAAAAUAUCGGCCUUAAAUAAACUUGAAAAUUUCAAAAAUCAUAAUUUGAAUGUAUGCACAAUUUAACCAAACAAACGGGGUGAGCACGCUUAGUGAAUCAUCCUGUAUACAUAUACAAUACUAUUAUAUUAUUUUUAACGAUUGAUCAUAUAUUUUUUAAUUAACCUGCAGUAACCUCCACGAUAGUGUGUGUGUACAGUGGUUUUUUUCGGGGGGGGGGGGCGGUGCUGUUCAUUAAGGGACGAUACGAAUUUGCUGACCGCGGUAAAUUGGCAAAUUUUUGCACGCUAAUGGCGAUGGUGUGAUGUCAAAAACGUGUACAUUUUUAUUGAUCAAUUCAUCGCGUAAAAACUAAAUCGGUGUAAAAACGGUGAUAUUCUCGCACGAUGAUAUACUUUUAGUACCAAAAAGUGUAUAGUGUACACCUAAUAUACGAUAGACUAUAGCGACAUAAAACCAAGUCGAUCUAUAAAACUUGUUUUUACACCGCCAUCGUAUUAUAUCGAACAUAAAAUAAAAUAAUAUUCUCCGUCCAAUAAACAUAUAUUAUCAUAUAUUAUUAUGUAUUAUGUAUUAAGUAUAUGUAAGUAUUAACCGAGAUCGGGGCCAACUAUUUCGUUGUUUACUGCACACAUCGUUUCGCAGCGAACCGGUAAUUUAUGCUUCUAAUGUUUAAAACAAAAUAAACUAUUGGAACAAAGGAAAAAAAAAAAAAAAAAAAAAAUUAGGAAGGACAAACUGCAGGGCGCUUAAUUCGAAUUUUUUAUUUUUUGUGUAGAAUUUUUAUUUCACUUAAGUGACGACAAUUAAUCGAUUGUUAAUAUAUUUAAAAGAGUAUCUAAAUAUUACUCUGACACGUAUACCUACGCCAAAAACUAUAUGGUGGUGUGGGGUGCACAACGGAAUACUAUAGUAUUAUUAACGAAGUAUUCAAUAGUCGAUCGCAUUCGAACAAUUCGAUAGAUUGAAAACUACACGGUUAUUGGGAAAAACUAUUCGACGGCUUUUCCAAAUAAAUGUUAAAAAAAUAACACAGUUUAUCAUCGAAUAUUCAGAGAGUGGCCACUGAACCUUUUAUCAAUGAAUGCGGACAACGCGGCGCCAUAUUGUGUAAUUUUCGGUCCGAACAUAUUGUUAUCAGCGUGGACUACAUUCUAGACCGCGAUUAUGAGUAAAUAAUGCACUGUAGCUAAUCUCUCUGACUUACUGAAUAAUAAAUAAAUACGUUUUUAGUGUAUUUAAUAAAACGUUUAAAAAACGAAAAUUAUAUUGAACCAGUUGAAGAUAUUGCUGGCGAUUCGAAAACUUCUUGAAUGACAUCAUUAAAAUUUGAAUCGAUAAUAUUGUUUGGACGAAAUUGUAUCGUUGAUAACGAGGACCAAUAUGAGAAAUGUCUACACACAUGUAGUAUAAACUAUUCGAUAACGCCCGUCGCCAGCCCAAACCUGAGUCAUAUCGCGCGUAUAACAACGAUUCGAAAAUAACUAAGUAUAACCUAAUAAACUAAAAAAUACGUUCUAACGGCCGAUGAAUUUUGAAUUCAUUUCGAAACUUAUUUUUUUAUGUAAACGUUUUAAUAUUUCAAACCGUUUUCAAAAAUAAAGACGCUCGCACUAUAUAGGUGUAUAAAAUUUAAACAAGACGACAUACUUCACACGAUCUGUGGGCCACUGUUAUAAGUAAGAAGUUGGGGAAAUAUAGAGGAAUUUAAUGUAUAUCUGUGCGCAACGAUUAACUAUCGCUAACGAAAAACGAUUCACUAUUGCUAACGAAAAACGAUUCUGAGUUGAGUUCGAUUAUAAUAAACAUGUUUUGAAAGGCCGUAAUAUUUACGGUUUUCGUCAAAAUUUGAUAUUAAAAUUCUUGUAACAAAAAAAAAAAUUCUACAUUACGCUCAAAUUUUUUGUUUCGAUCACAAAGUACAAUUUUUAAUGAACCUCCAGUUAAAUUUUAUCCUAAGAGUACCAAUACCGAAUAUAAAUUACGUAAAACACUCGUAAAACUAAAAUGUCUAUAAAUAAUUUAAAAAUGGUUAAAAUGUUUAUGAACGUUUACGUCUAGAAUAGGCAAAUAUAAGUUUUCUGUUCUAAUUUUAAGCCUCUAUAAGAAUACUUUCUCAACUGAAUGGCGACAAACAAAAUUGAAAAUAAUACGUUUCGUAAAUUUAUCCGUUUGUUCUAGGUUUUUUUUUCCGUUUACUUAUGAAAACCCUUUGGCUAAUCAGAAAAAAAAAAAAAAUGACCUCGACUCCAACGAGAUACCGAAAUGAUGGUAUUAUACGAAAUCGGUUGACAAAUCAUUCACCGAACCGUUGUCAUAACUAUACACGGACAUUGGACGUGUAUCCACAAAAUCCGUCGAAUUAUUGUUGUGUGACCAACUGACGGUGACGAGCGGUGAUUACUCGUCCAUCCCCUCCAGAAUUAUUCUACUCUCGUUAAACCCAUUCGGCAACCAGCGUGUUGUGUUAUCGCUCUUUUCGCGACCAACGGUGCCAAACGAUCGAUUCAAUCGCUGACAUUUCGUUUUAAAUGCCCACGUCCCGAGUCCUGAACCUCUUGUUCGAUCGGUUUUAAACGAAUAUUUUCGCCGCCGGUCCGCGAUUCUCGGACCGGGGCUGCCUCGUCGCGGCGACAAUAGUAUCACAAUAGACACUUCGUCUAAACCGUGUUUUAUCGGCGGCACCGCGUAUUAUCGUUUGUUAUCAACGCACUAAUAAUGUUGUUAUCGUAUUAUUAUUAUUAUAGACGUGUUGUUGUCGUUCGCAGACCGGAGCACCGCCGUCGUCGGAGGUGGCGGUUCUUCAAACGGCAAUAUCUGUAGCGUCAACGGCGGCGGCGGCGUCGGCAACUGCAUAACCGCGGCGGCCGUGUCGUCGGCCACCGGGUUCGAGAUGUAUUCGUUUUUCGCGACUACGGCGACCGCCGCCGCCGCCUCGGGCACCGGAACCAUUUCGGUGGCGCCCUCGUGUGGCGGCGGCGGCGGCGGCGGCGGUGGUGUCGGCGUCGGCGUUGUCGACAACGAGGCGCCGCCGCCGCCUUCGUCGCAUUCUGUCGUCGCGCAGGCGCAUUUUACCGGCAUCCAGCCGACCGCCGCCGCCGCCGUGGUCGUCACACACCACCAGCAGCAGCAGCAGCAGCACCACCACCACCACCACCACCACCAACGCCACCACCUCGAUCAGCAGCAGCAGCAGCAACAACAACAACAACAACAACAACAACAGCAGCAGCAGCAGUCGGUCUCCGCGGCCAUCAAUUGUUCGGCGGUCCGCGCUAUCGCUGCCGCUCCGUCGCCGUCGACGACUAUCGGUGCGACAAUUUCGUGCUCCGGCUCUGUCGGCCAACUACAACAGACGUCGACCGUUUUCCCCGGCAGAAGUAAUAGUUAAUUUUUGUUUUUUUUCGUACCUAAUUUAUCGUUUUUUUUUUUUUUUUUUUUUUUUUUUUUUUUUUUUUUUUUUUUUUUUUUUUUUUUUUGUUUUUUUUUUUUUUUUGUUUUUUUUUUCUGCUUUAAAUUUUUUAUCGCGAAAACUCGGUUAAAUUAUCGCCGAAACAUAAAAUAUUACGGAUGACGUAAGUACAUGAUGAUUGUACCUAUUAUUUUGUACGCGACAGAAACGCGGUAUAACUUUUGAUUAUCAUUUAAACGCUCCGGAGUGCGAUGAUAAAUAACGAUGGUUAUAAUUUAUUUAAAAAAAAAACCGGCCUCCUAGAAUCUUGUGUCGUCCGUCGCGGUGUCCGUAUAUUGCGACGGACGGACAAAAUGGCCGACACGGAUAUUCGUGAGGUGCGCGCCGUCGCCGCCUCUCCACUGCCGCCACCAUCGCCACCACCUCCACCGCCACCAUCGUCGUCGUCGUCGUCGUCACCACCAUCGCCACCAUUGUGCGUCACGUUUGCCCCUCGUGCGCGCGCCCUUCUUCGCGAGGUUCCUCUCGAACGCGGUCCGUCGACACGCGCGUAACGGCAUUAACCACGCCGCCCGUCGUUAUCUUCUCGCCGGGAAUCCCACGUAAAUCCCACGUCGUUUGCGACGCGCGGCUGUCGUCCGCAUUUCCGGGAAUUCCCGCGGUGGCGCGUCAACGAACGUUUUCUGGGAGUCGCGGCCGCCCGACGGCCGGGCUGGGGUACACGGUCCGUUAUCCCGCAAUUCCAGCACGCCGGUAUAAUGCGCGCGAAACAAUCGGACGCAUUUUAAAACGGUCGGAAAAUAAAUGCGCCGUAACGUUGCUGCGCGUGUAUCGCCGUGCUCGGGUUGGGUUUCGGUUAUUACAGGCGCAUUCGAACGAACCGAGCGUGGCGUGCGCACGUACAGACUGCUUAGCAGUGACGUCAUUCGGGGGGGAACGGCAGUGGAGGCAUUCGCCCUCUUCCUUGUCUUCAGCGGGUCGCGUAUGGGCCGGUGUCGGGCGGACCGCGAGUCCGCCAAACAUUUAUGAUUUUACGGCAUACGCUCCAUACAUAUUGGCGAAAAUAGGACACGAAUUCGGAUAAAAUUCAUUUACGUGUACAAUAGCGAGUAUAAAAAAUAACGUAAGAAUUCGAUGUACGCCUAUUUGUAUUGGGAUUUGAGUUUGCAUUGUGACGAAUAAAGUCGGGGAACGGUUGUUUUUUUUUUUUCAGUUUUAUUAUGGGCCGAUAAAAACUGUCCCCUCUCGAAAACCGAAAUGACUCCACUGCUCCUUAGGUAAACGCAUAGCAGUUCGACGCGCCGCCGGGCAAAAUAUUGUUACGUUUUUAAAUUGAAAACGUGUUUUUCUCAUGUAGAAAAAAAAAAGCAAUUUUUCUGGUUUUUCCCGGUACUCUUCGCACGACAUAGACCCCCGAAAGAGUAUUGACCGAUACCGGUGGCGCGUUUAAGGGGGGAAAUCGGGGGAGAUUUAACUCCCCAUUGACUUAUCUUUUACGUCUAUUGUUUAUGUGCCACGUACUUUUGUAAUCAAAUUCUUUACUUUUCAAUCGAAAAAAACGAAUACAAGCGGGUACCCAUAAUAGUGAAUGUUCUACGAAAAAACAUUGCCGAACGUAUAAAUUUUCUUGUUUAAAAUGAAUAACCUAUCCGGACCGUCACAUUAACACGAAUACUGAACAAACUAGUACAUAGUUUUUUUUUUUUUUUAGCCUAAUAAUUUUAUAACACGUUGCACUGCAGCAUGAAAUUACAAUUUUCAAAUUCAAUAUCUGCCUCCUUGACGUAAAUCCCAAAUGCGCCACCGAUCGAUACGAUUUUACAGAGUACAAGUAUGUUUGGAUACGAAUCACUGCGGGCGAAAAUUAUUUCCUCUUCGCUCCAAAAACCGGUAGCUGUGUUGUUUGCUAUCUACACGAGCGAUUUUAUCUACUGUUGCGUUAAUAUCGCAGUGCCACGCGCGAUAAUAUCUGCCAAUAUUAUUCUAUAGUAAUCUAUAUAGAUAGUAUACUAUCUAUAGUAAUAAUAAUAAAUAAUUUCGAAAUAAUGAUAUCGAUAAUAAUAAUAAUAAUAAUAAUCUGUUGAUGGAUUCAAGGCGCACUAAAUAUAAUCGGUAAAUUAUUUUAGAUUUAUUUUUAUAGCCGGUCCUUGACUCAUUAAAACUAUUGGAGUUAACACACUUGUGUUUUUACUCGUAUUUAUACUGUUUAGCGGUUAGUUUUUGUGCAUUUUCGUAAAAUGAAUACUUCGGUGGUGUAUGUAAGCAUAUUUUUAUAACGGCGAUAAACGUGCUAAUUUGUUUUCACCAAAGAGGCGCGCUACCGACACGGCAGUAUUGCGAAAAAGUGGAUUCUAAUAUAACGAGGUACGCGGUUCUUUAUAAAUCAUAAAACAAACAAUUUUUUUUUUGGUAAAAUAUCAAUGGAUUUAAAACUGUAGGCGUGGUUUAUCAUGUAGAUAUUAAUAUAUGCGUAUGGCAACUAAAAAGUUUGCGUAGAUAGCAUAUACAGCAACUCGAAACCCGUCGAAUAAACGCAUAGUAGACACUUGGUGGGUUACUGUGGGCGGGGAAACGGACAAUUCUGCCGGGAAUGUUUAUUAUCAAGGCGAAAGACGAUUUAAUUACAACAGAAAGCAACUUUUUCAACAAAAAAUAUUGUGUCUUUAUCUAAAUAUAAACACUUUUACGUUUAUUCAAUUAUAAGUUCAUCGGCCCGAAAUAAUUCAAACAGUUUUCCGUCGGCUCUAUACCCAGAAACACACCGCAGUAAGUAGACAUUUUGACCGUUUCCGUGUCUGCCGCAUUUGUUCGCGGUCCUCCUUUAAAAUUUGUUAAAAACCGACUUGCGAAGUUUCGCCGGGCAGCCGAAAAACGCAUUGGAUUGUGUACUCGGAUAGCCGUACCCGCGGUCUAAAAUCCACCGACGACGACGUGUUGUAGAGAGAAACGAGACGAGCUUAAUAUACAGUACAGUGCACCGGAAAUGUCUACGAACCACAAUUAAAUCAAUCGACUACGAUAUGGUCUACGGUUUAAAAAGCCGCGAGAAAAAGAAAAAACAAAAAAACUAUCGAUUAUCGUAUUCUGAAUCGCAUAGCAUCGCGGCAAUCGGUAAUAUAGUGAUUUUUGGUCAAUGAUAUUCGUUCCGUCGGUCCGGACGAACGUAUUUCUUACCGUACGGCUGUAUUUUAGAUUUCGAGCCUUUCGAACGGUUCGCCCGCGAUGCGGGAACGCCACUGCCGUGGUGCCGCGGUUGGGCCGGUCCGCGCUGCGUACACACGCUUCGUCACCGCCGCCGCCGUCGGUUAAUAAUAAACGCCACUGCCAGAUUCUCUUCUAAUUUAGGAGGGUCCUCCCCGACGUCGCCGUGCACACUCGCGCGGCCGUAUGAAAAAUCAAUAGCCGUCCUUGAAUUUAAAAAGCGAACACGGCGAAAAUCGAGGUUAUAUCGACCCCGCGCAGCGUUCUUGUUGCGGUACACGAUAUUGUGCGACGCGGCAGAAGGUCAAAUCUUUUCACCUACGAGAUUUCGAUUACGGGACCGACGUUAAUCGCGCAGUGUGUAGAUAAUGUUGUUGUUAUUAUUAUUAUUAUUAUUAUUAUUAUUAAUAAUUGAUAUUUGACUGUAAAAUUCCUCCGUUGCCGACUCGCCUCGGACACGCCCGAAAAGUUUUUCCAUCGAAUUUCCCUCGAGUACAAAAAAAAAAAAAAAAAAAAAAAAAAACCCCGCCUGUCGUAUAUACAUAAAUGACGUCGACGCGAGAUUAUUCCAAAGUCGGGCAGUAACUAGUUAAAAAGUUAAAAGUUACUUUUAACUUAACUAUAGCUGAAAAAAAAAAAAUACCCCAGAAAAUAUAAAAUAAUACUCGGUUGUUGUUUAGUUCGAAUUGAGAUUAUUUACGAAGUUUCCGUAAACAAACACUGUGCACCUAUAUGUGUUUCGCGUUUAUUUCUCGACGAGAAUGACAUAUUUUUACGUGAAUACCAUUAUAACAACAAUAAGGUGGUCUGCAAUACGCGGUCUAUUCGCGCGGGGAUAUGGGAUACCCACACGGGUCUUAAACACAUCACAGCUAGGUCUAUAAAAGUCUAAAUACCAGAGUACAAAAUACGUUUCUGAGUGUCCAUUAGGGUGAUUUUAAAGAGUUUAAAUUUUUUUUGAAAACCCGUAAAUUGACUUAAUCACCCAAAUUCGUUUGUAUUUUAAAAUUAACGUUAACUACUCUCGGUGUUUUUCCCUUGUAUGAUAACCUUACUUAAACUAUAUAUAGUUAAAAAAAAAUUGGUUGAAUUGAAGAUCUUCGGAUUAUUCCAUAAUCUUUGUACACUAUUGGCAAAACGGUUGUAAAUAAUAGUCGUUUACUUUCAAUUUCGAUAAUUUCGCUUUAAUCACACGUUUGAUUAAAUUAUCGAUGCGUACGGUGUCGCGUUUUUCGCAUUUUCGGAUCAUUCAACCAAAUAAUAAUGAUGGCAUAAAAUAACAGAAACGGUUAUUUUUCACAGGAUAUUUCAAUGUAGCGAUCACAGACUGCUAUUGCCAUUGCCAUUUAGUGCUAUUUUACAUACGCGUUAUCACAUCACAUCUGCUACUCCGCCAGUAUGAAAAUGGUAAUUUUUUAGUAUCAGUAGCAACUGUUACUAUUACUACAAACAAAUCGCAGUUAGCCGACUCUACCGAAUAAUUAAUAAUUUUUUGGAAAUCGAACGAUCUUUUUUUGUACAGAGCUCUUGUUAAUAUUACCGUUGCUGGCCGGCACGUGUUUUCAAUUAUUAUUUUAUUUAGACGUUCUAUUCGAACGUAAACAAGCCAGUUAACAAUCGUUUCGAAACGUAAUUAUAAUCAUUAAGAGGACCCGUAUAUACCCUGUCUAAUUAGGUAUCUAGCUUAAGUAUUUCACUUGUGGCGUCGGGGUCAUAAUAAUAAAUUGUUGCGUGGAGAGUUUUAGAGAGAAAAAUAACGUUAUACUUCGAGAAAAAUUCGGUUUAAAAUUAGAAAUACUUCACCGUAAAUACGAAAAUAUAAAAAAAAAAAAAAAAAUUCCAUUUGUGGUAUAUGGAUGCUGCUUCUUUACACGUGAAAUUGAAAAUGUCGUGCCGGAGACCGUGUAAUCCGGAAUCCGCGUAAAUUCACAUUCACGAAUACAAUUCAUGUAAAUGCACGUGAAUUCACGUGUCACGUGCAAUACGCGAAUAACCCAAAAUAAUUAUCACGGAUACACGGGCGCGAUAAAACACGCGUUUCCAAUUGAAACCUCUAGCGUAACGUUUAUUUGCCCAUUUCAGUUUUCACAUUAUCACAUUGUGACAAUAUAAUAUACAGGCGUUUAAACCAGACGCCACAUUGGAAUAACGUGUUUGUGUAGCCUGAUGCUCGUGGGUUUCCGAUGUGUUCGGACGAAUUAUCGAACGUUUCGCGGUCGAAAAUUUUCGCCCCGCGACCGAAUUCGGAAAAAUCAUCCGAACAGUUUGAAUGCGAUUAGCUACCGCGCAUGGGUUCAACCGCUUGGUCGUGCCCGUCAUCGCUGCCCCCCGUGCCGGACGUCGUAAAUCCGCGUUGCAUAUUUUCUUUUCGACUAUGUAACGAUCAUAGGCGUGUUUACUCGACGUCAUUAUAAAUGGAUUAUCCAAUCGAUAACAUAAUAAAGGUGUAUAAAUUCGUUGUAAUUACGUAUAAAUUGGAGCGAGCGCGACUAAUAAUAACAUAAUCGCGAUUUCCUCGGUCGUACGUGUUUUUCGAAUGGAGUGAUUGGAGGGAGUCGGACGUCCAAUAUAAAACUUGUCGAAAUGCGGUAACGGGAAAAUAAACCCUUCGAUAAUAUCCUGUGAAUGGAUUUUUGUUUUAUUACCGUGCGAGCGUAUUAUGACGUUUCGCGGUUGUUUCUUCGUCGCGAUAACAAUACGCGCGUGCAUACCUACAAGUAAGUAUUUUUUUCGCUGUGAGAUUACGACGAGUCUAAAAAAAAAAAAAAAAAAACAUAACGAAAAAAAACUUUGAGGCUCCACGCGCGAUGCGUUGAUUACCUGGUGUACGCAAACAAUAAUAAAUAUAACGUUUAUCGCGUCGGCUGGUUUACGCAUUGAAAUCUCGAAAGCCGUAUAUUUUAUUAUCAUUUUUAAUAUACAGGAGGUGCCUGCGUUUUCGCGUCGGUUGUUACCACGAUUUUUUACCCGUAUUAUUUAACCGCGCGAAUGGUGAAUAUUAUGCGUAUAUUGUAUAUUAUUACCUCGACGCCGAUAAGUGAUUGAUAAGUAACAACAACAAUACACGCAGAUUUUAUCGUUAUAAAACGGAUAAAUGGCCGACUCUAUUUGGGUAAAUCUGCUGAAGCCCGACAGCUACAUAACGUGCCGACGACGGGGAAAAUUCGAUCGAUUAACCCGUAAACUAAUACUCGUUCGCGCCACGCAUUACGCGAUAAAUACAAUACGUAACACUACGUUGAAAACCGUGUUUGAAACUCAUCGCGAAUUGUCUCUGUAUUACCCCGCGAUUCAUAGCACGAAUUCACGGAAAAAAAAAAAAAAUAUUCAAUGGGUUGUACGACAUAAUUAUUUCUAGUUUUAGUUUAGUAUAUUUGAGCUGCCGACGUCUGCGAUUAAAGUGGUCGGUAGCGGAUUCUCCCCUCUUAUUUACGGUAAACGUAUUCGUCCCCUUUAGUUUAAGUCUUCGAAGCCCGGGACAGGUGCGGACGCUUUUGUUUUUGUUACUGAGAGUUUUUUUUUAUUUUUUUUAAUGACAUUUUUAAAGCUCACACGGGUUUUAUCAAAAACAAAUUCUUUAAUAUUGGUUUAUACCUUUCUCUCUAUUUUUCCCCAGUUGAGAAUAAUAUUUUGGGGUCGGAGUUUAUUUUAAAACCCCGAUAUUAGCAUAAUAUAUUUGCGGACACACUUUUGCGGCGGAAAACAUUUUGGAAGUCUUGACUCCGUGAGUUGCCCGAAAGUUCGAUUGGAUUUAGUCAAUUCUCGGUACGGCCCCUCAAUUUUCGGUGAAUAUAAGUCUCCCCUAGAAGUUUUUUCCAAUAUAGUCACUGGCUGACUUGCAAUAAAAAUAAAAACAAUAGUAUUUUCGAUUUGUUCACGUACAUAAUAAUAUUAUAUAUAGGUAUACUUAGAGAGGCUAUGAUUAGAGAGUAUACCCACUGGUUACCGGACUUUUUAUCAAUCCAUACGAACGACGACACGUUAUACGACUUUUCGGCCAAACAUUGUUAUCAGCAUUGACUAAAUUUUAGUCCACUAUUAUCAGUAAUUAAUCUUUGUAAAGUAUAUAUAAUAGUAUAUUUAAAUGUUUCAAACGUAGUGUAGUGAGUUACAACUCAAGGUUCAUGAUAAUUUGAAGAAAAAAAACGAACGCAACUAAGCAAAUAGUGUAACGUAUUUUAUGUAUAUGUAAAUAAUAUUGGAAAAACUUUUAGAAUAAUAUUAAAAUAUGAACUGAUAACAUUGUUUGGAAGAAAUUUGAUCAUUAGUGUCGGAAAUCAACCAGAAAUUUCGACACUGAUAGCCUGAUGUUCUCUGAUUAUGCUCUGUAUUAUACCGCAACAUAAUUGUACAUUUUACAUUAAAAACCUACUUAAUCGAUUCCAAUCAUGCGUAUCGUAUAUACUUGAUAAAAUAUCAACCGAGAAUUUAUUUUUACAAAAUAACUUACAACCCGUCGUGAGUCUACGGUAGACUAUAUUGCCGGAUGCAUGUUACGUGUACAAUAUUAUAUUAUUGUUUCGAAAACCUUUUAUUUUUAUAAUUUUUUUUUUUUUUUUUAGUAUAAUUCACUAAAAACAAUACCGUCCGAUGUUUUGCUGAAUAAUGUUUGAUUUCGUUAUACUUGCGGUGCCUUUAUAUUAUUGAUAAUUAUUGUACAUAUAUUUUGUUUACAUAAUCUAAACGAAACCUAAUCUCCCUGUGUAUCUAUAUUUUAUUUUUAGUCGACUACAUUAUAUUAAAAUACAGUAUUUUUUUCAAUUGAUAAUUACGUGAAAUUAAAUCCAUUAAUUUCGAAUUGCAUUUUAUCUACAAUAAUUUUCAUAGUCUUACUGUAAAUGACUGUCUAUAACAUUCUACGUUUAGUUUUUAUUUUUAUUCUAUUCGAGAACAUUCGUUUUUUUAUUUCCACAUAGAAUAUACAAUUAUUAUUUGUUUGUAUUCAUUAUUUUUAUCUUCUAUAGACCAAGACAAAUUAUUAUUAUUGUCAACGCGGUAUUACAUUAUUCAUUUUGCUAUGGAAAUUAUUAUUCACAUCUAUCGGAUCUAAGAAAAAAUUAAAUUGUAAAUACGACCAAGGUCAUAUAACCGUAUGUAUUAUGAUGAAGUAUAGGUUUUUUUAAAUUUGUAUAUCUCGAAAUUCGGCGUUAAAUAAUCAUUAGUUUGAAAUAGUAUGUUCUCUUCGUUGUUUGUACACCUUUAAAAGUUCUGUUAAUCAAUUUUUUAUUUUUUUUUUUUUGAUCUGUAUUACUAUAGUUAAAGGAUCACAGAUUUAGAUAGAUAUCAGUGGCAUGCAUAGGGGGAGUGAGGUUGGGGGUCAUAUCUUCCCCUCAUUGGUGUUUUAAUACAACAACUAUAAGAGUAUUUAUCGAAGUAUUUAUUUACUAAUUUAAAUUUUGAAAUGUAUGUAUUUUAUAUGAAUAUUUCAGUGAAGAAAGAAUAAUUUCUUAAUUAAAAAUUAAUAAAAGGUUAACUAACAAUAGAUACGUAUGAGUUUAUUCCGAUUAAAUGAUUUAUUUUAUAACUGAACGGUUUAUUAUAAGUGAAUUUCUCUAACGUUAAGUUAAACCAAUCGUUUACUUAAUCGUACGUAUUAUACAUUCUUUACAAUAAAACAAGAAAUAUUUUAUAAGAUAUGUAUACGAAUAGUAUAUUAGUUUUAAAAAAGGUGUCUACAAGGAAUGCAAGACAAUUUCCCUUCUCCUCCCCGUUUUUAAAUAAAACUAUAUAUCGUUGUAUAAUUUUGUUUUAAUACACAAUAAAAUAAAACAGAAUUAAUUAUAAAAUAUGUCCAUAAAUACAAUUCAGUGGCAUGGAGCAUGAAUGUCGAAAAAAAUUAUUUGAAAAUUGGAAGUUGAAGACAUUUCAAAAAUCUAACGUUAAGUCCAUAAUUAUCGGUAUAUUAUUAUUUUUUUUUUUUUUUUUUUGACAUUGACCUUCUUGCACCAUGCUACCGAAUUAUAAAUGUCAGUAAUGUUUAAAACAAGUAUUAUAAUGUUCACAGUAUAUUUCACAAAAACCCAUUGCAAUUAUAAUACUGUAUUAGGCACUAUUUAAAUAUAAAAUUAUGCCCAAAAACCCAAUUACUAAGAAUGUGGUUAGGUAUCUGAAUAAUAACAUUAUUAUACAGUAGUCGUACAACACAUUUUUUAUUUUAUUUGUUUUGAACAUAAUUUAUUAUCGUAUUAGUACUUUUAAUUGUACCAAAUAGACAACGUAAUUAUAACCGACGUUAAAAUAUUCACGUAUAAUAUUAUAAAUGUUUGAAAAAAGAGGAGGGGGGUAAUUUCCUUGCUAUAUACUGAAAAAAAAAACCCGGAGAGAAAAUGUGAGGGGGUGUCCAUUUAACACAAAAAAAAAUAAUAAUCUCCCAUGGUGUGAAAGCGGUUGAAUACCUACAUGGGUGUAGGAUAACAUUUUAAAUGUCGAACCGUCAACGGUGGUACGGAUGCCCAUAAUAUAUACGUAAAGAGACGCGCGUAAUGAAAUAAUAUAAAUUUCAAAGACUGUGCAUUUUCGAUUUCAAAAAUAAAAUGUGUGCGGUAUUCUGACAACGGUCGUGCAAACGUCGCAUUAUUGCCGCGUGUAAUGAAUGUGAAAACAAAUUAUAGCGUACCUAUAUUAUGUACUUUUACUACGGGUAAACCAAUAAGGAGCUAUAAAUUAUAAUAUGUAAGUGCGAUUAAAAAAAAAUAAUAAUAAUAAUAUAAAAUGUCGAUUAAAUUUAAAUUUCUUUUUAAACGUACGAUAUUAUUUUAAUGUUUAUUUUUUAUCGAACACGAUUUUUAACGGAAAUAACAAUUAGGACCGGGGUUGGCAAAAAAAAAAAAAACACCGUUGUAUAUAGUAGCCUUGAGACGCGAAAACUUAAAAAAAAUAUAUCGCUGCGUAUUUAAACGACAGUAUUUAAUAACAGUGGCGUACGCGAGGGUAAGGUGAUAAGAUUUUUAUUAAACCAUCCCCUCCCUCGCCGUGAAUCAGUCAUUAUAUAUAUUUGAAAUAUGAAAAAGGUCGAUUUAUCGAAUACGAAUUGGCCCAUUUGGAUACGGCUUUUAAUUUCUCACCGUUGUCGGGUUCGGUAUUACCGAUUUAUUCGCGCAUCAUCGCGAUUAUUGAUUUAUAUACAAAUUUACCAGUUCCCCUCCCCCAUUGAAAAUCCCUUGGCACGCAACCGGAUUAUAUUAUCGCCCCACGUGUUCUUAGUUUUUCGACAUUUUUCUAUAGUUAUAAUGAUUUACUAUUGCUUAGGUGCGCUCGGCCGUGCGUAAGUUAGUUAGUUGAGGUCAAGGAAAUCUGUACGGGAAAUCACGUCCGAGGACAGUGACGGCGGCGGCGGCGGCUGCGGCUGCGGUUAUCAGCCGCGUUAUCAGACAAUAAUAACAUUUACAUAAUAUAGUAUAAUAUUAUUGCGCGUGGUAUAAACGACCGUCGACUCGGCGAUAUUUUCUCGGGCAAAUGGAAACGCGUCGCGCGGAAUAUCGUUUGAAAUAUUAUUCCUUUCCGUUCACACGCAUGCGCAUUUUCGAAAACACCGGACGACGACGGACACAGUAUCAUAUUAAUAUAUAGUAAUGUAAUGUAUUAUUUUACACGCGCCGCGUACCUAUCUGUAUAAUAACCGCGUGAUAUGAAUGGCUGCGGGUACACAAAUAAUAAUAAUAUUAAAUAAAAAAUCGCCAAAAAUGAUUGUCUGGAAGCUAAUGGGCGUAUAAAUUUUAAGUAAAAAAAAAAAAAAAAGUAUCGGCGUUAAACACCGCAUACUGUACAUUUAUAAUAUCUAGUGCGCGUGCGCGUGUAAUAUACACGAGAAUCGGGGCCGUUGUCGCGCGUCGAGGUCAUUCCUACGCGAAGUUGAUAAGUCCGGUGCCAAAACGUAAUUCAACACGGUUUUUCGAUUCCAUUUUCCCCUCUUAUAUAAUGUGUAUACACUUUGUGUUUUCUCGAUUUUUCUCCUCUCCCCCCCCUCUCUCAUCCAUUCCUUUCGCUUUUCCCGUGCGCGUAUAUAUAAUAAAUUGUUUACCGAAUCCAAAAGCCCGGAACGCUUGUAACUGGUCGAAAGCCGCCGUCGCUAUAUCGUUAUUUCGAAUUAUUAACGUUUGCUUAUAGGUAUAUUAUAGGUACGUAUGCAUUUCGUAAAAUAAAAAAGAAAGAAUGCAAUUGUUUGGCGACAGUCGUGCCACACGGACAACACUGCAGUAAUAAUAACGAUACAACAAUAAAACAUGUUUUGAAACGCCAUGAUUUUUACGGUUUUCGUUAAAAUUUGAACUUUCAAUGUUUAUAUAUUUAUAUAUAUAUAUAAAAAAAAACUACUUUAUAUUAUAACGUUAUGACUUUUUCAUUUUUACCACUAAACACAACUUAAUGUUAUGAUGAUUAACCUCGUGUUAAAUGUUUAAGCAUUCUUUUUCUGCUCGGCAAAAACAAGCCGUAUAAAAACAAACAAAAAUAACCGGCAAUUUCAAAUAUCAUAUAAUAUAAACAGCUCAGAAAUCGCCAGAAGUUUUUGAAAAUUUUACCACGUCUAAAAAGCGUGUUCCGCACACUUGUCAGGUCUCUCUACGAUUAUUUUUCUUACUGAAUUACAAAAGAAAAUAUUUAUAAAUGUAUAUAAAAUUAUGGUGGAACCGUUAUUGCGUAAAUUUCCCUGGCUUCUCCUAUAUGUUUACCAAUUAUUAAGAAACCUACAAGGAAAAUCAAAAAUCGACUGCAAUGCAUAUCGGCCAGACAAAAUUUGCAUUCGGAAAACUAUCAGAUUUCCCAAGUAAUUCCAAUAAAUAGAAUAAAAAUUCACAGCACCCAGAGACACCUAAUAAUUUUAUGUUAAUAUAUAAUACUUGUGUAGGUAGUUUAGUUUUUAUAUAUAUAUAUAUAUAUAUAGGAUAAGUAUUAUACGCGUCUAAUCAGAGUGGUUUUGAUUCGGUAUAAUUUGGUUUUUUAGUAUAGAAAUUCGUUCGUGUUAUUUUUUACUGCAAAUAUAAUUGCUUCCGAAUAACAUACAAGACGCAGGUAGUUUCCGUGAGAGGUGAACAGAAGUGAAUUCGCCCUGUUGACGGGAAAAUAUGAACACAAUAUUAAUUUUAUAAUUAUUUGCGUUCGUUCGUUAACAAUAAAAAGGGGGGGAAAUUAUUGGAGUAGAAAUGGAUUUCGUUGAUUUUAGCGUUUUAAUUAAAGAUUCAGAAAACCCAUUAUAUUUGUUUUUAAUCGCUCAGAUGCCCGUGCGAGUUAAAUUGUUCGCAAAAAAUCAAGAACAUUUUUCCGGACACCGUUUUUGAGUUUUUGAUUACCUUUGAAAAUUGCCUCGAAUUCUAUAACAUGCAGCAAGUAUAUAUUUUGUAAUUUGCAUUAUAUAAUAAAUUAUAUUAUAAUAUUUGAAGAUCCGCAAUGCUGCAAAAAAUUUAUUUUUCAUGCACUGAAAGUAAAUUAAUUUAAUACCUCCCCGCCCCCCUCAAAGACUUUCUGUUGGUAUUAUAACGUGCAGAUCAAUCGUGUUUUAUAGUACUCUGCAAAGUACAAUAUUGUAUUAUGUUUGAAACCGUAUGUAUUUUGAAGAACUCGUGAUUCGUGUUUGAAUUAAAAAUUAAAAAUCCAUUACAUAGUUAUUUCGAAUGGGAAAUAAUUAUAAUUAAAUGAGAAAAUGCAGUAGAUCGUAUUAUAAGAAAACAGAACAUUUAAUGCAAAUUAUAAACUAAAUAAACAUUAAUUUAACGACAUUAUUAAUUAUUAUACCGUGAAACCGUAUUGAAAUUUACACAAACAUAAAAACCUCGUUAGGAUUUCAUUGUUUGUCCGGAUUAAAUAAAAUAACACGUAUGUUUUAACAUUAAAAUGGUAAAAAUAAUUAUUUUAGACUGUACGACUAUAAUACGGCGAAGAUCGAUGCAGUUAUUGUUGUUACAAAUGAUAUUAUGUUUUUCUUUUAGUUUUUUGGCAAAAUCAUCUAAAAAUAAAAUAAAAAGAGCAAAUAUUUAUACGAAGUAUACGAAAUAUUUACACUAGUUUUAACUAAACAAUCAUUGUUAUAAUUUAGAUCAUCGUUUGAGGAUUAGAUUUCAGCCGGCCCUUAUACUCGAAAGACGAGAAAUGUUGAUUAUUUCGAGGAUUUUGCUGUGUGUAUACCUGCAUAUAUUAAACCUGUAGUUGUUUUACGAGGAGGCAUCAUACAAAAUAAAAACAAAAUAAUAAAAAUGUAUAUAUGUAAUCUUCACACUAAUAAUACAUUUUUUUUUUUUUUUAAAACUAGAUUUUUGAUACUAUUCACAAUUUUUUGUUUCGAAAUAAAACUCAAUAUUUGAUUUAACAAUGAAUGCAUAUUUUUAUUACAGUGAAAGAAAUGCCAAAACUUGUGAAACUUGCGCCCAACAACGGGUCGGUGGAUAGGUCACCGUUGCAACAAGAGUUGAAAAAACGGAAAAGACCAAUUGGAAAAAGCCAUGGAUUGAUUACCAGCAAACCUUUAACGAUAGGUAAGUAUUAUGAUAUAGUAGUAAUUAUCUAAUCCCCAAUAGUAUAAAAUCAUAAUGUAUUCAAUAUGACACGUAAUUCAUUUCAUAUUUAUUAUUGUCUGAAUUUGAAAAUCAGUUUGAAAAAAAUGCAAAUUUAAAUUGUAAUUACAAUAUUGUAUCUUCCAACAAUCCCAAAUUAUAGUCGUGCCCGUUAAGAUCUACUUUUCCAAGGAUUUAAAUGGAUGGUUUGAUAAGAGCGUACACUUUUUUGAAACACUUUUAGAUUCAGUGCCUUAUGAGGACGUCACAUCUGCAUUUACUGUCUCCGUCUUACAAACGCACGACAUAGAAAAUUUGCGUUCAGUAUGACAAAUUUUUUACCGUUACCUAUAGGUGUAAUAUUAGAAUGAAUUGACCUAUUACCAAGAAUAAAGGAAAGGACAUAUCUGUGUUAUUAUUUUGGUUUUUUUCUCGGUGUUUUAAUUUUUUUAGAGAGAUAUGAGUAUGUGAAAUAUUACAAUUUUAAAAAUGCUUUUGUCUUAUCUAAAAGUUAUAAUAUCGAAGAAAAAAAAACACAGAUGCUUGGUACUCAAAUACCUUAUUAUUUUUACUUUUAAGUUUGGUAAUAAUUCAAUCCACUCUAAUACUAACCUCAUAAAAUUUGACCUAUGAACUCAAAUUUGCCAUUUCGUGCGUCUAUGUCUAAGACGGUCUACGGAGAUAGUUGUAGAUGCAGGUGUGGUGACCUCUUAAAAGUUUAAACACACGUAUAAAAUAAAAACUAUAUAGUUUUUAAGUUUAUAGUUCAGUUAUGAUAGUAAUAAUAAUAAAUAAAAAAUGAGCAUUAAUAUUUCAAAAAACAACAACACAAAAGCCGAUCCAAAAAAUGAACGUGAAAUAUAAAAUUGAAUACACUCGGUAGGUACAUUGUGUAUUGGGACAAAAUACAACUAGUGGGUUAAAAAAAAAAACCAUAUAUAUUUUUAGUUUUUACUUUAAAUGUAUAUUUUCUCCGACAUGUGAUAUUUUAUUCUGUAAAUUAUGCAAAUGUAGUCGGUUUGGACUUUUACGAUUUCGUGAUUAGAGUAUUAUAAUGUCGUCCGAGGCGUAUAUAAUAUGGUAUAUCAUGCUGCCACGCAUAUUAUUAUAAUGCAAUCGCCUUCGCGCGAGAUGAUAUUUCCGGACAACGCUGUAUACUCGCAUAAAAAAAAAAUAAAAUAAAAAAUAAUCGACAGUAAUGCAAUAUAUAAGUUUAACGUUAUUAUUUAUACCUUUUUUUUAAAUUUUUUUUUUUUUACUCUUCCAUUGUAUACAAAUUUGUCUCAUUGGUCGUUUUAUGAUAAUUAUAUAACGAUAAACACAUUGUUUUCUUGCUGGGUAGGUACCUAAAAUUAUGCAUAGGUAUAAUGGAGUUCAAAAUAUAUACCUAACUCAUACAUAUUAUAGGUUUAGGUAUUGUUAAUAUUAAUAUUCUUCUCCAUUUUCGACAAAACUUACAUUUUCAUUAAAACACGUACAAUUACGUAGUAUUUAUAUAUUAUACGCAUAAUGAAAAAUUACAGAUUUAGAAAAAGUGCAAAAUGAAAUCGUUAUAGAAUAAUAUAUAUACAUAAUAUAAUAUUAUAAUAUAUAUUUUAUGGUAUCACCAACGAAACUAUGAUAAUUAGGGCUCGGAAGUUGUUACAUUUUUCUAUUGUUUCUAUUGUUUUAUGGCUAAGUAAGUUUUAAAUUCAUUCCAUGCAAGUACGGAUUAAAAUCUAAACAUUUUUAAAUUUUCUAAAAAUUCCCAACAUAAGUAUAUAGCAUAUAUAUACAACAUAAUUAUAAAAAUCAAAUGUAAUUUAAAAAAAUAAAUAUAAUAUCUAUUAGUAUACCUAUUUUAAAUUUAAAAAGCCAGUAUGAGUAUUUUGUACAUUGUUAAUGUACGUUCCUUGUACAAAAUAGAUACUGCUUAUAGGGCCUGGGUUUUCAACCUGGAGGACGCGCUUUCCUAAGGAGACGUGAAUAUUUUCAAAAAUCCUACGGAACGAACAUAUAUGUAUUCUAAUUUUAUAGUUGUGAGGGAAGGCGUGAUAUCAUGAAAUAGUAUAAAAAGGAAGCAUAAAUCCCAUAAGAUUGAGAACCCAUGGCUUAUGGGCGUAAGCCACUGUUGUAUAAGGUGGGAAGUUGGGAAGAUUAUUAUUAUCAUAAAAGGCAAUUUAGUUUAUAAUAGUACGCAACGGCAAAUGAUUAAUUAAUUAAUCACGUUUUGAUAAAUUUAUUGAAAAUGUAUUAAUGUUAACUACAAAAUAAACUAAAAUUUUCGUGUUUAUCAAUCCCGAAUUGUUAAGUAUUUUUAUAGAGUCAAAAAAGUUGUAUCUACUAUGUUCAGAAAAUAUGUAUCUGUGUACCUAUUAGAAAAUAGUACCUACGCAAAAUGUCAUGAUAUUUGCGAUUUUCGUCAAAAUUUGAAUUUGAAUUUUUUUAUACUUUUAUUUUAUUUAAAUGUUUCACAAAGGUAGUAGGUACGAGACAUCAGUGUUUGUGUGGAAUAAAAUGUACAAGUUGAUCACGUGUUUAGAAUUCAUGUGGAUAAUGUUAUGGUGGAUUUCAAUCUUGUUUUAGCAUCAUCAAUUUAACCGCGGAAGUUCAUAGUACAAUAAAAACCGGAUAUAGGUUUAUUUCCUGAUAGUUUAUGAUAGUAUAGAUAUUGGUUUUAGUAAAUGCUGAAAGUGAAUAUUUAAAUAAUUUUAUUAUGUUGAUAUUUUCUUUUAACGCCUAUGUGUGUUUUUGUAUACGUAAAUAUAUAGGUACAAUAGGUACAUAUUAUUAUUCAGUAUUCUGUACAUUUUGAAAUCAAUUGACUUUGCAAUUACUUAACGAUUAUUACUUAUAAUAAAGUAUAUAUAAUUUUAUUUGUUAUACUGUUCACAGUCGCUCCUACUCCAAUAACUCCUACUAGAAACGAUGACUCUCUUAGCUCAGCAAAAUAUACUUUUAUGACACAAACUAAUCCGUCGUUAGUGUUGAAGAAAAAAGACUCCACUGUCCAAUGCAGUCAACAAACGACUACCAUCAAAAGUAUACUAUAAACAUUUUUAAUUUACGAAAAAUCACAAGUCCAUAUAAUUAUUUUUGAAUAUUGUAUAAUUUAGCCGGUGUCAGCGGAAGUAUACCAGUUGGUAUAGCCGUUGCUAGACAAAGGUAUACUCAAAGCUCUUCUAGUACAGAUAUUCAAAGACACCGAGAAACAACUUCUACAGUGUCGAUGCCCGAAGUCAUUCAUCAGUCGCCAAUGCAGACUAUGGGUAAAUAAAUACAUUUGAUAUAUUAAUAUUAUUAUCAUAAGUUUUCUUCAAAUUUAUUGGCACGGUAUGUCCAAUAGUGUUGUCCUAUAACGAUUGUUCUAUGACAACUGGUACAACAGCACGAUGGCCACAGUCUGGGGGCUGCAACGUACCUCAAAACACUAUUGGAAGUCAAUGGAGUUUUCAGAAUACUACAUUAAGAGGUUAGAUAGAUACAACAUUUUAACUUCCCUUAUUUGAAAUGUAUUCUCCCUUUUUUGAAAAAUUAUUUUAUUGAAUGACUUCCAAAAAUAUUUUUUAAUAAAUCAGUUAAAAAUGUCAUGUACUAAUAAUCAAUUUUUGUGUAAAGCACCUGCUCUGGAACAGCAACCAGUGCAGCCAGUCGGUUAUCAACUAGUCCAAGAUCAAUCUGGACAAUUUUUCUUACUGCCUCAAAAUUCUAUUACUGGUAAAACAAAAUAAUUAUUUACAAUAUUGAUAUCAUUUACAUUUUAAUUCAAAUAAUUUAUCACUGGUAUUAUUUUUCAGGUUUAAUGACAAUGCCAUAUGAUUAUUGUAAGUCAGAAACACAGAACCAUCAACCGAAUCAAGGUUACACUCUGAUUCAACAACAACCGCAACAACAAAUGGCCACUCUAUCACCUAUUAUAAAUCACCAUCCACAAUACACGUCUAUUGCAAGUUCGGGUAAUUAUAUAAUAUAUAAUUGAGAUUUAUUUAUGUAGGUAAUUAAUUUGUUUUUUGAUUUUUAUUCAGGUUCAUUCUUGAUUCAGCAAGUUAGUUCUUCUACUCCACCUGCUCUUAUCAACACUCACCAUCAAUUAGCUGAUAACAACACACACCAACAACCGUUGAUACAGUUGGCAUCACCUGAAAAUCAAAUGAUCAUUUUUAACCAACAACAGUCGGCUAUUGUAGCUCAACCAAUGAUCAGUCAUUUACAACCAGCACAUUCAGGAUUGACUAUAGCAACCCAAAUGCAAACUGGUUGUCAAAAUCAAAUCAAUGAUAUACAAACAGUCUCUGAAUCUGUAACUGUCCAAACUAAAUUGGUACAGCAAUCAAUCACUGAGAAAAGUACAAUCUCAAGUCACACAGAAGAAAAUGUGUCAAUUUCAUUAGACUUUUGUAACACUACUAUUAGUGAGUCAGAAAAAGACUUAAAACAAGACCAUUCUACUCCAGAUCAACCCUUGGAAUCUGAUGAGAUUGUAUCUCAUGAUGCUAGCAAUCAAACAGAUAUCCAAACUGAAGAUGACUCAUAUCAUCCUUUGGCUGAAGAGAAUAAGGAAAUACAUUUUACUGAGAGUACUCAAGAAUGUAAAGACAAUAAUCAGUCUUUAACUGAUGAUACCAACCAGUCAACAGUAAUGUCUAUAGCUGAAAACUCUGAAACACCUGAUAUAACUGGACUAGAGCUAUUGUUGAAUAGUAUUGAGCAAUUUGAAAAACAAAAUUCUAAUAAACGCUUAGAUAAUAACUACCAGGAAAUCAAAAUUAAUAAAGAGGAGCCAGAAAUUACACAACCAGUGGACACCAAUGCAAACACCAUUGAGGAACCCGAAGAAAAAGGUAUUAACAAGAUUGGUUUGCUUUUGAUGGCUGAAGAAUAUUUAGAAACUGAAAAAUCAUGUGAAACUUCUAAACUAGACAAUAACCAGCAUAGUUAUUUGAACAUUAAGUUGCCUGGUAAGUUUAGCAUAUUAUUAAUUUUUGUGUAUAUAUUAAUUACAAGAGCUGAUACUGUAGGUGAUUUCUUGCAGGUGGGAAGUUAGGAAAGUAGGGCACAGAAAUUUCUUUAAUUCAUAUCUAUAUGCAACGUUUUUCCCAAAUAUUAAGAAAAUUGUUUGGGAAUAAAAAACUUCAUUAUGAACAACUACAUAAGAUUUUACAAAAUCAAAAAUAAUGAAAUUUGUAUUAUUGUAAAUUAGUUGUGUUUUUUUUUUUUUGUUUUUAAUAAUUAUUAUAAGAAUUGCUUGAGAAAUUAAAAAAUGAUUGUUAAUGCAUCAGUUGGAUCUAAAAUGCUACAAAAAAACUUUUAUAUCAUGUUUUGAUUGAAGCAUGAUUUCUGGGAAAAAAGUCGUUAGUAGACAGAAAAUUAUUUUUAAAAAUCCCACAUACCACAGUAAAAUCAAAAUAUUCCAAUCUGAAAUAUAUAUGUACAUUUUUUUUUUUCAGAGGAACAAAUAAAAGUAAUUAAUGAGAAUCAUCAAAUCUCUAUAACCCCCGAGGUAACAAGUUUUAAGGACAUUGCUUUAAAAGUAUACUCCAAAAAAUCAUCAAAUGAGAGUGGUUAUAAUUCCCAGUCAGUAGAGAAAUCUCAAGUUGAAAUGAAAUUAGAUAAACCUAAAAAAAAGAUUGAAUAUUCUAGUAGUAAGGUCUUGAAACGAAAAGGAUCUGAUUCAAGUUUGUCAUCAUCGGGUCAAGUAAAACGAGGACCUGGUCGUCCAAAAAAAGUAUUAAAAGUAGAUAGUGAUAACAACAAUAGUAAUGUUGAUCAUAACAUAACAGAAAAGAAGUUAAAGUUAGAUUUUAGUUCCAAAAGCAAACAUAAAAUUUCAAAUUCAUCAUCUUCAGAUCUUUCACCUCCUGUGCUAGAACCAUGGAGUCCUUUAUCACCUACAAAAGAUUCUACGCGUACCCCUCCUACCUUAUCUCCGAUUUCAUCAGCUAAAUUAUCUGAUGUGCAAAAAUCAUCAGAUGACGAAAAGUUGUAUGAAAAGAAAAUGACAAAAAAAUAUUCAACGUCAUCAACUCUGGUAUGGAAAUUGUAUACUUAUUUUUGUAGUUAUGAUAUUAACAUUUUAAUUUGUUUAGACUAGUGAAGAUGAAUUUAGACCUCCACUAAAGAAGCGUAAAGUUGGACGACCAAGAAAGUACCCAAGUCCAUUUGAUGAAGCAAUUCAAAAACACCAAUUGCAAAAUCAAAAGAAGGAUAAACCGAUUUCUUUAUCAUCAAACUUGAUUAGCAAUAUAGCAACUAUUAAAACUACUCAAGUAGAAACAUCUUCUAGUGGCCAGUAUAAAAUAAAACCCAAAUUAAAGGCUGAAGUUAAAGUGAGUUGGUUUUUUAAUCAUAUUAAUUAUAUUAAUUCUUAUAAAUGUUAGAAUCUUAGUUAAUAUCAGUUAUUUAUUUAUAAAUUAUAAUUAAUCUUUAUAUAUUAAAAAACAUAAAAAUGAAAAACACGAAAUGACCUAAUUACGAAAUAAUUUAUUGUAUUUUCAAAGAAUAAAUUUAGAAAACAUAGAAUAUAUAGAAUAGAAUCUAUUUGUUUAAAUUUUAAUAUUUAAAAGUAGUACAACUUUUUAGAAUGUAGUUCUGAAAGUUUUUGAUCAUUGUUAAAUUUAAAAAUUCAAACAAUGUAGGAACAACUUAUAAACUGAUUAUUUGUGUAUUUAUAGAUCAAACAUUGGAAUGUAGACGAUGAAGACGAUGAGAUUAAAGAUCAAGACGACAUACUAAUUCCAACUGAAUAUGUGUGUAAAAAGCGUCGAAUAGCUGAUGCUCUACAUAGAAUGGUAGUUAAUAUCUAAAAUAUAUAGGAUUAUUUGAAUUUUCGUUACACCAAUUUUUUAAUUUUUUGUUUUUCUAUACAUAUUUAGUAUAUUUUUAAAACAUAAUGAUUAAACUUUUUUACUGAAAAUAUAUACAGUUGUUUUAUAAAAAUGUGUAGUUGUCAUAUUUUCUAUCUACUUUUAAAUUAAAAUUUGAAUACAGCAAAUUUUCAGGAAAUAAUAUUAUGUAUAAAUAUUAAGUAGGUAUUAGAAGAGUAGUUUAUUUUUUAUAGUGCCAGUAGUUAUAUGUAUUUGCAUGUUUAUAGUGUUUAUUUAGAUUAUAUAUUACGUUUUUGUUCUAUCAGAGUUGUUUGAAAUAUAGACAUUUGACAUAAAAUUGUAUAGGUACCUAUAGGUUUAAUUUGAAUAUAAACUAUUGAAUGUAUAAUUUAUAUUUUAACCAUUAAAACAUAUUGAGUAAUAUAUUUUAGCAAUUAAAUUAUCUAAUCUUUUGCUCUGUUGUAUGUACAAAAAUAAAUGACGUUGCUUAUAAUUUUCAACAAUUGUGUGACAAAAAAAGUUCAGUGUAGAAAUUUGAUAAGGGCUCUUGUCUUGCUUCUUCAUUCUUGGCACAGGAAAGACGUGUGUUCUUAUUUUUAAUUUGAACACAAUAAUAUUUAUUGCAUUAAGGUAAAUGGUUUUUUUUGAAGUUCAAAAAUACGAUUUUAAAUGCAUGCUUAUUCUUUUUCAAUUCUCUAACAAUUUUAGGGAAUUUAAAUUAAGAAACCAUUUUCUUAAAUACCAAUAGUAAGAUUUUAUGGUCAAUUAUUUGUUUAUAAUAGUGUUCCAUGAACAGUAUUGAGUAAAUCACAGCUUUUAUAAUAAAAAAUACAUAAUCAUUAAACUAAUAAUUUCAGUGACACACUCAACAAUUUAGGAAAAUUGCUUUACUAAAUACAGCUAUUGUUAUAUUCACACUGUAAAACUUCAGUAUAAUUACAUUUAUUUUGUUAUACUUAAGAUAUUUUCUAGUUUAAUAAAGUGUGAUUUACUGAAUUUACCAACAAGUGUAAGGCUACUAAUAUGUUCUAACACUUUGUUCCUGUAGCAUGGUUUACUAUUAAGUGGACAUUUCAUCAGUAUUAAUUGUUUCAGUCUCACCAACAGGCAAUAUAAUAAAAUUAGUUUACUUAGAAUUUAUACUGUUAUGUUUAAGUUGAAAUAAUUUAAAAAAAAAAAAGAAUAUUUCGGAGAUAUUUUUUUUUUUAAUAUUAUUCAACAAAAAAGUUACAGAUAUGUUGUUUUUGAUUUUUUUUUUUUUUAAAUAAUUUGUGUGUUCCAAAAUCCAUUUAUCAAUUCAGCAGAAUGUUCAGUGAAUUGAUGGACCUUAAGAACACUUUUUUUAUUGCAAUGAAACUUGGUGGUUCAUACCUGUAACCACCAUCAACCACUAAUAUAUCAUAAUAUCAGUUUAUUUAUUUUAUAUUCUUAUAAUAUCACAACUCGUAUCCAAGAUUUAUGGAUAAUUUUACAUUUUAAACAAUUAUUUUUUUAUUUUUAAAACUUAACUUAAAAGUGAAAACUUAUAGUAAACCAUUAGUUUUUGUUUAAUAAUUUAUUUUAGAAUUUACUACUCAUAAAAAAUGGAUAGUAAUAACUACUUGUCUGUUAAUAUUUGAAUACUUAUGUCUAAAGUGCGUAUAACAAAUUGUAUGUUGUUAUUAUUAUCAACAAAACUAAUUAGUAAUUUCCAUAGUUAUGAUUAAUGAACAAAAAUCCAAGUGUUCAUCCGUGUUUAAUGAAAACUAAAUAUUUAUUAAAUGAAAACCACAAACUAGUUACAUGAUGAAAACUAUGACAAAUUAACGAAAACAAUGUAACCUAUAAGUGUUAAGAUGUAAAACAUAAUUUUUGACUUGAACCAUUGUUAUCAUUUAGUUGAUCGGUUCAAUGCUAUCCAACAGAAUAAUACUUGUUUCCUGAUAAACGCACUUGAUCACUUCCGCACCGGGAUUUUGUUUUGUGUUUACUAUUGUUAAAAUGACUUAUGAUCUUAUAUAAGAAAAAAAACUACUAUAGAGUGCAAUUAACUACCUGUAUGACUUUAUUAUUGCAAUAAAACAUAGGAACCGCUUAUAACUCACAGACACAUAAACUAACUGACUUAUAAGACCAUAUUUAACCUACCACUAGCUAAUAUAAUACAAUGCCCUGAUAACCAAGGUGAGAUAAUACUACAAUACUGUUUUACUUUAAAGGCCCUUAAAGGUAUAAUCUAAUUUGUUUAAAACCAGUUCUAUACUCAAGAGAUCUGUUUGAAACUCAGAGCUGUCAAGUUUUAUCAAGAGAGUUCCUGGAAAUAAUCUCUAAUUCUCUAAAAAUAUUUUAAACAAGAAUUUAUUUGUGACAAUAGCUAGAAGAUUUUGCAUAUAAUGUGUUUUUUUAAGGUUCACGAGCAAUGUAUUAAUAAAUGGUCCACUUCAUGAUUAUUGUUUUGUAUUAUAAAAUGUAAGAUUUAAUUUUUUAGUAAACCAAUAGCCAAUGAUAAAAAUGUUGACUAUUAUAGGCGACUGAUUAUUCUUUUCCGUUGCCAAAAUUAGUUUCAAAAUUCUUGUCUGUUAAACUAGAGCACAUAUUUUUUUUUUGUUUCUUCAGCUGCUAUUAACUAUACUUAUAAUGAACUUAUACCUCAAUGUAUGCACCUAGUCAAUGAGGCUGCUUAUUAUACUAUUAUUUAAUUAUUGAAAACACUAUUAAUAUUAGUAUUAUUAUUGUUAUAUUAUUAUAUUUUUACUUAUAAUCUAAAUAUUAUAUUUUGACCAGCACUAGCAUUAUUAUAAAUACAAUUAGUUUUAUAUAUAAUAUAUAGGAUAUAAUUUAACAUUUUUAGCAUCCGAAUAAAAAUAAAUAACUAUUUAUUAGAAGUUAAGUAGUUUAGUAUAGUUCCAAUAUUUUAUUGUAUAAUGCAUACAACUAUCAUAGUCGUAAUAGUAAAAAUAAGCAAUAGUACCUAUUUUUAAGCAUUUAAAGUUAGACUUGUAAAAUUAAAUGAGAAAUAUAAUUUUUUUCAUUUUCUCUUCUUGUAUAAAUUAUGUUUAAUACUUUAGAUAGUUAUUUUGUUUCUGAAUUUAAAAUUUUUUUUAAAAGCGGCUACUUAUUGAAAAUGAAAGUUAAUUUAGUUUUAAAAUGCGAAAAAGAAUAUAAAUUUAGAAAAAAAUGAAAACAAAAACUGAAAUUGAUAAAUAGUGAGUUUUAAAAAGAGAAUGUUUUAAAUAUACUCAAUUUUACAAAAAAAAAAAAUUGAUGUAAUGAACGGAUUGGAGGAUUCUUUUAUGUAAUAACAAGUACUAAUCACAGUGAAUAUUGUAUAAUGUUUAAUAUUUAUAUUAUGUUAUAGUCUCCUUGUACUGUUAUUAAGCCAGCAGUAAUUCCUAAGAAGAGAAAAUUUUCAAAUAUAUCACUAGAAAGUAUAGACAGUUUAGACAAUAAUGUAUCAUUCCCAAAAAAGGACACAUUAUUUAGUUCUGUUCCAAUAAAAUGUCAGAAACCAGAACCUGAAAUUUCUUUGGAGCAAUCUAAUCAAGGUAUUUAAUAUAAUUAAUUUUAAUUAGUUUUAGGCAAUUUUAUAUGUGUGGUAUGUAUAUUAUACAUUGGUGGUUUCAGAACAAGAUAGUUCUACUAAGGUCGAACUCGCUGAACGACAGUGCACACCCGUCAGCCCGAGUCGACCGGAUGUAGAAAUAACUACUGUCAAUGUGAGUUUCUUGUUAAUAUUUUUUGUAUUAAAUUAUAUGAUCAAUAAUAAUUUAUUAACAGGACGAUUAUGAAAGAAGAAGACUGAAGAAAAAACAUAAACAUAGAAAACACAAGCACAGUCACGAUGAAUCAAGAACUAAACACAAACAUAAACACCACAAGAAACACCACAAAAAGCAUAAACGACAUCGGGAUUCUGAGCCAGAACUGUCUGUAGCAGAUCCACCGACUUUAUCCCCUCAAACAAUCGUUGAAGAAGCUAUUGAUGAUGAUGAUGAUGAUGAUGAUGAUGAUGAAAAAUCCAAAGAUGUAAGAAAAUUUUUUAUAUCUAAACAUUAUACUUUAGUUCAUUUUUAUACAUUGAUUAUUUUGUCAAAAACUUUUGUCAAAUAACACUUUUAGUUUUUAAUAAUAUAAAUUAUUGUUAUUGAAAUUAAAUACAUACAAUAUCCAUAUAGUACAAGUAGUAUAUAAACUAAUUGGUCAUUAAAUUGUAUCUCAUUAAUGCCAAAUGGUUUAAUUAUAUACUUAUAUUAUAUUUAAUUUACUAUCUUUUUGUAUUUUAUAUGUUUAAAAUGAAUUGUAGCAAAACUAAAAUAAGGAGAAUUGAUUUAAUUAUAAUAUUAUUGUAGAAUGACUCCAGUGAAGUUGAGAGCAGUGAUGUCCCAACUUUUUUGUCAGACCAGCAGAUAUGGAAGUGGUCAGGUGAUAGUUAUAAACGACCUGGCCGUAAUGGCAAUAAGAAAAUCUUUUAUAAGUCCAUCAGCAGAGGAGACGAAACCAUAAGUGUAUGUUAAAAUUAUAAAUUUUAUGUAUUUUAUAAUUUUCAGUUAUUACAAGUUAUGUAUUUUGUUUUGAAUAGAUUGGUGAUUGUGCUGUGUUUUUAUCGUCUGGUCGACCGGAUCGACCAUUUAUUGGUAAAGUUGACUGUAUGUGGGAAACAAACUUGGAAAAAAUGGAAGUCAAGGUGUUUUGGUUUUAUCAUCCAGAAGAAACAGCCACCGACUUUGCUGGUGAUCUACCGUAUCCAGUGAGUAUAAUAUUACAUAUAGUACAAUGUAUUAAUUUUUUUUACUUGUUGGGUGAUACCCUUAGGAGUUUAAACAUGAAAUAAGAAUAAAAACGCUGAGAAAUUAUUAUUUUUUUGUUUUAACAUUAUUUUUAUUGAAAAUAUAUUCACAUAAUUAUUCAAAAAAAACAUUUAGGUUUGAACCACCAUCUUAAUAAUUUUUUUUAUAUUUGAUUUAAUCUAUUUACUGUGAAAAAAAUUGAUACUAAAUCAUAAAUACAUUAUAAUUUUACUAAUAUGCAUUUUAAAUUUCAAUCUUAAGAGUAUUAUGGAAUGAAAAAUCAGUAUCAAUAUUUUAAAAUCGCAUUUUCCCAUUUAUUGGCCAUCAUAUGCUAUCUAUGUUUUUGUAAUAAUUGAUAUCAUACAGUAAAUUAAUUGAUGAACAUGAAUACUGGAAUAACCACUGUAUCAAAUUACAAAAUUACAUUAUUUUUAAAUUUCACUAUAAUAACUUUAUAUUCAUAUCGUUUUUCUUUAAUACCAUAGGGUGCAUUGUUCAAAUCACCUCAUAAUGACGUCAAUGAUGUACAAAGCAUUAUGAAUAGUUGUCAAGUAGUAUCGUUUCAAGAAUUUAAAACAGUCAUAGAAAAAGAGCCUGAACGUUUGGAAGCCAUAUAUGAUAAUAACGAUCUAUUUUAUUUGGCUGGUGACUAUGAACCGGUUAUGAAAACGAUAAACUUUAGUGAUGGUGUAGUGGUAGCAAAAAAGCAAUAAAUGAUUUGCUUGUCAUUAUUAAUUAUUAUUUUCACUUAUUAAUAAUUCUUUAUUUAUUAUGCCAUUAUUUUAUUUUGUGUAUUAUUACUAUACUAUUCUUAUUUUGUUUUUACUAUUCUUUUUUUAAAUUAUUUGUUACCUGUAAAUCAUAUUUAGGAAACUAAUGUAUUACUCUAAAAAAUUGCGGUUUUAUUAUUUUUAAUGUUAAUUUUAUUUAUUAUUUUUAUUAUUAUUAUUAUUUUGCCUCUAUCUAAAAUACAAGUUUUAGACGUAUACAUUUAUAAUUAAACCAUAUUGUUGUUUUCUAUGAUUCAGCAUUAACGCACACCCUGAUUAUUUUAACUUGUUAUAACUUAUUAAGUAUUUGGUUCCUAAUUAAAUGUAUUUGUGUACGUAGGCGCCAAGUACACGGAUGCUUGAAUACUUGAGUACUUGCUUAAAUCAUUAGGUGUGGUUUCGCGUUGCAAACAAUUGUAAACUGUUUAUAUUGUAAAGCAUUUGCAUAGUCGUGAAAAUUACACGUUUUACUUAUGCAUGAUAAUGUAUUGUCCAAAUUUCUAUUUUAUUGUGUUAACUAUGAUUUAAAAUAUAUGUGAAUUUAUGAAACACAAAGUAAACAAAAUUAAAAUAUGGUUUACAUAUUCUUCAAACAAACUUAUUCUAGCCAACUGUUUCAAGUAUAAAGUUAUGUUGAAGAUAAUUUUUUUUUUUUGUAAACUAUUAACAUUGUUCACAUCCAAAACCACACCUAUUUAGUAGGUUCUGAGCACUUAAUAUUAAUAACUGAUUAUACCUAUUCAAUGUAACUAUAAAUGCUCAGGACAGUGAUAAUGUCUGUAACAAUUUGUUCUAAAAAUCAAAAUUUUAUUCCCGACUUAAUAAUAUUUAUUGUAAAAAUGAAUAAAUAUAUAAGGAAAAUGUUUUAUUGUAUAUUUAUAUAUUAUUGUAACUUCCUAUUAUGGCUGUAACUAUAUUUUAAUUAAACACAUAUCUGUAUAUUUUUACACUGUUAAUGAUACCUAAUUUAAAUAUAUUUGAAUUAUUGGGGGUUUUUUUUUUUUGUUAAAUAAUAGAUCUAGAUAAUUCUUUUGUUCUUUAAUAAUCAAAUAAAAUUUGAGCUUGACAUAUUAGAUUGAUAUUGUUAGACCUUAGUGUUAUGGUUUUGCUGUAAAUGUAAGUUCCGUAUCAACGUCAUUGGUAUCUAAAUAUAAUUAUUGAUGUACACUUGAAAAUAUAUCCAUACAUAAAUUAGUUCAUUCUGUCUUACCAAUAUAAUCUAUUAUCGAGUAAUCUAUUGUUUAAUUCUUGAUCGUACUUAAAUGCUGACCCUAUAGACACGUGUGAUGUGCCAAAACAGCACAUUUUGAGGGGCAGAACAUUUUAAUAGGACAUUUUUUAAAAUUAUCACAGGUGUGCGCACUAGGAGUUUGGAGCA
Molecule: messenger RNA, 90371 nt
Organism: Cinara cedri
Lineage: Eukaryota; Metazoa; Arthropoda; Insecta; Hemiptera; Aphididae
Source: the annotation of a GenBank genome assembly